GUCACAAGUGACAUGGUGUGCUGAAAUAGUGGGAGGGAUAUCAUAUUGAGUAAGUGCUGAAAAAAUGAAAAAAUAAGUGAGUUAAAAAGGAAGUAAAAGCUGCAAAGGGAGGAAUAGGAGUGAUAGCAUGAAGAGAGCGGAAGGAAGGCAGCAGAGGUGAGGCAUUUAAAUGCUCAGAGCAGGGCAGGGGAGGCAGGGAGCUGGCUGAGCAGCUGGGAGGUGCCAGGAUCAGGGGGGAGGCGGAUCAUGUGCUCGGAGCUCUGUAACACAGGCACUCAGUGGAGGAAGCAGCCCGGGACAAGCAGGGCUGGGGAAGAAGUGCAGCCGCACUCUGCAAACAGGGGAUGCUUCAAUCACCAUCACUACCCCGGACCAGUGUGGACCAACCACUGCCACCCGCCAUUGGUGCUCACAGGAUACCACAGCCUGGCAUCCUCCUGCCAAUAGUACCAAGUACUCGUGGGGUUAUCCAAACGACGCAUCUACUUGUGAUGUAGUGCCAUGCCUGUUUGUACAUGGAUAUUUACAUUAUCUCAGUGCCCUAUAGUGUCUGUCCAUGCAUACCUUCGUAGCGAUAUACGCCGCACUUGGAAUCUUUGGAAUUAUAUAUUUGUAUAAUAUUUUAUUGUUAAUGUUACAAUUCUUAUUUUAGAAUUGUAGGGGAAAACACUUGCUGCUUACUGUUGCUGCUGUUUUUGUUUGAUUUUUGUAGUUUUUUUUGUAUUAUUAUUUGUUUGUUUUUUGGUGGGGUUUGAGGAUGGGGGGCAAUCUUGGGUGCCAUAGGUCUAUCCCUAAGGACCCAUCUGAUCUAUGUCAGAAGAACCGCAAGUACAGUGCAGCCUGCAACUUCAGCAACAUCCUGGUGAGUCAGGAGAGGCUGAAUAUCAAUACAGCUACUGAGGAGGAACUAAUGACCCUUCCAGGGGUGACCAGGCAGGUGGCACAGAACAUAGUGGAGUACAGGGAGUACAUUGGAGGGUUUAAGAAGGUGGAGGACCUUGCACUGGUCAGUGGGGUUGGUGCUGCCAAGUUGGAACAGGUUAAAUUUGAAAUCUGUGUCAGUAGCAAAAGUGGCUCUGCCCAACAUUCACCCAACUCGCUGAAGAAGGACUUAGAACAUGGGCACCAUGGCCAGCACUUAAGUGCAACAAGGGUGAACAUUAAUACUGCCACUGCUCCCCAGCUUAUGUGCCUCAGGGGAAUUACAGAGGAGAUGGCACAAGACAUUGUCCAAUAUCGCAGCCAACAUGGCCCCCUAAAGAGCAUUGAGGACUUGGUCAAGGUGGAAUCUGUUACAAUUUCUUUCUUGGAUAAGAUCAGGCACCAAGUCUAUGUACAGAGAUCUCGACCGCCAUCCACACAAACCAAUGGAGGGCUACAUUUCAUGGCCAAGCCUCAUCCUAGCCCUACUUCACUGAGUCUACAGAGUGAGGACUUAGACUUUCCACCUGGCGGACCAACCCAACUAAUCUCUACUCGCCCAACUGUGGAGAUUUUUGGAGGUGUCAGGGAAGGGAAGCCUGUCCUCAGGCUGGCCUCUUGGAAUCUUCAAAACUGUAGCCUGGACAAGGCAAGCAACCCUGGCGUGAGAGAGGUGGUGUGCAUGACACUACUGGAAAAUAGGUAAGAUUCUGAAGCAACACUUUGCACCUUUAAAAAUUGUAAGUGCUCCAUGUGUUUGCUUUGAAACUUCAAUUUCCACCAUGCAAAAAGUCAUGGUGCUCAACACUAGUCAAACCAAAAAAACUACAAUACUGUAUCAAAAUAGGUGCUUUCAAUACCUUGGCUUUCUCUGUAUUUUUUGAUACAGGAGCUAAGGUCAUGUUACAAGAAUUGUGUCCCUAUGCUUUUUCAAGUGGGUCCCAGUGGGUGUUUUAAGGCACAUUAUAUAAUUCAGGCCUCAGGCCGUAAUUCAAAUAAAGUUUUUAUUGUAAAACCACUGCCUUCCCCAGUGUAAUGCAGAUCACUUUUACCACUGGGAAUAAUCUUACAAAGGUGCAUUGCAGAAAUAAUUUUAGCAUAUGUUAAUACAUCAAACUCGAAUGGUUACUAAAUACAUUUUACAAUUGAGGAACAGGUUGUCAAGAUAUAGUAUGUAUACAUUUUAUUUGGGGGGGAAAUGGAUAGAAGCUCAGUAAUAAUACAUUUUAUUAAUAAGAAAUAUAUGGGAUAAGAUAAGUGUCAAUUAUAAGGAAUCUAAAGGUAAAUAAAUAAUGGAUUAUAUUGUUUGGGAAAAUUUAGAAGGGAUUUUCCAAAUUAAAGUGAGUAAGGGACAUAGGCAGCAUAGCCGCUACAUCUUCAGUUCAUGGUCCAUGGAGGUAAUGGGUACAGUGCCUAAACUCAGUUUUUCGUUAAUCCCAUCUCAGCUGUUUUGAUAACAAUACAGACAUUCAAAGACCAUGCCCUUUGUUUCACUUUCCACAGUUUGUGCAAAAUAAUCAGGCUGGAUUCGGGUGUCAGAAAUAUAUAUAUUUUUUUAUUAUUUAUUUUUUUAUUAAACCACUUGAAAAUGGUUUUCUAAAAGUAAAAGGCACUGCAUCCAUAACCUCUUGUAUCAUAAACACUGCAAUAAACUGUUGUGGUUUUGGGAUGUCUCUUUAACACUAAUAAAAAGAGAUUCUAAUUGCUAUAAUCACUGCAGGCCAAUCUAGUGGGCAUGAUGCAAAGGGCCUUUGGGUGCAUCCCCCGCACCUUAUACCCAGCUUGUUGGUUGUUGCUUAGAUAAGGUGUAAACACCCACAAAGCCUCACCACUAUAAUGAACUGUAGUGUUUAUGGUGCGUAGAAUACCCCUUUAAUAACCUGAUACCCAGAGCUGCGCUCUGUAAGCUAGUGCCAAAUUUAGUGUCUCUAUGCUGACAUAUUAGAUGUGCGUAGGAGGCAAAGUGAUCAAAAACUUACAGGUGUUCUCUUCCUGGAGAACUUGAACUUUUCACUGCAUACUUGAUCUAUGGUUUAAAGAUAACCUGUCAUGGGGUGGAUUCACCAGCAGAUGAAUCUGAGUGUGCCUUCUUUUUUCCGAUUUACACUUUCCAUGCUUAAAUCUUUGGAAGUGUCAUUAGUUAUAUCAUGAGGAGUUCUGCUCUUUUGCUAGAAAGCAGUAUAUAUAGGAAAUGGUAAAAAGUGAACUAUACCGAGGGCAUAACAAAUCCUCAGGAUUAUAUGAAACACAAUUAUAUAAAACAAGGAUCAAAAUGUGUUUAUUCUCACCACUAAUUUACAUCUAUUACGCUCAUUAAAAAUAUGCCCAAUAAAAAUGUUCCCAUUUUAGCCAUGCGAUUCCAAAACCCAUUAGAAUGUUGGAUUUUGCAAAAUUCAGAGGUUGCCAUACACAUUUUGUGGUAUUUGCAGCAUACUCCCCAAUCUCAGCUUUCCAUGAUGCAGGACACAAAUGGACUGGAUAAAACGGGGCAGAUCAGAUUGGCCUGGCGUGAAUGCAGGGCAGACUUUGUCUGCGUGGUUCUAGUUGUCUGAUCACAGUGUGUCAAAUGAUGCUAAAGUGCUAUGCUUUCUGGAGAUAAUUACCUGCUAUCGCCAAACAAAGUUGGAAUGGUGGGACAGGACCCCAAAUUCGGGACUGUCCCAACAAAAUAAGGACAGCUGGGAUGCCUGUUUGCAGUGCCAUUGUAAUAUAAGCAGCAACAAUUACGCACAAAUUAAUUACUGAUAAUUUUGGCAAAGAUUGGUACAUAAAUAAUCACCAGGAAAUAAUCUAGUAAAAAAUAAAACACCCUGAUUUUCAAAAUAUUAUAGGGGAUUUUCGACAAGUUGGUUGUUAAAUUGUCUCAAGUGAGACAAGAGCCAAGAAGAGUCUUGGGGUUAUUCCCUUUUAAAUACUAUAAUUUCCCCAAUACAUUGGAAAACAUUACGUGCUAUAUUUAUAUGAUAUACAUAUAUAGCUGUAUUUACUUUAGGGCACAUAUAUUCAGUUGUAUAUACCAGUAUUAUGUACAUGAAAUUAUAAGCAACAUUGCAGCAAAAAAAAAAAAAAAAAAAAUUAUGGCUGGAUAACUUUGAGUGGUCAAAAUUAAUAAAAUUUUGCAAGAUAUUUACUCAAAAAGUGUUUUACCAAUGAUAAUAUAAUUGGUAUUUAUCUUGUCUUCAACUCUAUCCUGGGAUAUAUAUUAUAUUAUGGUCACAGAUUAAUGGGAAUUCCCAACUUUAUCUUUAAAUAUUGUGUCAUAGUUGGGGUUUAUUUGUUAAAUGCUUAAUUGUAGUGAAUUGAAACCUAACUAGCCAAAUGUAGGCUAAAAUAGCAAGCAAUUGUUAUCUAAAUGUGGCUAUUCGGUUUGUAAUUACCGGUAUCUUUUUAAAUUCAGUGUUAAGUGAAUAAACCUCAGUUUAUGUUUUUUGUUUUUUUUAAAAGGGUAUUUAAAGAAAAAUAAUGCAUUAAAGGAACACUAUAGGGUCAGGAACACAAACAUGUAUUCCUGACCCUAUAGUGUUAAACCCACCAUUUAAGUGGCUUGCCCCCCCUUAGUCCCCUUAAAAGGAAUUAAAAUCACCUUUUUCCCAGCCCCGAUCCGCCUCCUUGAUGACAUCAUCAGAAUUGCAGAGUUUUAGCCAAUCCAGUGUUUUAGCCAAUCCAUGGGAAAGCAUUGGAUUGGCUGAAAUCGGCAAGGAGGCAGGAUGGGGGUGGGGCCAAGCACAGUUUUGGUCAGUCAGCACUUCUUCAUAGAGAUGCAUUGAAUCAACACAUCUCUAUGAGGAAAAUUCAGCAUCUCCAUGCAGAACGUGGAGACGCUGAACGGCAGUGGUGCCUACUGUGCAGCACUGCCACAGGAAGCAUCUCCAUCUGAGGAGUGGCCACUUGGAGGUGUCCCUAGGAGAAAUGUAAACACUGCCGUUUGCAUAAAAAGGCAAUGAUUAUACCCAGAACAACUAAAUUAAGCUGUAGUUGUUGUGGUGACUAUGGUGUCCCUUUAAUAUUACCAAUGUAUUAAAUGUGUUCUGAGUGUUAGCAUUAUAACAGUGUGAGAAGUUUAAAUCAGUGAUUUUUAACCCUUGGCCAAAAUUGGGUUUGCAUGUUAUUUCAUUGAGUCCCCAAUAGGUGAAAGAGGCACAUCAUGUUUAUCAGUCCCCAACCCACCAAAAAUUGUCAACUGAAUGCAUGGUUAGUGACCAGAAAAUAACAACGGAGAAUAAACUGUUAGUCCCCAGUCUUCUCUGAAAUAUACACGUUUUAGUUUAAUACAAGUUGAUAAUGCCAAAUUACACAGCUUUUAUAGGAAAUUCAAACUUUCUACAUGUGUUCAUUUAUAUAUGAUCAACAUAUGUUUUUCAUCUUUGUUUUUGAAGGGAUUUGUAGUUAGUCACAUAGUUACAUAGUUACACAGCUGAAAAGAGACUUGCGUCCAUCAAGUUCAGCCUUCCUCACAUUUGUUUUUUGCUGUUGAUCUAAAAGAAGGCAAAAAAAACCAGUUUGAAGCAUUUCCAAUUUUGCAACAAACUAGGGAAAAAAAUUCCUUCUUGACCCCAGAAUGGCAGUCAGAUUUAUCCCUGGAUCAAGCAGCUAUUACCCUACAUUGAAAGAUUAUAUCCUUGAAUAUUCUGUUUUUGCAAGUAUGCAUCUAGUUGCUGUUUGAACAUCUGUAUGGACUCUGAUAAAACCACUUCUUUAGGAAGAGAAUUCCACAGCCUUAUUGUUCUUACAGUAAAAAAACCUUUCCUUUGCCUUAGUCGAAAUCUUCUUUCGUCCAGUCUAAAUGCCCAUGAAUUGUGGAAAUCAGGACUAACUUACAAUAAAAACCUCCAUCAGAUUAUAUUUUAUGAUAUGUCCAUAAUAAGCAUUCAUGUAUUAAAGGAACACUGUACUUACUAUAACAACUUCAUCUAGAUGAAGUUGUUAUAGUGCCUAUUGUAGUUCACCUUUCUUUGUGACCUUUAAUGACUUGGUUUUAAAAAUUAGAAGGCUUGGAGGCAAGGCUUCCAGCCACGCCUCCAUUCCUCUUGGUAGGAGAGUCGGGACUGUUACUUUCUGGCUCCCGUACCCCAGCAUACCGUGAUGUCACACUUGCAUGCACAGUGCCGUUACGAUCAGUCAUAGAGCAUCUAUGGGGAGCAUUUGAUUGGACCGUCAUCCUAUUGGCACUAGAAAGAUGGUGAGUACAUUUUUUGUUUGUUUAUUAUUUAUUUUCGUUUUUAAAAUGUAGGCUGUGGAGGGGGGAGUUAGUAGAAUGCAGUAGAGUUAGGAAUGCAGAUUUCUAUUCCUAAAGCUACAUUGUCCCUUUGAGUCACAGUGUUAAAUUCACCUUUGCAGGAGCAAACGUAUUUUUAUCUCACAUGUUCAUAUGCCAGACAAUAUUUAAAGGCAUAAGAGGAAACAAGAUUGUGGACUUUGUAAGCUUCAGUGUAGUGAUACAGUAUGACAUAAAUAAAAAAUAUUGUGGGUUAUUUAUAAAGAGCAAUUAGCCAGCCAGAUAUACACUGAUCAGCCACGACAUUAAAUCCACCUGCCUAUUAUUAUGUAGGUCCUGCUGAUGCUGCCAAAUGAGCUCUGUUGCAUCGAGGCGUGGACUAUAAUUUCCCCAGGACAUAAGAACACAAUACGUGCAGUGCGUACAAUAUAUCUAGCCACAGCUGUAUUUAUUUUAGGACAAAUAUAUUCAAUUAUAUAUAUUAUGUCGAUGACAUUAUCAGCAACAUAGCAGUAUUUGUAAAAAUGUAUGGCUGGAUAACUUUGAAUGGUUGGCAUUAACAUUUUUGAAGAUAUCUUCUUAAAAAGUGUUUUACUAAAAAGAAUAUAUUGAUAUUUACCCUGUCUUUAACUACAUCCCGGGAUAUCUGGUUAUUUAUUUAUGGUCACAUAUUAAUGGCAAUUGACAGCUUUGUUAUCGAAUAUUGUGACAUAGUUGGAGUCUGUUUGUUAAAUGCCAAUUUGUAGUUAAGUUAAACCUAACUAGCAAAGUGUAGGCUAAAAUAACCAAGCUCUGACCUGAGAAAACGGACCAACCACAUGCUCCUCUAUAGAGGCAUUUAAUUGGACCAAGGAGAGGCAGGUUGUGAUGUAACAUUAGGGUUGCCUCUAACAUUGGGGUUGCCACAUUCACCAAGCUUCCUUAGAGACAUAUUGUUUCAUAUUGGAUGGACAGCGUAUGCAUAUAUAUUCUUCCCAGCAGUAUAUAGAAUAUGUAUGUUCAGGUAUCCUUAUUGAUUUUAAUGCUUUUUCCUGUUAUGAGUGUAAUACAUGUGCAUUUUAUAUGUGUAAUGUGAAAUCAAAGUGCAGUAUAUUUGAGGCCUCUGUGAGACCUGUGUAUGGAAAUGGUUGUUUUACUCUGACUGCAGACUUACAUUUGAGCUGCUGCCUGAAGUGGCUAGAAGGGAUGAAAGGUUAAAAAAAGACCUCCUCCUGGGAAGCUGACACACAGAAGGCAGCAGUAGGUCCACAGGAGUUUUGGAAACAACUCUUUCCUCAGCUUGAUGACUCUACCAGCUAUUUGGGCAGUCAAAUACAUAGCUUUGGAGGUGGGAAAAGGGGUAGCAAAUAACCAGACACCAAAAGACAGGGGAGGACCAAACUUCCUGCAGCAUGUAUAUGUGAUCAGGUCACAAGUAUUCACCUGUCUGGCACCUCGGGCGAGGACCAGUCCUCGUGCUCACUUCUGUUUUGGCCCCUGCUUAAAUUUGACAUUGAUCCUCACUUUAGUAAAUAACCCCAUUUGUCUCAAAGUCAGUCACAUGGAAAAACUAAUUCCAUAUAUAUAUAUAUAUACAUAUAUAUAUAUAUAUAUAUAUUAUUUAUUUAUUUAUUUAUUUGGUUUUGUUUCAGCUUGUACAUAUCGUAUCAAUAUUCAUCAAUACAUAACAUUUCAUGUCAUCAUUAAUCUAGAUAUAUUUUUAUUUCAUAAAGAAAGGCAUUUAUUUGUUUACGCAAAAAAAGCAACUUUUACACUAUUAGUACACCACAGUCUGUGUUCUUUGUUACACACUCUUACAGUGGCGUUUUCAUAAUUUGCAAAGACCCACGAUGGUUAAAUGGCUGCUGGAGUUCCAGUGGCAUGGGAGGGUGGGGUGUGCAGGCAAAAGUGAGUUUAACUUACCUGAACCAGUCCCUUGCUGGCACCUCCAUCUUCUUCCAGCCGGUCCCUUUUCUGUUCCUGGUGCUUGAGAGCCAGAAGCGGAUGUCACAGUUGUACUCUCGCACACUGGUCACUGGUUACUGCUGGGGAGUAUUGACAUUUCUAGACUGCUCGGUGUAUAGAAGUGUCAGGCAUUGGAAAUAUACAGACACACAUUAGUCCCUACUUUGACUCAGUAUUUCUUUUGACUGGGUUGGGAUGUCACUGAAUUUUGAACACUGUCAAUAUGAGUACUUCAUAAAGAUUUUAUCUUUAAGAAAUAGCCAUUUUCUGUGUGUGUGGGGGUGGGGGUUGGUCUUUAAUAGGACUGACAGUGUAUAUUUGUUAAGUGAAGCACUAAGCAGGAACAGUCCAUUGGGAUGCGUGUAGACUAGUCCUCUUUAUACUCCUUCCUGAAACCAAAUCUGUUGGAAAAUCAAAUUACAUACUCUGGUUUGGCUUAGGGAAAAGUUCAAAAUAUGACAGUUACCAUGGAAACCAGUGGAAUUUUCCUGCUGAUUGUUCCACGUCCAGAAGUUUGCCCCUGAAAUUGCAGUUUAUAAAUACCACUGUAAUCUCUUCGCCAAAGUCAUUCCUUCCAUAUUGCAGUGCGCACGCAUGUGACACUUUGGCGCUCAAGUUAAUUUACAUGUGUCAGGACAUCCAGACAUAUAAUUAAAAGUAUGAGACAAAGGUUUGGAAUUAAAAAAUAAUAAUAAUAAUAAAAAACAGACUGGCAGACUAGUAUGGAGAAGACUAGUAAAUUUAAACCAGACUUUUAUUAGUAAUCCACCCAUAAGGAAUAGUUAUAUGAUACAUGUAAUUACUCUAAAUGUUCUGCAAUUUAUUAUUCUAAACGUACUAGAGAUUAUUUUCCAAGAUAGGCUAAACUGGGCUCUUGGCUGAGCACCAUGAGAAGUGUCUUUCACAAGUAUCUUCAUUAUCAAAGUUCUCCAUCGAAUAUUUUCAUCUGAAAAAAUGUGUUAGAAAAUCUGCCCAUUUGUGUUUUUAAAUAAUUAUAUAGUUAUUUACUCUUGCUAGUUGAAGUUAGUGUUUACAGACCCUUACUGGAAGCUAGAUUUAGAUUCCCUGGUCUCGGAGUGGUAGUGCUUUUUCUCUGAGAUAUAGAAUUUGACCCCCAAAGUUAGUUCCACAGUACUUGCAGCCAAAGUGAAGAAGAUAUGCUCCCAUUGUAUCUUUCUGGUAGUAUGAAAGAUAGUUUACCGGGAUUGUUGGAUAAUUUAAAUGAAAACAAAAAUUGUACCUUUCCCUUACUUUGAGGUAUUAUUACAUAGGUAAUUCUUUAAAACCAUGCAAAAAAAAAGGGAAAAAAGUACUUUUUUAAAGAUCCAAUUGCUUACUGGACAUGCAUAGCAAGAGACAGUAGCAACACACUCCCUCAGUACUUGGAAAAUUAGGUGAGUCAGAAGAUUCUCUUGUGGCCUGUGGUGUCUGACUUUUUCCCAUAAUCACUUGUCAAGUGAGAUUUAUGGGUUAAGUAGUUUAGCAUCCAGCAGCAAUUCCACUCAAAUAAGAUGAGUGGAGCCUCUUUAUAAACUGAUAACAAACAUAAAUAAUAAACUAAUAUCAUAGUUUUGUGAAAUCAAAUCAUGCCAAAUUAGGCAAGCUUAAAAGCAUAUUUGCAAUAUUCAAAGUUGUGAUGGUGCUUAGGGAGAAUCAUUUUCAAGCUAAUACAAGCUAAUGUAUGGAUAUUUGUCCUUUGUAUAUAAUCUGUAAAUGCUAUGUCCAAUUUUAAUCACUGCAUUAAACUGCAGAUAUUUAAAUGGGCACUGUAAACUACAUAAUCACUACAGUGCUCUGUAGUAGUUAUGGUGCUUAGAGUGCCCCUUUAAAAAAACUAUGGAGAUUAAUAUGCAUAACAGUGAUUUGUGUUGAUACACAAACUGAUAUGAAAAACCUAGGCACAACUAGCUACUUAGUAGAUAGACUACCUAUGUUUUGCAGAUGGCCUACCAUGCCCACAUUUAAGUGUCUCUAUUCUCACAAGGUUACUUUGUAGCAUCUUACAGCACUUUUAAAUGUGCUUCUUCCUUAUGUUAUUACAUUUUAAAUCUGGUCAGCAGUUUUUUUUUUAAAUAGUAUUGAACGUAAUGAUUGGUAACGAACCUGAACUGUGCGUAAUACUUCCUUGAUGAUUCUGCAUCAUCAGUACGGUCCUCCGUUUGUGCAGAAGUGAUAUUUGCUCACGGGUAUAUUUCAUAGAUAAGCUAGUACUCAAAAGAAAAUAUGUUACUGUACCAACUAUAUUGGAUAGAGCUUCUCAACCCUUCCACUAAAAGUAGUAAUGUGCACUACUUCCAAAGAAAAGAUCCCUGAUGGCUUUCUCCAAUAUCGUCAGCACUGACGAAUACCACUGGGCACCAUAGAGUAUCAGCUGGCAUGCCAAGCUAGUGAAUGAUGUAAAAAAAAUGAGACAUUGAUAUUAUCAAUGUAGAAUAGUAAUUUUAGCAGUGUCACGGAACACUGGAAGGACUGCCAGAGGUUAAAAACAAACAAACAAAACAAAAAAAAUGGUUUGACUACUUACUGUAGGACAGCACAGGAGACUCUUGGCACCAUAAUAACUACAGUGGCUAUAGUGGUUAUAGUGCUUAGAGUGCCAGUUUAAAACCUGAGGCUAGAAGAAGAGUACAUCCUAUGUCAGGUCCAACAAACACAUUGUCCGUGGAGGGUAUAUUAUUUUAUUGACUUAAUCACUAAAGGAAAUAUAUAUAUCGAUAUAUCACAUUUUGAGUAAAAUUGUAGAAUGUGUCAUCUCCCAAUGGUGCUUGUUAUCCUGAAGAUUUAGCUUUAUGCUAGACUGCAGUGUUGUGCGCAUUCAGUAAAAAAUGUUUUUUUCCAACUUACUACAAAAAUUUCAGAACCUGGCAAAUUCAUAUUAACCCAACUGAAACAAUCGCACUCCUACACCCCCAUUCCUGUUCUAGAAAAAGCAGGAUAUCCUUAUUUAUGGGAGCUGCGCUGUCUAUUGCCGCAUCACUGAAGUUAUUAUGAUGCCUGCAGAUCACAACUAAGAACUGUAAAUCAAUUCACUGCAUACAAGCUUCUAAUCUUGUUCAGAUAUAGCACUGACAACAUCCACUCUGUCACAGAGGUGCAUGUGACGACUAAUAUAAUGUACAUUGCCGGGCAGCCCCUAGUGACUAAUGUACCCAGCAAAUUACUGACCAUAUUUAUAAUAACUAUAGAUAAUAUUAAAUAUACUGGUACUAUUUCAAUACAUAGAGUAUCCAUUUAAAUAACAGUAGCUGAGCUUGUUGUCUGGUGACCCCGCACUUGGUGACACUUGGGACCUACUCACAAACUCAGGGCAUUAAGCCCAUAAUUAGAGUGUUUAAAAAGCGCUCUGCACAGGUUGUGCCCUAAAUGAGGCUGGCCAGAGAGGCUGACAUGCUUCCAUGUCGGUCAGACCCGCCAUCUUUACAGGCAGGGCCGUCCCUUACCCAGAUGGGCUUGCUCAUUGUCAUAACUCCUUCAGGAGUUCCAUAUCUCACUUUCAUAUCUCCCAUUAGAGUUUAUGUUUUUCACUCAGGUCGGCAAAUUAUACGAGUUUUUUCAAAGGGAUUUUUACCUCAGACCAUUCUACAGUAGUAUUUAUCAUCUGUUAACUAGGAAAUCCCACACUUGAGUCGGUCCUUUAUAGGAGGAAUAUAAUCCCUUUGUGUAUAACUACACUAAAGUCAUAGCUCCUUUUAGGCGGUUAUUCAUCUUCCUGUCUAUUCUGUGAUACAGACAAAGCUCCUUGAAUCUUAAACCAGGCAAUAGGUCAAUAAACAAAUCUGAAUUACAGGGCUGAACACUUGCAGCACAACUAGAUUGGAAUACUGGUGUGUUAGUGGCAGCCAUUACAACUGGUCUCGCUGAUCACAUCUUACACUAGGCAAUGGCCAGAGAUCUUACUUGUGAUCUAGAAGAUAUCUUCGCUUAACUAACUCGCAUUGAUAAAAUAUCACAUUGAUACUAUGUUAAUAGAAAUAUGAGCUAUUAAGAGGAAGAUUAGAUACCCAGAAAGCACACACAGUUUUACCCUUUUCUGUCAGGACCCAUGUAGUUGGGUCUAUUAACACUUUCAGAAGAAGAGAGGGUAUAUUGUGGGGAAAAGUGUUUAAUCUGUUAAACUGAUUUAGCACUAUUAGACACUUGUGGGGUGCACGGACAGCCUUAAAAUCUUAAACUUACUCUUAUUGCAGUUUGUUGGUUAUUGUGAUGGUUUAUGUUUGAGCACAUUCUUUUGGGAAACUUGAUACUUUUAGUGUUGGAGUCUGUGUACAGCAUCCACUUUGUUGCACUUAAAAAACAAACAAAAAAAAACUAACAAACAUUAAUUUAGCACAUUUUUUAAAGGAAUAUUUAUGGUAAUUUCUUUAACUUGCUCCUUGUUACGGUAAAAAGUUUUGCCAUCAUCCCUGAAAUGACCAAGCUAAGCAUAUUUAAUGUCAUAUUUAAUGACAUACUUGCUUUUCAGCUGUGUGCUGAUGUCACUAUUAAAACUACAGUGCAUGUUCUAAAUGAUGUCAAAUGCACUGCUACGCAUGAUAAUUAUACAUGUUUUUUAGAACCUGCAUUGUUUACAUUGCAUGGUUAAAUUCACUGCUGGUGGCGGUCUUUAAAACGCAGACGCUCCCAUAGGAAAGCAUUGAUUGAAUGCUUUCUGAUGGGGAAGAUUGCAUGCGCACAUUGGACCAUUGUGGACGAGGCUAUGCCUCAUCUAUGACAUUGCAUUAAGAGGAGCUUCUGUGCUUGAAAAGGGUAAGUAAAAAGCUUUAUUUUAUGAAACUGUAUUGGGAAAAGGGGAGGACAUCUUGAAGUAGGGCCACUAAAAAGUUAGGAAUACAGGUUUGCACUCCUAACACUUUAAAGCAAUAUAAAGCAAGUAAUACAAGUCACUCAUAUGUUAAAAAUAAAUACAAACAAGUGUCCACUUUAACAAAUCAAGCUUAAUGACUUUCCUUUUCAACUCUAGCCAGGCCACUUUUUGGUGUAAAGAAUUAAAACACAUGAAAGGUUUACCAGGAGUAGCAUUUACUUUAAAUUGCUCUUCUACUCGCCUUGCUAAGUUAAAACAUUCUCAGUGAGUAUAGAAGACAAAACACCCAGCAUGUGCAAAACCAUAACAAAAUAUAUUUAUUAAGAUAAAAAUAUGCUUACAGUGUCUCAAUGAUAGCAUGCCAAAUACCGUAGUUGUCUGUCUACCAAGCAUGGACUGCCGUGUGCACUUUAGAUUAUUUAAUCGUCCAUCGGUGUUUACUUGUCCUCUGGUAGACCCAGACCUUGGGAUCCUUUGUUCUGCCCACGAAGGCUGAAACUUCAGGCUUAAACUUUCUUCAGCUUCACAAAUCAGUAAAGCUCUUAAGCAUUGUAUUAUAGCAGCAUGCUCCGUCCACUUUCUCUAUUGGCAGGGGACUAUGAAUAUCCAAAUCUGGGGCUCCAGAACUAAGUGUUUCUGUGGCUACAACUGUGAAUGUCUGAUGCUCACGCUACUCAAUGACAGCAGGCAUUUAGCGAAUAGUGGUUGCAUGGGCAAACUGUUCUGUCUUAUGGAUGUUCAUAAAAGAAAACUGAAACCUUUACAUAUUGCCACUAUAAGGACAUAAUUUUCUUCGAAUUAGAUUUAUUGAUUAUAUAAAAAUGCUGUUUUAUACGGUCUUAAAGGAACUCUGUCAGCAAAUACAAACUUCAUCUAAUCUAUUUCUAUAUGGAUCCCUGUGUCUGAAUUUCAUUUUAUUUUCCGAGUCCUCUAUUUUUAAUUAAAUACAAAAAUAAAAGUAGGUAUUCCUUGUCCUCAUAUAUAGCAGUCAGGAUGAUAAAACUCUGAUAAUGGGUGGGGUUUAAUCAAUUUUACCCACAAUACAACAGUAAAAUCAAUUACACAAAAUGGAAACUGCAGACAUCAUGGACAGAGGAGAACAAAAUGACUGCUCCCAGAUAUUGAGAUCCUGCACAAGGAAAAAAAGAUAAAUAAAGUCAGCUGGCAAGGAGAAGAGUAUAAUCAUAUAUAGUAUAUAGGGUACAUUAGGAAAGGAAAACCAAAGUAAAAAUGACAGGUCCACUUUAAAACUCGAUGCUACAAUGCUCCCUGGUGCUCCAGUGACACCAGGCAGUCGGUAUUGAUGGGCUGAGAGUGCUAGCUAACCACUCUCAUACAAUGAUUAAAGGACCACUAUAGUGCCAGGAAAACAUACUCGUUUUCCUGGCACUAUAGUGCCCUGAGGGUGCCCCCACCCUCAGGGUCCCCCUCCCGCCCGGCUCUGGAAGGGGGAAAAGGGUUAAAACUUACCUUUUUCCAGCGCUGGGUGGAGAGCUCUCCUCCUCCGUUCCUCCUCCUGGGCUGAAUGCACACGCGCGGCAAGAGCUGCGCGCGCAUUCAGCCCGUCGCAUAGGAAAGCAUUUACAAUGCUUUCCUAUGGACGCUUGCGUGCUCUCACUGUGAAAAUCACAGUGAGAAGCACGCAAGCGCCUCUAAUGGCUGUCAAUGAGACAGCCACUAGAGGAUUAGGGGGAAGGCUUAACCCAUUCAUAAACAUAGCAGUUUCUCUGAAACUGCUAUGUUUAUAAAAAAAAUGGGUUAACCCUAGAAGGACCUGGCACCCAGACCACUUCAUUAAGCUGAAGUGGUCUGGGUGCCUAGAGUGGUCCUUUAACAUUUUGUGCAACAUAAGUUGCACAUAAUUGAUAUUAGCCAGCCCAAAGCUCUAGUUCCGAGCUGAUGACACCCCAGUGAUGCUGCCAGGGGUGGAGGUACACCUUCAAAGCCAAACACUGCACUUACAGAUGCCACUUCAAAUCAUUGAAGUGGUAAAUAGUGCUUGAAAUAGCCCUUUAAAACUUAGUGAGAUUUUUAGAAAUGCUAGUGUUUAUUUGGAAUAUAGCCAAACACAUCCCCUAUUUGAUACUAUUACAUGAUUUCCCUAUCCUCACAACAGCCUAACUCAACACAUCUAUCUGAAACUGGGUACAAAGAUGUGAAGCUUAGAUGUUUGAGUAAUGUUGAGACUCAUUUAGUGCUUUACAAGAAUGUUUACACUGUUAUGUGUCUCUGUUCUGUUCUCUACCUAGAGAAUGAAGUACUCACAUGGUGCCACAUUUUGGUAUAAAAAAAGUUACAAACUAAUCCAGAUUGUUGGUGGCAUUGCUGAUUUGAGUAUCCGUGUGCCAUGUGUGGUGGGUAAACGCUGUCACCUACGCUUAUGGUCAUUAUUUAUAAAUGUUUGCAAAAAAACAAGAGUAAAAUGCACACACUAAAAAAAGGGGGGAAUACUUCCUGCAGGGAAAGGGAUGGUCAAUCUCUGAAGACAUCAAAUGGAAAUAAGGAAUAUCCAGGCACAUCUGAGGUUUCUUCUAAACGGCAGUCUUUAUUUGAAACAAGGAAGUGGAGACAAGGUUUUGGCUCCUCUUGUUAAAGGCUCAGAGAGGAGCCGAAACGUUGUCUCCACUUCCUUGUUUCAAAGAAAGACAGUCUUUUAGACAAAACCUAAGGUGUGCCAGGCUGUUUAUUUUUUACAUUAGUUCUAAAUGUAUGCUCGAUGUGACUCAUGAAGCAUUUUUUUAAAUCAGAAAUUACAUUUAAAGAUGUCCCCCCUUAAAUGACAUUAAUAAUAGGUUAUAGAUUGGAAAAAAGGACUGUCCGCCAGAAAAGUCAGUGUUUGUACCUGAUGUUGCUACAAAAAACAAGGACAAAGUUAUUAAUGUGUUAAAAUAUGUCAGUGAGAAAAAAAGUUUGAAAGCAAACAUUAAUCAUUUACUAAACGCUUGACCAGAGUGUUAACUUAAUUCUUAUGUAAGGUGAUUACGUUUAGUUAUGCCCGGAAUUUCUCAACAAAGGAUUUCUUUUAAUUUCAUUGUACUGCUUUCACACUAGAUGUUGUGAUGAUAAAAUUUUAUCUAUUCUGUUUAUUUUUCUGCUUUGAUUCUGCUGCUGACAGCAUUGCUAAAUUAGGCAAUGAUUGUGUAUUGCUUAAUUUGUAAUGAAUUCAAAAAUUAAUUGCAAAAUUCUGAAAAAGUAAGUCGUGACUAUAGAAGAGUUGAAGAAUAUAUCUAAAUUUGCUGUUUUAGGGUAAAUCGGGUUUAUAUUCAUUAGUAUUCACUAUUUAUGGAAUAACGGUUUAGUGUCUCCCAGGAAGGAAGGCAUGAAUCGUGAACAUACACUGUGGGGAAGUAGUAAAAAAAAAAUAUGUGGUGCAGUGUUCAGUGGUGGCUGGUGAGGUUUAACCCCUAAGGACACAACUUCAGAAAUAAAAGGGAAUCAUGACGGAAUAUUUCCUUCAUAUGUCCUUAAAGGACCACUAUAGUGCCAGGAAAACAUAUUCGUUUUCCUGGCACUAUAGUGCCCUGAGGGUGCCCCCACCCUCAGGGUCCCCCUCCUGCCCGGCUCUGGAAGGGGGAAAGGGGUUUAAACUUACCUUUUUCCAGUGCUGGGCGGAGAGCUCUCCUCCUUCUCUCCUCCUCCGUUCCGCCCCUCGGCUGAAUGCGCACGCGCGGCAAGAGCUGCGCAUGCAUUCAGCCGGUCGCAUAGGAAAGCAUUUGCAAUGCUUUCCUAUGGAUGCUGGCGUGCUCUCACUGUGAAAAUCACAGUGAGAAGCACGCAAGCGCCUCUAGUGGCUGUCAAUGAGACAGCCACUAGAGGAUUAGCGGGAAGGCUUAACCCAUUAAUAAACAUAGCAGUUUCUCUGAAACUGCUAUGUUUAUAAAAAAAAUGGGUUAACCCUAGCUGGACCAGGCACCCAGACCACUUCAUUAAGCUGAAGUGGUCUGGGUGCCUAGAGUGGUCCUUUAAGGGGUUAAAGAUAAUGGGGCAGUGUACCCCAACAUGACCUGUUCAAAGCAAGCUGCAUUUCCAGUAAUCAGUAAAGGGGAAAAUGGAAACUGAAGAUAUAAUCACAACAGACUCUUGUUUUCUCUCACACACUUCUCAGUAGUCCUUACUAUGCUGAUCGAUUGAAUAGGCAGGAUUCCUAACCUCAGAGUAGUGAUGAUACAUGUUCCAGCUUGCCCAAGACUACUGUGAGUUAUGUUGCCAUUUUCUUUCUGUCCUCUCACAAUAGAGAGGACCUGAGAAGACAGAACAAGCACAAUUGGAUCUCCCCAGCUCAUUUCCCCAGAGUAUCACAGUCAAAGGAUGGCUGGAUUAAUAACCUUUAACAGAUUUUGCCCUGUAGGAUACCUCCCACUCUCUCUCUCACAGUCAGUCCAGGACAUGUAUGCUGUCAAAAGAUUAAAGGAACAUUAUCGCAUGAGGAAUACAAGGAUGGACUACCUAUUUGGGUGCCUGCGACCAUCCAGUAUGGAAUAAAAUGGUGUUUUGCUUACCAUUUCUCAAUUUUUGUGAUAGUUUUUCUGAGGCUGGCUGUGCCUCCGAAGAUAUGAUCAUCAGUCGUGAUUACCUCAGCCACGCCAAUGGUUUCCCCUUGGAAAGCAUUGAGAGGUUAUUGCUCAUGAACAGCAAAACGCUGCACCAAUGAGUAUCUCCUCACACGGAUGCAUUGAAUCAAUGCAUCUCUAUGGGGAGUGUUUAGUGUCUCCGUGCAGAGCAAUGAGACCCUGAACGUAGGUCUUGGAAAGAUUGCACGACCUAACCCAGAAAGUCCCUCUAGUGGCUGUACGAGUGACAGACACUAGAGGUGUUACUAGGCAGCAAUGUAAACACUGCCUUGUGUCUGAAAAGGCAGCAUUUACAUUGCUGAGACUGCAGGGACAUGCUAUAGACACCAGAACCUCUACCUUAAAGCGACACUAUAGGCACCCACACCAUUUGAUCUUAGUGACCCAGUCCCCUUAACACUGCAAUGUAAAACAUUGCAGUUUUAGAGAAACUCCAAUGUUUACAUUGCAGGGUUAAGCCUGUCUACCAGACAGCCACUUGAGUUCAACUCCGUGAAAUUAUGCUAGACGUCCUCACGCUUUACAUUAGGACGUCCAGCAUCUUGAAAAAGGAAAGCAUUGAUUGAUCGCAGUGAUGUUGCGAGAGGAGGAGGCAAAUGAAGGAAGUGAAAAAAGGAUUUUUCACCCAUUUGUGACUGUGAGGGGAAGAGGGGAUGCACACAUAGGCGUGCGCACGGGGUGUGCCGGGUGUGCCUGGGCACACCCUAAUCCCCGUGCGCACGCCUAUGGUUUGAGUCCUGCAGGAACAGUGUUCCUGAACUUUUUUUUAGCAGGAACGCUGUUCCUGCAGGCACUCAGUGUCCCCUGUCUCACCUCUUGCCCCUGUCAUGGGAGGGCAAGAGGUGAUGAUUCCCCCCCCCCCACCCUUCAGCUCAGCGCGCGGCGAAGGAGCUCUCUGCUCUCUGCUUCCUCUCGCCGCGCGCUGAUGCCGGGAGCCGGAAUAUGACGUCAUAUUCCGGCUCCCAGCUACAGCAGACAGCCCGCGCGGCGAGAGGGAGCAGAGAGCAGAGAGCUCCCUCGCCGCGGCUGAGCUGGAGAAAGGCGCCUGCCCCCACUGGACCCCAGGAACAAGUCCACCAGCACUCCAGGUAGGAGGCUGGGUGGACAUUUAAAAAAAAAAAAUUAAAUAUAAUAAUUUGUGUGUGUGUGUGUGUGUGUGUCAGUGUGUGUGUGAGUAUGUGUCAGUGUGUGUGUGUGUGUGUGAGUAUGUGUCUGUGAGUGUGUGUCAGUGAGUGUGUGUGUGUCUGUGUGUGUCAGUGAGUGUGUGAGUAUGUGAGUAUGUGUCUGUGAGUGUGUGUCAGUGUGUGUCUGUGAGUGUGUGAGUGUGUGUCUGUGAUUGUGUGUAAAUGUGUGAGUAUGUGUCUGUGAGUGUGUGUGUCAGUGAGUGUGUGAGUAUGUGUCAGUGUGUGUCUGUGAGUGUGUGUCAGUGUGAGUGUGUGAGUAUGUGUCUGUGAGUGUGUGUGUCAGUGAGUGUGUGUGUCAGUGAGUGUGUGAGUAUGUGUCAGUGUGUGUGUGUGAGUAUGUGUGUGUCAGUGUGUGUGUGUGUCUGUGAGUGUGUGUGUCUGUGAAUAUAUAUAUGUAUGUGUAUAUAUAUAUAUAUAUUUAUAUAUAUAUAUAUAUGUGUAUAUAUAUAUAUAUAUACACACACACACGCGGCGUAUGUUUGUGCUUUAGGGUGCACACCCUAAUGCAAUAGGCUGCGCACGCCUAUGGAUGCACAUGCAGAGUGUUAGAUAUAUAACACUAUAUACUAUAGUGUUUUAUUUAAUCUGUAGUGGUUCUGGUGACUGUAGAGUACCUUUAAAUGAUUCCGAAGACAAAAACAAUCAUCUAUAUAUAAUUAUGAAGUAUUAUGUGGCUUGUUAUGAUGAGGUAUUACAUGCAAUGUUAUAUCCUUGCUGUGUAUCAGGAUGUGUUGAGCAGGUUUUUAGGUAUAUGGAAAGAUAAAUGCAAAAUCUAGCAUUUUAUUUGACAUGUAUGUGGUGUUAUUCAAUAUGAAAUAUGUAAAAAAUAAAUAAAUACAAAAUUAGAAGGUUUACUCAAUUAUAAAAUCAAAUAAUUUGCAUAGAUGAGAACUUUCUUAAUGCAGGUCCAGGCACAGAAUACUGAAUCGAUAUAUGCAGCCAUAGUGUUUGCAAAGCAGGAUUGAUUUCCUUAGUUCACAGUCAGGGAAACAGGGUGCAUGAGUUAAAUAGAAAAAAUAUCGUUUAAUGAUUUUGCUUUUUAGUCUUCUCUUAGUGAGUGCUAAAUAACUCGCUGCCUGACUAGUUAUAGAUUAUGAACAAUCCAUAAGAAUGCUUUGCUGCUGCCUUCUGUUUGCUGGGUUAUAUAUUACUGACGCAGGCAAAAUUAAGAUAAAACGUAACCAGAUGGGAGAGGCAUGAUGACAUUUAAUUGCAACACCUUGGUCUUAAAAAGGACAACAUUUACAGUAGCAUUUUCAGCACCUGAUUUACAGUUGUUCAAUAGUCUUCUGAAAACAUUGACUGCACAAUAUUAAAAGAACAGCUCGGAGCAUCUCGUGACCACUGCACAUGCUAAAGGAAAUAAUGACUGGUUCAUUCUAAGAUCUCCAAUUGAUUCACAUAACAUCUCCAAUGUCCUAUUUCUUUGCACACACUGCUCUGUGUGGCCCAGUGAUACGAGGGGCCCAUUGCAAUCGGAGAAUGUUACAUGGGGAAGUCCCAUCAUAGUCAUGCACCAAUACUGUAUAGAACCCUAACUGGCAUAACUUAGUUGCAUUAGGGGUGUAUUGAUAUAUGAAAGCAUAGCUAAUGGAUAAAUGUGAUCAAGCACUACAAUUGGAGCAAUUACCAGCGAAACCAAUGAAACAGUUGGAACAUUAUUUUGGAUUCCAUGGUAGCUGCUCCACAAAUAGAACUUUGGCUUAAAGACUCCUCUGUGUGCGUUGUUGAUCUCUGACACGCUCCCAUGCAAAGUCACAGGUUUCUACUUUCAAUAUAUAACAUUUUGAAGGUAUGCAUCACCAUUGCAGAUAUAAAGCUAAACCUAUUCGUCUUUCCCUGAAUCAAAAUAGGAUAUUCAUUUACCAGAUAGCAGGAACCCAGAAACACAAAUAGCAUAUAUCUUAAUUGCACUUUAUUUUGUUUCACGGAUAAUAACGUGCAAUGUGUUGAUUAUGUCUUAUAUAAUUUAUUCCUUCCUUGAUUAACAAAUGCAAAUUUAAAUUAAUAUAAUUAGAAAAGCACCAAAGAAACUGUUUUUAUUUUAAAACAUUGAAAUGCAUAUAUAAUUAAAAGAAGUUUGGAAGCUCUACAGGAAGGGUUCCAGGUAACCUUUCCUUAGAUAGGGAAAGCCAGGGCCGUGAGUUUAGCUGACGGUAACUGAUAGGGACUUUUUCCACACGACACCCAACAGAUGUACAGCUAAUUAUACACUCUGUGACACACUUGCUAAACAAUUCAACAUCUCAUUCAUCUCGCGAAGCUCUUGGCAUUUUACUGUAUUAAACUAUCACAUAGCAUCCUGUCUUUACAAUCAUUGUGUAUACAUCUGCAGUUUAUCAAAAAAUGCAUGUUUCUGUUGUAUUACAUCCAAUCACUUAACCUGACAAUAAGAAAAUGUCUGCUCGUACAUUUAUUUUUUGCGAUUUUUUUUUUUCUCUUGCCAAAAUCACUUUUUUUUCCAUUUAAUUUAUUACUAAGUCUACAUUACUCUUAAAGUUGAAUGAACCCAGGGGCUGAUUGGGUCAAACCAGAAAAGCAAAGGGACGCAAUGCCGUCGAGGCAGACCGAUUUCAUGUCCAAGCACGGAGCACGGUUAAAUAACUCUAACAAGUUCCUUGUAAUGACACUUCCAUGCUUUGCUUUUUCAUUCUUUCCCUCCCCCCCCCGAGAUGUUCCCAGAAGAAACACGAUUAGCUAAGAGUGCUGCAAUGAUCAAUUUGACUUUAGUGUCAGAUGCUCAGCAUAAUUGAACAGCACAUUUAUUGCAAACUACAGUUACAACUUCUUGUUCGGAUUUUUCUUUCUGUAUUUUGGCCUACAUUUUGGAAGUGGAUGUCAAUUUGCUGUAAUAAAACUGCUCAGUUAAUAUGACUGUUUAUAAAUUAAAGGUUUACUGCAAGGAUCAUGACAAAAUAUGUCCAAUGCAUAGGAUAUCCUGUAUCCACCUAUAUCAGAGGAGGAAAUUGCAUUUCGAGUCCUGCUCUAAAAAUAUUUGUACAACUUGCACAUAUUAUACGAGUACACACAGGUCAAGUCCCUACCUCACCCUUACCAGCUAUUGGAAGCAUACUUGUUUUUUUUGUGUAAGUUUUAGAGACUAUAUUGCACUCACCUACUCUGACCUUCAUACAUGUAUGCUCACUGGCUGUUAGAGAGAACCCAAGCUAACUAGCUACAUUCCACCAAAAUUAUUAUUUCAUAAAGAUAAAAUCUUUUUUUGAAAUAAUCAUAUUCACUGUGUUUGGAUUUCUUUUGAAAUUCCAACGCAGUCAAAAUAUAUACUCAAAUAAAGUAUGGAGUACAUGACAAUAGGUGGUAAGUUCUGUAAUUUCCCCAGCCAUCUCUAGUGAUGACUGUAAGGAGAAAGACAUUUUCGAUGGAGUAUCCCACAAGACAUGUGCGAGAGUACAACACUGACAGGCUACUGGCAGAUAAAGCACAAAGAGCUGAAGAGGACAGACUGAAUGCACGUAGCAGUGGCUGUGGUCUGUGGAGGACAUGUUCAGGUAAGUAAUCUCACUUUUACCUGCACCUCACGGUCACCUCACUGCAAGCAGCGCAAACAUGCACAGUGAGAGAGCCGUGUGCAUGCAUUUUUGGCGACAUGUGAAUGCUAUGCAGAUCUUCAUUCACAUGAGAAACAUUCUCUAACUUUUAUUGGUUUAUUAGUAUCAUUUAUUAUUUUAUUAUUUAUAUAGGGCCAUCACAUUCCGUAGCGCUGUACAAUGGGAAUAUUAGCAAAAAUGGUUUUAACAUCUAUAGGCCUCCAUAAUUUGUAGUUUGCAUGCAAGUAAAAAGCAGAAUGUGCUUAGUGUGUCUUUUUUGUAAUCAGCGGUCUCCAUAGUUAUAAACACAGCUGAACUUUUUUUUGCACGCAUCCUUGUUUCAAAAAAAAUCGUUUUUACAAAAAACGCCUUUUGACAGCAUCAUGCGUGCUUUAUUGAAUAUGUUUGUCAAUUUUCAUUUUAUUAUUUGUGUUAAAUAGACUUACUGCUGUAUUAUCCUGUUUCAUUGUUAAGAUGCUCGAAAUUAUUUGCUUAUUCUGUAAAAUGACUAGAAAAGGCCAACUAAGAGUAAAGCACUCUAUUAAGAGAACAAUAAAAUAUAGACAUAUAGGCUUAUUUACUAAAGUUAGAAUUCAAAGUGAACUUCAAAUUUAAGAGUAGCUGACGUGAAAGCAUAGCGGACUUGAAUUUUUCCAGGUUGACUAUUUUGACCUUGCAUUUUAAAUUAACUUUGAAUUCUCUCUUUAGUGAAUAUCCAUGAUAGUUAUUGGUGUGAACUGUCAAAAAUUAAAAGUAAAUUUCGAAAUGUAAGGAGAAAUUCUCAAGGUCAUCUUUCUACACUGAACAAAAUUAUAAACGCAACACUUUUGUUUUUGCCCCCAUUUUUCAUGAGCCGGACUCAAAUAUUUUUCUAUCUAGACAAAAGGCCUAUUGCUCUCAAAUAUUGUUCACAAAUCUGUCUAAAUCUGUGUUAGUGAGCACUUCUCCUUUGCUGAGAUAAUCCAUCCACCUCACAGGUGUGGCAUAUCAAGAUGCUGAUUAGACAGCAUGAUUAUUGCACAGGUGUGCCUUAGGCUGGUCACAAUAAAAGGCCACUCUAAAAUGUGCAGUUUUAUUGUAUUGGGGGGUGGUGAUGGGGGUCCAAAAACCAGUCAGUAUCUGGUGUGACCACCAUUUGCCUCACGCAGUGCAACACGUCUCCUUCACAUAGAGAUGAUCAGGUUGUUGAUUGUGGCCUGUGGAAUGUUGGUCCACUCCUCUUCAAUGGCUGUGUGAAGUUGCUGGAUAUUAGCAGGACCUGGAACACGCUGUCUUAUAUGCCGAUUCCAAGAAUUGUGUACAGAUCCUUGCAACAUGGGCCUGUGCAUGAGGUGAUGGCCGUGGAUGAAUGGCACAACAGUGAACAUCAGGAUCUCAUCAUGAUAUCUCUGCAUUCAAAAUGCCCUCAAUAAAAUGCACCUGUGUUCAUUGUCCAUAACAUACACCUGCCCAUACUAUAACCCCACUGCCAGCAUGUGCCACUUGAUCCACAACAUUGACAUCAGCAAACAGCUCUCCCACACGACGCCAUACACGCUGUCUGCCAUCUGCCCUGUACAGUGAAAACCUGGAAUCAUCUGUGAAGAGAACACCUCUGCAAAGUGCCAAACGCCAUUGAAUGUGAGCAUUUGCCCACUCAAGUCGGUUACGAUGACGAACUGCAGUCAGUUUGAGAGGACGAUGAGCAAGCAGAUGAGCUUCCCUGAGACGGUUUCUGACAGGUUGUGCAGAAAUUCUUUGGUUAUGCAAACCGAUUGUUGCAGCAGCUGUCCGGGUGGCUGGUCUCGAUUUUGGAGGCGAAGAUGCUGGAUGUGGAGGUCCUGGGCUGGUGUGGUUACACGGGGUCUACGGUUGUGAGGCCGGUUGGAUGUACUGCCAAAUUAUCUGAAACUCCUUUGGAGACGGCUUAUGGUAGAGAAAUGAACAUUCAAAUCACGGGCAACAGUGCUGGUGGACAUUCCUGCAGUCAGCAUGCCAAUUGCCCGCUCCCUCAAAAUUUGCGACAUCUGUGGCAUUGUGCUGUGUGAUAAAACUGCACAUUUUAGAGUGGCCUUUUAUUGUGGUCAGCAUAAGGCACACCUUUGCAAUAAUCAUGAUGUCUAAUCAGCAGGGCUCGAGUCCUGCAGGAACACGUGGAACUGGCAUUCAUGUACUUUUUCCACAGCACGAACGUCGUUCCCGUUAGUGGUCCUGCAGGACUUGUUUGCACGCAAGGCAAACAAGGCAUUGGCCUUGUUAGGAAUAAAUGUAAUGAAAACCAAAAGAGUGAGAACAAUAUUAGUAUACGUAUAAACUGCGCAAAAGGAAGUGUACUCCCAGUAUGGGAAUGAACAGUGUAAUAGAUAAAUGAAUAUUGGUUCUGUGUAAGUAAACUACACUUGACAAAGGGUGUGUCCGUGAUAAAUGGAAAAAGAGUGUUUUUAAUCCUGCUCCUUUAAAAGAAAGUGUCCCUACAUUUUCUUAUAUAAGACAAAAUAGCAUGAGAGUAAGUAAGGUAGCACAGAAAAAUAUACACACUAAUCACAUAGUAGUAAACAUAUUAAACAUUUAUUUGGUCUUCUAUGCAAUAUAAAAAUGUAUAUAAAAUACAAAAUACAAUAACAAAGUGAGAUAGAUAAAAUGAUAUUCAAUACUAGUGCUGAGUGUGCACACUCUUUUGUAUGUAUAGCCAGAAAAAGGACUAUAUCAAGUAGUAGAAGGUAAAAAUGUUAUAAAACAUAAAAAUGAAAAAAUCAUAAAAAAUAAAAAUGAGAGCAAAAAGUGAGAAUAAAAAAUGAAGUUACAGAAAAAACCAGCGUGCUGAAAAAAAGAAGAAAGUCCAACCUUAUAAGAUAGCUGACAGCUUGCUAGUUCGGCUGAAUAGAUCCUGGCAUCCUGCUUUGGCUUUGUUAGCCUUGAGGCAGGCGGCCGGUUGAACUCCAGGCGGGCGGUUAGUGAGCGCUGAUUUGUUAGCUCUCCCGGCAUCACUCUUUAACCAUCCACCUGCCUUCCUGCCCGCACAGCCCGGCCUAGGUAAAAAAUCCACACAGCUCUCCCAAAGGUAGUGUGUGUGUGUCUGGCUGUCAGUGAGCCCCCCUACCUACCAUAAAGCGAACCCCUACCCACUUCACAGUCCCCCCACCCACUCACAGCCCCCCUACCCACCAUACAGCCCCCCGGCCCCCUCUUCUAAAAGGCAGUGUUUGUUUGAAACAAGGAAGUGGAGUCAACUUUUCAGAUCCUCUCUGAGCCGUUAUCAAGUCAGAGAGGAGUCGAAACGUCUCCACUUCCUUGCUUCAAAUAAAGACUACCUUUUAGAAGAAACCUCAGGUGUGCCUGGAUAUUUAUUUUUUUCCAAUAAAAACAAUACAGACAAUAAAAAAAUUAUACAGAUAAUAAUCAAUUUAUUAAUUUUAAAUUUAAUAAUAAUAUAAAAUAGCAAAGAUCCCUUAUAAAACAUUCUUUUUUAUGAUUGCUAUGAUGAUGAAGCACACUAAAUGAUUAACUUUCACUUACCCGAACAGAUAUGUGGUAAGUCUGAUAUUUACACAAGGGAAGCAGAGGACACAUGAAAAGCACAGCCUGACUCUGUGGAUCACUAAUUAAACACACCUUAUCUUUCCUCUGUGUCUAGCCCCUGCUGAAAGAUGUUUAGAGAUAAUUUACCUUAACAUGAUGUAAGCAGUGAUAAACUCUGCUGGACACAUUAGUUAAGUACAUACUUUUACUUUUUAACUAAAGAUUUAUGACAUAUGCCAAAAUAAUCAAUUUCUUCAUUCUUGAGUGGGAAAAAACGAGAAAAAAUGUUAUACAUCACACAGGUAAACCUGUUGGUUUAAAGGGACACAAUAGGAUUUCAUUUACCCCAACAAUUGUAAUACAUUGUAUAAUACCAAUCUUAUCAUGUGUUGUGUAAGGAAGUGGAUGCUCAUCUAUAUUUGAAGUUCUAGUUUCUUUGCAGAUGUUGCAAAGAAGCAGUGGUAGGCAACCUUUGGCAGUCCAGAUGUGGUGAACUACAUCUUUCCUGAUGCAUUGCCAGCAUCAGAGCUGACCCUGGGGGGUGGGGACAGCUAGCUGCUCUGUAGAAAGGUAGGGUAUGCAGCACUAGGCUCUGCUCCACAGGUAGAUCCUGCCCCCUCUCAUUAGACCUGUCCCCCGUAGGUCAGUGCUAGUGAGAGGGCGCAGGAUCUAUCUGAGCAGACAGAGCAUAGCUGACACCCCAACUAUCUACAGAGUACCUAAGCAAUGAUCCGCAAUGAUCCGUAUCCCCCCAGGAUCGACUCUGGCCAGCAGUAUUGGUGUAAGAGCAUUAUGGGAGAGGUAGUCCAGAACAUCGGAAUUGCCGAAGGUUGGCUACCCAUAGGCGUUUUAAGUAAGAAAUAAAUGUUAAGAUAAUGUUUGAUCUAUGCAUUUACUUGUCACAAUGUAUAUAUUGAAUUGAAUCGUCUAUGUGAUGCCUGUGACAAACGCCGCUUUCCACAGACGUUUGCCAUGCACUCCUGGAGGAGUGUGGAAGCUGGCCUCCUACUCACCGACUAUGGGCCAGGUCAGCAACUGUAAAGACCCAUAUUUUAUUCCCCUUGGUUCCCCUGGUUCGGCUCUUUCCAUUUGUGUGCAUACAACCGACCGCUAGCUCUCUGGCUGCCGUUUGCAUGGACCAAAACCGCGAACAGACUUCAGGGGUACUUAGCCGUGAAUACACUGGAACGAUUUUCGGCAUGAAAACUUUGUGGUUCCCAGUCGGUUCCCAGCGGCAGUUAGCCACGAUUCUAUGGAACUGUUUUGGGCAUGUGACCAUGCAUGCGGGCGGUUCCUGAACCGAUCUGGGUGAUUUUUGGAUACGUUGGUCACCCAGAUAGGGGCUAUCAGGAGAUGUAACUUUUAGGAGGUUUUAUGUAUUUUUAAAGGUAUUUUUGGGGUGUUUGGGAAAUGUGUGUUUUUUUGUACCUGGAGAUAAUUGAGUUUAAUACAGUGCUUGACUAAAUUAUCUCCUAUUUGUCAUCUUGUUACUGGGAGGGGAAAGGGCUAAUCAUUGUUCCAGCAUGGAGGAUUCAGCGGGGAAAGUCCUUGAAAGAACUAGAGCUGAGUGUCGUCCAGUGCCUGGGGGUGUCUAGAGCGAAUUCCCCAUUCGGCUCCAGGAGGGAACGAUUCCAAGACCGCAGUCAAACCAACGACUAUGGGCAGAAGUUCUGCGGUUUGUCCCCUGUCCCAGCUAGGAAGCGGUCCUUGGCGGAAGUACCCAGCCGGGGUACAAGGAGCUCCGUUACAAUGCCAUUCACUUGUCUGUCUAUAAAACCUCUGGUAAGACAUUUACAUUCCAAUCCGAUCUCAUUCAGUUUCAAGAAGAGAUAGUAAACAGCCACUGGAACCUGAAAACCAGCUCGUAUUUCUCAGGCUGUUAGCGGCAGGGAUCUUAUAGCAGAUUAGAGUGUGCCUACAUACGUAAUAGGAUCAGUCAGCCAAAACUAGGAAUAUCCUGCGUAAAAGGCAAAGACAAGGAGGGAUUCCUUUUCCAUACUGUACACAGCAUUAACAGAUUUUUCUUAAGCAUAAAAAGCAUGUUUAACCUUAAAUUUCACUUCUGCAAAGAACAGAUCACAGAGCGGAUUUAAAUGUACUUGCCAUCCCAAUACCCACUAAACCUUCCCUGGUCAUUUGAUCCGUAAUGAAAGCUUUGUCCAAUAGAAGGUCUAAUCCGUUCUGUGUUACAAUCCUCUCUCUAUAGACCUUGCUUUUUUUGUGUGGGUAGAUACUCAUAUAUAGAGUGUAUUUUCUAAACCGUGAACUGUCCUGAAUUGGAAACAAAAUAAUGAGUUACAGUGAUUCACUAACAACUGUGAAAAUGAAGUGAAAACUGAUCAACACAACUGUUCGUACACAAGCAUGCACACGGUAAAAAAAGAAAGACAGACGUUGGAGACAGAAAGUGUUUCGAAAUAAUGUAAGAUCCUAGGAAUAAAUGUAUUAUUCCGAGAUGUCUGCAUUUGCAGUGGUUGUUUUCUGCCCUCGCCUUCCCUGUGGCUAAGCCCUGCAGGUUUUAUUCUUUAGGCAUUCUGCAGAUCACAUGCCGAGAGCAGUCAGAGCCACACAGAAGCUGACUGGCCGCUUUUUCUUCUCUGUGACUGAUUACAGUAAUUGUCGGUCAAUGAACUCAAUGGCAGGCGGGUCAUGGGAAGCUUACUUUCAUGACAUAACAUCAUUUUGUACCCAGUCUGUACCAGGAAACCUUAACUGGGGUAAAGGUGCACAUAUUCUCUAGUGUAGAUUUUCAGUUUUAUUAGAUUUUUUUUUUUUUAGUUGUCUAGCAAAUACAGAUACCCAGCUGGGAAUGAAAGAUAGCUUUCAAGCCCACUAAUGCUGUAACCUUGAUAACAUGGUAUCUCUGCAUCUGAUGAGCGUUAACUUAAGUCCACUCACUGUAGCAGUGUGCUUUGUGACAACCUCUUACAUUACAGGUGAUAAGCUUUAGCUUUUAAUCCCACAUUUUUAGAGAAUUUAGAAUUUUUAGAGCUGAUUUGGAAAAUUCUGAUGUUGUCAUAGCUUGCCAGCUUGUGCCUCAAUUUUGCCAUGUGGAUCUAAAUUGCAAACAUAUUUACUUUAUCGAAUAACCCUUCCUGUAUCACAACAGGUAAUGAGAGUUAGUAAUCACAACUAGAACACUGUGCUUCAUGGUAACCAUGAAUCACUAGGGGGGAUUUUGAGCUCUCUCUCAAAGGAACACUCAAAGCACCAUAACUACUUCACUGUGCUGUAAUGGUUAUGCCCCCCAUGUAAGUAGUCAAACUAUUUAACAGUAUGACAAAUUAUGUGGAGCCCAACAGGUGAUGUUUCAGUCCCCAUGUUAGCCAUAAACUAGCCCAGCAGUGGAAGGUUUAGCUCGUUGUCUAAGACUGAUCAGCUAAUGCACUGCAGAGCCUAGCUCAGAUCUAAUGGAAGCUCUGUUCAGACCAGCAUCCGGGGGACUCCAGGUAAGUUGCCAAACCAUUUCGAAAUGGUUCGACUACUUACAGUAGGGGGUGCCAUGGUGUUUCUGACAUCAUAUCGUUACAUGUUGUAGUGAUUAUGGUGCUUUCGAUUGUUCCUUUAAGUCCCUAAGUGUAUUACUAUAUUUCACUGUGCUGUUUUUUGGUUAUGGGGGUACCUACCACAAUACCACCCGAUUGCAAUUCAAAUAUACAUUUGAGCUUCUUUUUUUUUGCAACUUAACAACUGUAUGAAAAAUUCUGGUGAGGGUAAAAAUGCAUCAGCUUGUUUAUAAAUUUGAUAGUGUUUUCUAUAGAUUAUGCCAAACUAAAAUACAAACACAAUUGCAAUGUUUUAAAUCAAAAGCUGCAAAAUAAGGUGUUUCUGAAAUUCGAUUUUUGAAUUAGGGGACUAUUCCAGAUAUAUACAACAUACAUCUCACAUGUAUACAUUAUUUACUAAAUGCUGAAUAUUUAUUAAACAUAAAAUUUUUCUUUUUGGAAACACAGUCACAGAGUUUUUUGCUUUGCUAUGUUUUUCACAUGGAUUUCCCUUUCAGACAUACAUUGAAAGAGAGCUGAAAUUUAUACUCACACGUGACUCUUUUUUUCUAAUAAAGGUUAUCUUUCCAGACAGCAUAUAUCUCGGUUAUUAAUAAAGCCACUACACUUUCAAAGUAUGCCCUUAGUAAAUGACAGAUACAGUAGACAUGUUUGAUACACUUGCUGAACUAUGUUUAAUGUUUGACAAAUGUAUUGCAAAGCUUUCCAGUUUUUCUGAGAACUUUCAUUUUACAUUCCCACAAAUAGUGCCCGAUAAAAAAACAAAAACAAAAAAAUAGGUGAGGCUGAAAAAUAUUUUUAGGACUGCUUUGUCAGAUCCUGGAAUAUUGGGAGCUAUGUUAGCAAAAUAGACAUAAAUGACCAACACAGGUGAAUGCUAUAUAAAUAUAUAAUAUUAUAAAGUGGUGCAGAAUAACCUGAUACACAAACACAGACAAUGUGUGUUGUAAUCAAAUCUGAAACUAGAAGAACAGGUAUUAUUACUGAUUUUUGUACGCGUGCCAAGGGGCAUUGUUAUUAGCAACUGUUAUUACUCAUCGGAUCUGUUUCUAUGGAGUCACAGAGUCACAUGGUCUGCCAAAACAGACUGAAAAUUAGAUAGAGAAUUGCCAAACUAACAUUGUUUACAUUCAUCAUUUGAACAAUUAUUUGUACACUUUUACAUGGGUGAUUAUAACACCCUCCCUGCCUUUUCCUGAAAAGUAAGUUAUAACAUUGUCUCAGAACAGAUAAAACAUGUUUUGUCUUACGUUGAAUAUGUAAUUAGGAAUGCCCUUUUUAACUACUUAUUAUUACACAUCCUAUACGAAGUCUUGUAAUACUAUAAAAAGUGUUACGCUUUACUGAAGAUUCUAUACAAUUUAAUGGACAAAGAAAACUAGUUAUUAACUGGUUAUUAUUUAAGCAUUUAAAUAACGCUUAAAGGAACACUAUAGUCACCUAAAUUACUUUAGCUAAAUGAAGCAGUUUUAGUGUAUAAAUCAUUCCCCUGCAAUUUCACUGCUCAAUUCACUGUCAUUUAGGAGUUAAAUCACUUUGUCUCUGUUUAUGCAGCCCUAGCCACACCUCCUCUGGCUAUGAUUGACAGAGCCUGCAUGAAAAAAAAAAAACUGGUUUCACUUUCAAACAGAUGUAUUUUACCUUAGAUUAUUGUAUCUCAAUCUCUAAAUUGAACUUUAAUCACAUACAGGAGGCUCUUGUAGGGUCUAGCAGGCUAUUAACAUAGCAGGGGAUCUUAAUUAAACAGAACUUGCAAUAAAGAAAGCCUAAAUAGGGCUCUCUUUACAGGAAGUGUUUAUGGAAGGCUGUGCAAGUCACAUGCAGGGAGGUGUGACUAGGGUUCAUAAACAAAGGGAUUUAACUCCUAAAUGGCAGAGGAUUGAGCAUUGAGGCUGCAGGGGCAUGUUCUAUACACCAAAACUGCUUCAUUAAGCUAAAGUUGUUCAGGUGACUAUAGUGUCCCUUUAAACAAAAUAAGGUGUGUUUUUUUUCCUCACUCAGCACUGUAUUGAUCUGCUGAAGUUGCUUUAAAGAUGUCUUGUAAGAAAGAGAUAGUAACUAUCUCAUCUAGGACCUGCUGAUUAUUCAGUUAUAAUGUAACAUCAAUUGGCACUGUAUAUCUGCAUCAGAUACCCAACAUAUCUGCCACCUUAAAUGUUUGUUUAUAUAUUGCAAUAAGCAUCAGUACAGCUAGUGUGCUCUAUCUAUCUAAUAAACUUUGACAGCACAAACUCUCAAAAAAGGUAUUGGCAUAUUAAAUAGUACACAUAGCCCAUUGUUAAAACAGACACUCUAAGCACUAAAACCACUGCAUCUUAAUGUAGUAGUUUUGGUGCAUACAUACUUCCCAUUUUGUCAGCAAUGCAAAACAUUGCUGUUUCUAAGUGGCAAUGACCUUAAGAUUCUUUCAUUCUAGAAGGUAUUCCCCUUUAGUAUCAUCACGCACAACAUGAGGAUGCCAAACGCGCCAAUGUUUCUCUAUGAGGCGCAUCACACUGGCGGAUUGCAUGUCCACACGUGAGCAAUGUAUGCUUAAUGCUUCUCUAAUAUGACAUAGGUCAUCGUGAUUGAUGAUCUCACAGCACUGGAUUACAGUAAAGGUUAAUGUAUUUUUCUCGGUAGAGAGGAAGGAGAGUAAUAUAAAUGAAUAGAGAAACACAUCUGACUGAAAAUAAUGCAUAUCUGACUUGUAAUAUAUACUUUUGAAUUAUAUACUUUUCCCAUUAUAAUAUCUGGUGGCAGGUUGUUUUGCCACUUAUGACUGUCUCCUAGUUUGAAGAAGCUCAGAUGUUGGCUUUGCCACCGUCCCACUCUCUUGCUGCGACCUGGUUGUCAGACUCCUACUGUUGUUUUUUAACCUGGUUUCUUGACUGCUCAGUAAUAGCCCAAUUGCUUGCCCCACUUGAUGUCCACCCAACUCUACCGUUUUUCUAGCUACCAUGACCCCCGGUGUUUCUUUUUAACUAAUUUAAAUAACUUAUUGGUUUAACCUCUUUUUUUCUUUUCCCAAAACCAUUAGAUUUUUCUUCUUUUCCUCACCAUUAUUCCUGGUGAUGGAUUGCAUCCUGUACUAAAAAAAAGAACAAGGGGAGAUCCGGGGUCUUAUGGAAAUGAUUAAUCUUCUUGUUCUAUUGGACCAAACUCAAAGAUGUAAUCGAUAUUGCAUUCAUGCAUACUGUUUUAUUAAAUGUACUUUUUGAUUGUAACGCCUAAAAGUGUGCCUUGUACCACACUUCUCUCCUAAUAAAAUGAAUAAAUAGAUAAAAUAAUAUACUUUUGUUUUUAACAUUUCACAUUUUAUUAGGAUUUUCAAUGAAAGUCUGGCAUGCACUUUCACUUGGUUAGGAUUCUCAUUUGUGGCUGUAUGGCUAAUGCAUGCGAAUGGUUAGCCCUGCACCUUGGUUGCUUGUUUACCAGUCCCUAAUUCAUCCUUUGAGCACAGGGGUAAGCAGCAUAAAGUCCCUGAAUAUGGAACGCAGCCCAAGCUGAGAGCUAGCCAGCCAAGGUUGCUAUGUUGUUUUUCAGAGUAUCUGGUUUCCUUAUCCGUGAAUUAGACCCAGCUGUAAUUAGAGCAUCCUCACCUGUUCUGGAUGCGCUGGCAUGUCAAUAGCUUUGGGGAAAUAAUCUGUUUUCAAUUUUGUUUUGAAUUGUAUAACAUGCUAAUGCGUUGCUUUAUUUACACAAUGCCUACUGCUAUUAUUUGUUUGCUUCAUCCGAAAACAUUUUCAUUGAACUGAAGUUAUUCAUAAUUAUUCAAACAUUGAACCAACAGAACUAGUUAAAGGGACACUCCAGGCACCCAGACCACUUCUGCCCAUUGGAGUGAUCUGGGUGCCAACUCCCACCUUAACCCUGCAAGUGUAAUUAUUGCAGUCUUCAUAAACUGCAAUAUUUACCUUGCAGGGUUAACUCCUCCUCUAGUGGCUGUCUACUAGACAAUUCCGGUAUUAUAGCACACACGUGUGCUAUAGCGUCGCUGGACGUCCUCACGCUAUGUGAGGACCUCCAGCGUUGCUAAAUUCCCCAUAGGAAAGCAUUGAAAGCAAUUUUCAAUACUUUCCUAUGGGGAGGUCUAAUAAUGCCGCACAUGCGUAUUAGGUUUUCCAUGCCGGCGGACGCAAAUGCUCAAAAGGUCUCCCCCACCGGGAUGAUGUCGCCGAGGGACAUUGGCGCUGGAUACGGGUAAGUCACUGAAGGGGUUUUAACCCCUUCAGCCACUUGGGAUGGGGGGGUGGGAGGGAGAGGGGACCUGCAGUGCCAGGAAAACGGUUUGAUUUCCUGGCACUGGAGAGUCCCUUUAAAGAGCUAAUUCACUCAUUUUGGGGGUUUGAGUCACUGCCUAAAGUCUUGCAUAGGGGCUUACUUGUCUCUCUUGCCAAUAGAGGAGGUACGGCAAAAUCCAGAUUCUAAAAUGACUCCUUACUCGAGGUGCACCAUAAUAAUUAUAGUAAGACACAGUGGUUAUGGCGCUAGAGUGUUCGGUUAACUUCUAUUUUGUUAAUAUAAACGAUAAAAGUUAAAUUUAUUUUCUUCUAAAAGGUAAAAAAAAUAUAUACAUUUUAAAGUUUUUUGUUUUAUUUUAAAUGGUUUAUUUUGCAUCGAGUACAUUACAGAAGAAGGACUUUGGCAAUCUGUACCUUAUUGUGUCUAGUCUCUGUUGAUAAAAGAACUUAAAUAUUUAAUUAAAUUGCACUUCAAGGACAUUUCAAGCUCCUUUGAGUAUAGUGGCAUUCUGUGUCUUGUUAAUUAACAUGGCGUGAAAAUGUACCAAAUUUUAGCCAGUUACAGGUAUAUUUUCCUAUAAAAUCACUUUUAAUUCUAUUAUAUUGUCAAGCAAUGAAUUCAUAAAUUUUCCUGUAUUUGCAGCAUGUUGUUUAAAUAUAUGAAUUUAUAAUUCACAUGAGUUGAUUUCACUCACUGGAAUUUCCAAGUACCAGCAGUAAAUAGGGACUUUUUGCUUUGGGAGUAAAGUACAAUGUAGUAGUUUCGGUUUUGGUUUGCAACAAUAAUCCACUACAUUAAAAGGACAAAAUAGGCACCAAUAAAACUUUAGCUUAAAGGGACACUAUAGUCACCAGAACAACUUUAGCUUAAUAAAGCAGUUUUGGUGUAUAGAUCAUGCCCCUGCAGUCUCACCAGAGGCGGUUCCAGGGGAGGGCAACGGAGCAGUUUCCCCCUUCUCCCGCCCCGGGAUAACAAGGCAGGCCGAGGCUCUCCCCUGCCUGGUAAUGCAGGGCUGGCAUUGUCCAAGUGAACUCCCUCCCCAGUCCGCAGCCACAUUGCUGGCAGCCGGCAGGGGAGGGAGGAAGAGAGGACCCGAGAGCUCAGCCUGCAGCUCCUCCGGAUCCUUCUCUCGCGAGCACAGAGCGUUGCUGUGGUUACCACAGCAACGCUGUGGAUCUCGCGAGAGUGAACUCUAGCCCUGGAGCUACGGGCUAGAGUUCACUCAUAUCACUGAUACCACCGGGGAUUCCCCACUGAACCACCAGGGAUCGAGAAAUGUCCCCCCUCCUUCCUCAGUAAAGGUAAGAAGAUGACUAAAAUGGAUUUUUAGUCAAAGACUAUGACUAAAACUAAAUUGAAAUUUGUUGCCAAAAUUAACACUGCGCAGAGGGGCUCGGGAAGGGACAAGAGAGACAGACCCGCUUGGAGAGAGACACCUAGAGAGACUGGGAGGACACAAAGAGAUACAGAGGGGCUGGGGAAGGGGCCAAAGAGACAGAUAGAGGCUUUAACUAUACCUAUUAGAUUGUACUCUUGUCGACUAAAAUGUUCUGGAGAUUUAGUCAUCUAAAACUAAAUCAAUUCAGAUGACUAAAAUAUGACUAAAACAAAAAUGGCUUUUUAGUCAAAAGACUAUGACUGAAACUAAAUUGAAAUUUGCCGCCAAAAUUAACACUGUAUCUGUCGCAAACACAUUCUUGAGAUUUGAAAUCACUUUAAAACAUAUGAACCAUUAUAGUAAAUAUUUAAAUAUUCAGUAAACAUACAUGGCACAAUGAAACUAACAUCUUGGGCUUUCUAAGUACGUCCACCAUCUUUAGUGUGGCGGUAUGGCUGUUUUUGGACAAAACAUGUUGGUUACAUGAUGUGUCUAGAAGGCUAGACUUUUAAGAGGGAACUUUACUUUUGUAGAAAUUGUCGUUUUGAAUUAAACAUUGAUCACCUUUUUUAUGUGAUGCAAUGCUUUUGAUUUCUAAAUUGAAUUUAAAUGCUUUUGACAUCACUAACAUGUAUUUAUGAAACAUAAGGGAGACGCAAACGACCCAUUUAAAUAAGAAACAAUGCAUCUGCAAAGUAAAACACUGUCCAGCUCAGGGUAACUGUUAUUUAAUUCCCUAAUUACCUCUCCAUCCUUCCCAGGUUAUUAUUUUAUUUUCACUCUCAGUAGACCUCUCCGCAAACACUUAUUAUUCCUAGUGUCUUACUAUGGAAGUUCAUUAGAGGGGUUAGCAGUCGGUAAAGAAUUUGUAUACCAAGAAGUUUAAAUAACAGUUUCUCGUUAAAGAAGACUUCAUGUGAGCAGGAUAAUGCUUGCUGUGCAUAUGUAGAUGUGUCUUGUGACCCCUAAAGAUCAAGGACCUAUAGUAGCUCCAAUAUUGCGUGCAGAAGUAUGUUUUUGCAUUUUUUGGAAAUUUGUAAACCACAUCAUUAUUUUGUUGUUUUUGUUGCUUCUCAACUAACCAUGUCCUUGCAUAAAACUAGACAUUUAAGUAGCCCUUCUGAUGACUGCCUGGACUGUUGCCCACACCAGUUUAUAAGAGUUCAACAUUUUUACUCUGUACAAAGGUUACUAUAGGACAUCCAGGUUUAUCUCAAAAGCCUGCUGAGCCCUGAAGGAAGUGAUGACAAAACAAACUGUGCUGCAAUAUUCAUCUACAGCUUCUUCAAGGUUUAGCUGUUUAUCUUGCACUGUUUUGUAAUCAGCAGUUCGCAGUGCAUAGAAUGACAUCUGUAAAGCUACAAAAACACAAAAUAUACAUAGGGCCUUACCAUCUGUUCUCAGGAAAUUUCACCAUUGAAUACAACAUUGAAAAUAAACUAUCACUCGUGUUUACCAUUUUUAAAAUGUAAUUAUCUUUUUGACAUUUUUUUUUAUAGGAAAGAUUUAGCUACUGCCUUCACAAUCCAGUUUAAUUCAGGCACAGCCGUGGCACAUAAUUUGUUAGGAGAACGCAAACAUAGGCAUUGUUUCUGUUUAUUCUCCGCUCUCUGCGCUGACUGACAGAUUCAAAGAGUUUUGAAUCAGGGUGUCAAGAUGGAGGAGCUCAUUCCCAUUAUAGAGAAUUGUGGAUUUCUACAUUUAAUUGUAUUUUUCACACCUCACAAACAUAUGUGCUAAGUAUAGGAGAUAAGUAAACAUAAUACUAAAAUUCCUGCUUUCCCUUUAAAGCGAAUCUGUUGUGAAAAAAUAAACUUACCUGAAAACGCUCCCAUAUAUAUAUUUAUUUAUUACUGGCAUUUAUAAAGCGCCAACAUAUUCCGCAGCGCUGGUAUACAUUGAAUACACCAUAUAUCAGAGCAGAGACAGACUCCUCUCUGCAGCCUGAUACUUCUCCAGUGAAGUCAUCAAGCCUGAUGACUUUUGUCCCUAGAGAAGCAUUGAGGCCGCCAAAGACAUGUGCCAUAAUCCACAAAUAAAUUAGUACUCACUUUGAAUUGCUGACAAUUCCCACUUGGGUUUAAAACCCGUCCUUGGCUUCUUCCAGUGUUAGCACGUUUUGCAUGCUGACGCAAGAUGUCAAAUAGCUUCAAUAAUUGAAUCUAUUUCUGUUAGAAGUCCCUUGUGGCUGUCUAUCUGACAGCCAAUAAUAGGAGUUACUAGCAGGAAAUUGCAAGACGUUUACAGUGCUGUUUCUCAGAAUCAGCACUGUUUUUAUUCACACACCUGCAUGGGCAAUACCCCAUAAAUACUUCAUUAAAAUGUCCCUUUAAACAGGAUGUUGUGUACACAUGAGUUUGAAUGAUACAUUUUGAGUCAUUUCUCCAAGGAUAGACCAGUAGAACUUCAGUUGUAUCCACUUUGAUUAUUUGCAUGUUCUGAUUAAUUCUGUUUAGUCACUGUAAUUAUUUUGGUACUAGUCCCAAAGGAGUUUGUAAUGCUUCAGUAUACGUUUAUUUUACAUAGAAGCUAUGUACAUAUUUAGAUGAAUUUACAAUGUAUAGAUCGUGCCCAUUUCUACUGCUAUUGUUAUAACAAUUCUGACGUUUAUAGUAGGUAUGGCUGUUUUCGUCUUUACAUAUAAGCUCCAUGUAUAUUGUUAAUACACAAGAAUCAAAUUAGAUGAAAGACCAACAAUUAUCCAAUACGUUUGGUUAUAACAGUUACAAAGUCACAAUAAGGACAGCGCAUACAGUAUAGACUAAAACCACAUCAUGUAUAACCUCUGUAUACAUGGUUACUAUUACUUACCCAAAUAAAGCAGAGUGUGUAACAUAGGCAACAUACAAACCUAUGCAAAUAGUUUAUAUAAUAUAUAUAACAUACAUUAUAACGUAUGGAUGCAUACUUCUGACUCCAUGCCCAGAUUUUUUUUUGUCUACGUUAGAUCAGAUUUCUGUCUUGUGAUGACUUUUGUUUCCAGUUGAUAUAUACAGAGUUAUUCACUAUAGCGAGAAAAUAAGGUGAUUUCAUUCGUGAUUUUUCUACCUACUUACAGUAUUGUUUUGAUCACACCCCACUUUCGAUUGAUUUGGUGAAGUAUUUAGACAAUAUUUUCGUAGUACCACAAAUAAAAAAGCAGAGACAACAUUUUAUAAAUUCCAACAAUCAUUGUGGAAACCAAACAAAUCUUCAGGAAAAUGCCAUUGUUUUCAGUAGUAAUGACUCACAUUUUAGAACUUUACCCCCUUCCACAUUUAUGAAAAAUACAUAGGUCAGAACUAUAUUUAAUCAUUGGUCCUUUGUAGAAUAUGUUUUAAGCUUCUCAGAUGAUAGUAAAACCCUGGCUGACUUUAUCUAAGAUCCUUUGGCAGGUUUGGCAUUAAUAACCAAUACAGAAUCCAUUCGCUUUCUUAAAGGAGAUCUCUAAGCACUAUAAAUGAUAUAGCAAAUAGUAGUCGUUCUGGUGCUAUGAGUCUAGAGUCUUAGGGCACUGUUCCCUGGUUUUAAGUGAAGCCUUUCUGGAGAGGUCUGACAAAAAAAGAGAGCCGUAGAAGUGGUUAUGGUAUUUACAGUGUUUCUUGAACUUAGCUAUGUUGGUUCCAGCAUCUUCCUCAUUGUUUUUGUUCUUAAUUGAUUUUCCCUGUCCUCGUUCUCUUCUGCUCUUUCUCUUUUAUUAUCAGCAAACCCAACUGACCAGUUUAUGUUAAAAAAAAAUGUUGCAUUUGCAUCAUUCAAAUGUACAUGUAGCCUUUCAGAUUAUCCCAACAUUUGUAUUGUUCAACACCUCCCAAUAUUUCAAAUGGACAAAGAGGGACACUUUAAUUUUAGGGCUGUGGGUGUUGCCAGGGUUUGGUUGUUCUGAUAAAUUUUAGGUGACUUACUAAUAACAAAUUAUGCAACUAAAAUGUAAUUUAGAACAAGAACAAUGUAUCUUAUUGAAUUCUAAGCAGAUUUAUAGUAGUUUAAAGACUCAUUACUGUGAGAAAUAUUGCUGUGAAGCUCUGUUAUCCACUCAAACACACCAACAAUAUGGAGCUCCUAAAAAAAGAGGGACUUGAGGCCAAAGCAAGGACUGUCCCUCCUACAUAGGGACACUUGAAAAGUAUGGGAUUGUAUUUGUUAAAAAAUAUCUCACAUGAACAUUAGAAACAGACUGUCUUAUUAUACAUAAAUAUUUAACAUACUGUCAAAGAAACAUAUUCCCUAGCAGCUUGUAAACCUGAUGACAGAUGUCAAGUCACCUGAGGGAACAGAGUCUGGUAGUCAGGUACAUCUGUUCAUCAAAAUAAGGGAACAUCCUUCACAGAAAUAGGCAUCCAGUGAUAACAAGGUUUAUUUACAGUGCUGAGGCUUUAGGCCUUUUUCCAUAUUGUAAGUUUCAUUUUUUGAUAUCACUGCAGUUUUAACAAUACUGGGAUGAAUUUUGUCAGAGCGAUUUUUAAACACUGAAUUAAAGUUGACACAAAGCAACUGCCCAGUUCUUGGUUGGCACUUGGUCCAGUCGUAUUGAAACUCAUAAAGAUCUGUGUUCUUAAUGGGCAUACAUAAUGUGGAAUUGAAAUAUAAAUAUGUGGAUGUUGUCUAUUGUUGUCACUGGUGUAGGAAUCCAGGAGGAUGGAGGGGAACGAUCUUGCCACAUAUUUACAUGGCAGUAUACAAGGAUCCAUAUCUCCUAGUCAUAUAGCUAAUUAUGUUUCACUCCCUCUAGCAUGUAAGCUCAUUGAGCAGGGCCCUCAACCCCUCUGUUCCUGUGCAUCCAUUUGUCUGGUUACAAUUGCGUGUCUGUUAGUCCACCCAUUGUACAGUGCUAUGGAAUUUGCUGGCGCUAUAUAAAUAAUAAAAUAAUAAUAAUAACAUGGGCGAGGCUGUUCUGAAAAGUUCUAAGUGAUUUAAUAAUAAUUUAUGCGACUAAUAUGUGAGAACAAAGCCAAUGUAUCUUAUGUACAGACUGUUUUCUAAACACAUUUAUUGUAGUUUAAAGCAGGGCUUGACAAAUUAUCAAUCUUGGAGCCAGCUAAAAAAGUUAGGAGCCAGAUUUUUCCAAUGCCAAAAAUACAAUUCUUAAAGGGACACUAUACUCGCCAGAACUACUACAGCUUAAUGUAGUGGUCUGGUGUCCAUAGAUUGUCCCUGCAGGCCUUUUAAAGUAAACUUCAGAGAAAAGGCAGUGUUUACAUUGCUGCCUAGUAACACCUCUAGUGGCCGUCACUCAAAUGGUCUCCUACCUACAUUCAGCGUCUUCACGCUCUGCAUGGAGGCACUGAACAUUCCCCAUAGAGAUGCACUGAUUUAUUGCAUCUCUAUGAGGAGAUGCUGAUUGGUAAUCAGUAAUCUUAGCUAUGGAGGCUGGCCAGCUGCAAAAGACCAGCAUAGCUUUGGAAAAAAGGUGAGUAAGAACACCCCCCCCCCUUCAGACAGACAGACACUCACACCACCCCAGGGCCGUCUUUAAUAUGGAUUGGACCCUGGGCAAACAUUUGCUUGGGCCCCCUGAACCCGGUCGUCCCCUCCCUGGCAUACAAUCAUGCCCCCCACCCCAACGCAGAGGCGGACGUAGAGAGGGCUCUGGUGCAUGAAUUAUUUUGGGCAAGAGGGGGCAAAAGGUAGAUCCCCAUCUGUCAUGCAACUCCAACAAUGCUUUGACAGCUGGGGCGCUACCAUUUUCCUAUGCAUGCAGGGUUAUAUUUAGCACUGAGCAGUAUUUGUGUGUUUGAGUGUAAGCAUGUUUUUGUAUGGAGUAUGUUUGUGUGAAUGUAGGGGUGUGUUUGUAUGUGGAGAUGGCAUUUAAAUGCAAGUAUGCAUUUAUGUGUAGUGUUGGUUUAUGAAUACACUGGUGUGUUUAUAUAUAAUUUUGUUGUUUAAAAAAAGAGGUGUGUUUAUAUGUAGUGUUGAAGUUUGAAUGAAGGUGUGUAUUUGCGUGUAGUGUUGAAUGGUGAGAUGUAUGCACAAAUACAUAUGCACUGUCACAAACACACACACACACACACACACACACACUGUGAUACACAUACACACACAGAAACACUUGCAGAUACACAGAUAUACACAAUCAUACAGAUGCAGCUAUACAGACACAUUUACACACACUGACACACACACAUACAGACACAACCUGGCACACAUGCAGACACACAGAUGCACACACGCACACACACGCAGAUACACUGACAACAUACAGAUAUACAGACACACACAAUGACAACAUACAGACACACAGAUCCAUAACCUGACAAAUGCAGAUACAAACACUGACACACAUGCAGAUACACACACUGGCUACAUACAGAUACAUGCACAGGUAUACACACUGGCACACACACACGGAUACAUACAUACUGACAACAUACAGAUACACACUGACACUGUGACAGACAUACAUACAGACACACAAACUGACACACACAGACAUACUGACAUACACACAGACAUACAUACUGUGUGCGGGCCCCGGUGCAGCCGCAAUACUAGCACCGCGGGCCCAUUAGGUAGGGAAAUAUUUAAAAAAAAUUUUUAUUGCAGGCGACGGGGCCCACGGGGCAGCUGCUUUGGGCCCCCCCUUAAAGACGGCCCUGCACCACCCCCAGACAGACAGACUCUCACACCACCACCAGGCAGACAGACAGGGACACUCACACCACCCCCAGACAGACAGACAGAGACUCACACCACCCCCAGGCAGACAGACAGACACUCACACCACCCCCAGGCAAACAGACACUCACACCACCCCCAGGCAGACAGACACUCACACUCUAACACAGUCACAGACAAAUACACACUGACACACACUCUAACAAUCACAAAGUAUUAUUUGAUACACUCAAAUGGAUGCAAUGGAUACACACACAAAGAUUUGUAGAUACACACAGACAAACAGACAUAACAGAUAUAAACACAAAUAAAAAAAAUAAAAAAAUUUUUUUUAGCCACCCUCCUGUUUCCUACCUUAUGGGCUCAGGGGGUGGCUUCCCUGGGGUCAGGUGGGACUGGGUAGGAGCAAAUGACAAUAGGUUGGUGGGGGCUGGCUGCGGCUGAUGGGAGCAGCUGUCGCUGUUCCAGACUCCCCCUCCUCCGGUCUCCUCAGCCCUGUGCAGAUCUCUGUGCGCCAUGAGGAAGUGAAGAGAACUGUGAUAACUUCCUCCUUUAAGCUCUGCUUAAAGGGGCGGCGUGGAGGGUCGGCUCUGAGGAGAGCGGCCGGGCUGGCUCUGUGGGAUGCGGGCGGCAGGACAUAACGCCGGCUCUGAGGACAGUGGGCGGACCAGCUUUGCGCAAUGUGGGUGGGCGGGCACAGUUGAGCUCGGUCGGGUGGCAAGCUGGCCGUCUUUAAAUGCUGCCCUUCAAGCUUACAAUUCCCAUGCGGGAGGAGGGAGGAAACGGGCCGAUCAAUUCCAGGCGCCAAGGGAAAAUUCUUACUCGCCAUGGCGACCUGGCGCCUGUGAUUUGUCGAGCCCUGAUUUAAAGAUACAUUACUGUAGAUACAUGGUUUAAAGAUACAUUAUUGCACUAGCGCUCCGAAAUAGGGACUGUCCCUCCUAAAAAAGGGACACUUGGGAGGUAUAAAGCUUCCUGGUGAGAUCAUACAGCUGUAUGCAUGGCUGGGACAAUUAAAAAUCUUAGGCUGGCUGGGGAGAUUAGAGAUCACCCUGACAACCAGCAUAUUUUUUAAAAAUAUCCCUCAUCUGAGCUAAUGGUCCCGAUAAUAAUGUUGUUAGAGGUGGAGUUCUAUUUACACCUCUACCGAAAAAUGAUGCUGCUGCUUGGCAGUAGUGGGUAUACUGCUUGGAGUGUUCCUUUAAAUGCAACAUAACAUUUUCCCUUUGUUUAAUGAAUCUGUUUUUCUUGUGUUUUUUUUGUCCUUGCUAAGGAAAAACCACUAUAGAGUGAUUUACUAAAGUGUGAAUUGUUGGUUAUAGCUACAAGCCACUACUUGCAGGCGCAGAACUACCAGUGGUUCAGACCGCACUGACACCAAGGAAGUUCCCGCAUCAAAAUAGAGGAAAGCAUGGCUGCAGGAAGGCGUACCGGGGCCCAGGGGUAUAAAAUAUAAACUGCAGGAGGGAGUACUGGAAUCAAAGAAAUGGCUAUGUGUGUUGUGUACUUAUGGGUCAGUGUUCAUGGAUCUGUAUGUGUGCAUGUGUGUAAGUACCUGUGUCAGUACCUGUGUGUGUGUAUCUGUGUACACACAGAUACACUUAUUAUUAUUAUUAUUAUUAUUAUUAUUUUAUUAUUUAUAUAGCACCAUCAGAUUCUGUAGCGCUGUACAAUGGGUGGACUAACAGACAUAUAAUUGUAACCAGACAACUGGACGUAUAGGAACAGAGGGUUUGAGCUCAAUGACCGUACAUGCUAGAGGAAGUGGGGUAUAGUGACACAAAGGGUAAAAGUAGAGGUAUGAAGUAGGUUGUGAGAAAAGUAUUCACUGAGGGCUUAGUAGGUGAUUUUUGAAAGUUGCAGGAGAGGAGUCAUGGGGGUGCUUUUUUGAAGAAGUGAGUUUUCAAUGAUUUUUUGAAUGAGUGGAGACUGAGAGAAAAUCUUAUGGAGAAGGGAAGGGAGUUUCACAGAAGAGGUGCAGCUGGAGAAAUCUUGGAGGCGAGCAUCAGAGGUGGGAGUACAUAUGUGUGCCUGUGUUUCUGUUAAUUUGUAUAUGUCAGUGUGAGUCUCCUAGAGUGUGUCUAUGUGUCUGUGUGCAUUGGUGUAUGACAAUGCAUAUGUGUAUCUUUGUGUGCCAAUGUCUGUGUUUUUCUGUGUGUGGCAAUGCACCUGUGUAUUUGAACACAUGCCUGCAUGCAAACAUCAACAUCACACGUAAACACAUCCCUGUAUUCAAAUGCCAACACUACUCACAAACAUUCCACUGCUGUCAAACACGGACACUACAAUAAAAGCACCCUGCAUUCAAACAGCAACAUUAAACAGACAUACACCUGCUUUCAGAUGCCAACACUGUACACAAAAACAGUCUUGUGGGCAAAUAUCAACACAACACACAAACACACCCCGCAUUCAAAUACUUAUACAACAAAAAACACACCACUGCAUUUACAGACAAAUACACUCCUACACAAAUAUAAAACCAUCCACACACACAUAUUCCAUAAAAAAUCAUGUUUACAUUCACACACAUACAAACCUGCAAGGAUGGGCAAAUUAGUAGAUAUUAAGCUCGUCAACACUUGAGAUCUACCUUUUAUAAACCCUUGCUCUAUGGGAGAGGUAGAAAAAAAAAGGCUCAAGUGCAUCGAGUUCAAAUGAUGAAACACAUCUUUUUAUGCUUUUGAUUCAAAAUAGAGCAAAUAAUACAAUUCAAACUAAUGCCCAAUUACGCCGCGAAAAGAAAAGAAAAUCCUUCUUGACUCCAUAAUGGCAAUCUGAUUUCUGCUAUAUAUCUAUUACAAAUAUCUUGAUUAUUCUGAUUUUCCAAAUAAAUAAAUCCAGGCCUUUUAAAAAUAUAUAUAUACACAAUCUUAUAAGACAACCUCUUUGGGUGGAGAAUUACACAUCUUAACAUUACCAUGACUAUCACUACUGUUAGGAUGUUACUAGCUGAUGCUCUUGAAAGUCUGUCACUAAGUAGCAGGUAACAGUAUUUUUUAUGGGGACUGCACCCCUCUUCCCCCCAACUAAUUAGCUAUUGAUUUCUGACUGGUUUACAGCCUUGUUGUUAAUCAUUGCUGGCAGAUGCUAACCCAAAAACUACUAUAAAUACUGUAAUAAAACAUCUUGCUUCCACCCUGCUGCUGCUUUUUACUGGACAACCACUACUUGCCUGUCGCUAAUAGCCACACCGGGUGACAUGCGCGUGAUCAGCUGUGUGUUUCUGUGCUUUACCAGCGUGCUUCUAAUAUGCAAGUGCUUGGUAUCUGUAGAAGCAGCCUUCAGUGAGAGGCUACAAUAAUACAGCAAUAAGGUUGUAAAAUGUGUAGCCGCUACCAACUACCAGCUGCUGUUAAAAACAACAGCUUGCAAAUGCUAUGUACCAAGAAGAAUGAAAACAAGCCCAAAGUAAAUUUUAAAUCUUAGGUAAAAAUAACCAAUGGAAACAAUUGCCGGAAUGGAGAUUUUUUUUCUUCAGACUGGCUAUUUUGGCCAAUAAAUUUUUAAAUUCGCUUUGAAUACACAAGUCACACUUUAAAGCAUAACUUAAUGACAGAAAUAAACAUAGUUACAUAGCUGAAAAGAGACUUGCGUCCAUCAAGUUCAGCCUUCCUCACACAUGUUUUUGCUGUUGAUCCAAAAGAAAGCAAAAAAACCAGUUUGAAGCGCGUCCAAUUUUGCAACAUACUAGGAUAAAAUUCCUUCUUGACCACAAAAUGGCAGACAGAUAACUCCUUGGCAGCUAUUACCCCACUAAUUAGAAAUUAUAUCUCUGUAUGUUAUGUUUUUGCAAGUAUUUAUCCAAUUGCAGUUUAAACAUCUGUAUGGACUCUGAUAAAACCACCUCUUCAGGCAGAGAAUUCUAUAUCCUUAUUGCUCUAACAGUAAUAAAAACCUUUUCUUUGCCUUAGAUGAAAUCUCCAUUCUUCCAGUUUAAAUACAUGACCUUGUGUCCUAUGUAUAGCCCUGGUUGUGAAUAGAUUUCCAGAUAAUGGUUUGUACUGGCCCCGAAUAUAUUUGUAUAAUGUUAUCAUAUCCCCUCUGAGGCGCUGUUUUUCCAAACUGAAGAGAUAUACAUUUUUAAACCUUUCUUCGUAACUAAAAUGCUCCAUUUCUUUGAUCAAUUUUGUAGCUUGUCUCUGCACUUUUUCUAGUGCCAUGAUAUCCUUUCUUAGAACAGGUGCCCAAAAUUGCACAUCAUAUUCAAAGUGUGGUCUUACCAGCGAUUUUAUAAAGAGGCAAAAUUAUAUUUUCAUCCCGAGAAUUUAUGCCCCUUUUUAUACAUGACAAAAUCUUACUGGCCUUAGCAACUGCAGAUUGACAUUGCAUAUUGCUGCCUAAUUUGUUGUCUAUAACAAUUCCCGAAUCCUUCUCGUGUGUGGUUAUCCCUAAUUCACUACCAGUUGCUUGUGCAUUCUUAACCCCGAAGUGCAUAACUUUGCAUUUCUCUACAUUAAAUUUCAUCUGCCAUUUUAGUGCCCAGUCCCCCAAUCUAUCUAAAUCCUUCUGCAGCAAAGCAAUAUCCUGCUCGCAUUUUAUUACUUUACAAAGUUUUGUGUCAUCUGCAAGCACUGAAACAUGGCUUUCAAUGCCUAUUUCAAGCUCAUUUAUAAAUAUGUUAAAUAGAAGCAGUCCCAAAACAGAACCCUGAGGGACACUACUACCACUUUUGUCCAGCCUGAAAAUAUACCAUUAAAGGACCACUAUAGUGCCAGAAAAACAUACUCGUUUUCCUGGCACCAUAGUGCCCUGAGGGUGCCCCCACCCUCAGGGUCCCCCUCCCGCCGUGCUCUAGGGGGAGGAAGGAGUUAAACUUACCUCUUUCUCCAGCGCCGGGCGGGGAACUCUCCUCCUCCAUAGCGACGUCAUUGGCUGAAUGCGCAUGCGCGGCAGGAGCGCAUUCAGCCAGUCCAUAGGAAAGCAUUCUCAAUGCACGGAAGCGCCUCUAGCGGCUGUCAAUGAGACAGCCAUUAGAGGCUGGAUUAACCCUAUUAUAAACAUAGCAGUUUCUCUGAAACUGCUAUGUUUAUAGAAGAAAGUGUUAAACCUAGCUGGACCUGGCACCCACACCACUUCAUUAAGCUGAAGUGGUCUGGGUGCCUAUAGUGGUCCUUUAAUGACAACUCGUUAUACUCUAUCCUUAAGCCAAUGUUCUACCCAAGAACAAGAAUAUUCAUCUAGACCAAUUUCUUUUAGUUUGAAGACUAACCUAUUGGGAGGAACCAUUUCAAAUGCCUUGGCAAAAUCCAAGUAGAUCACAUCCACUGCAAUACCCUGAUCUAUACUUCUACUUACUUCUUCGUAGAAUUAGGUUAGUUUGACAUGAACUAUGUUUCAUAAACCAUGUUGAUUAUUGCUAAAAACAAAGUUCUUCUCAAUGCAUUCCUGAAUAUUAUGCCUUAAUAGUCCUUCAAAUAUUUUCCCAGUCACAGAAGUUAAGCUCAAAGGUCUAUAAUUUCCAGGUAAGGAUUUUGAACCCUUUUUAAAUAUAGGAACGACAUCUGCCUUUCUCCAAUCCUCCGGUACAACACCUGAAACAAAAGAAUCUUGAAAAAUUAAAUACAGAGGUUCACUUAUUUCCCCACUUAGCUCCUUAAAGGACCACUCUAGGCACCCAGACCACUUCAGCUUAAUGAAGUGGUCUGGGUGCCAGGUCCUUCUAGGGUUAACCCAUUUUUUUAUAAACCUAGCAGUUUCAGAGAAACUGCUAUGUUUAUGAAUGGGUUAAGCCUUCCCCUAUUUCCUCUAGCGGCUGUCUCAUUGACAGCCACUAGAGGCGCUUGCGUGCUUCUCACUGUGAUUUUCACAGUGAGAGCACGCCAGCGUCCAUAGGAAAGCAUUGUAAAUGCUUUCCUAUGCAACCGGCUGAAUGCGCGCGCAGCUCUUGCCGCGCGUGCGCAUUCAGCCGACGGGGCGGAACGGAGGAGGAGAGAAGGAGGAGAGCUCUCCGCCCAGCGCUGGAAAAGGGUAAGUUUUUACCCUGUUUCCCUUCCCAGAGCCGGGCGGGAGGGGGACCCUGUGGGUGGGGGCACCCUCAGGGCACUAUAGUGCCAGGAAAACGAGUAUGUUUUCCUGGCACUAUAGUGGUCCUUUAAGUACUCGUGGGUGAAUACCGUCAUGCCCUGGAGCUUUAUUUACAUUAAUUUUCUUUAACUUCUGUAGCACCUUGUCUCGAGUCAUCCAAUCACAAGUUAUCUGCAAGUUUGUUGCAGCAAUCAUUUGCAUAUCUCUUGCCAUAGGAUCCUCAUUAAUAUAUACUAAAGAAAAAUAGUUAUAUAACAUUCUGACUCUUCCUGGUCUUCAUUAACUAACACACCCAUCUCUGUCUCCAGUGUACCUACAGUUGAAUUUUUUGUUUUUUUUAGAAUUGAUGUACUUGAAAACAAUUUGGAGGUUGGUUUUGCUUUCUUUGGCUAUCAAUUUCUCAUUUUCUAGUUUAACCAUUUUAAUUGCCUUUUUGCAAGCAUUAUUGGCUUCCUUAUAUCUUAUAUUGGAUGCCUCUGAUUUGUCUGAUUUAAAUGCUUAAAAUGAUUUUUUAUUUUUAAAUGCUCUUUUUUAUUUUUAAUGUCGUUUUAUUUCUCUACUAAGCCACAUUGGUUUCAAUUUGUUUCUUUUAUAUUUAUUACCCAAUGGUACAUACUGAGAAAUGUACCUUUCUAAUAUUUGCUGGAUAUUCCAUUUAUCCUCAGUGUUCUUUUCGCUAUAGAGUUUAUGUCAGUCGAUAUGUUGUAGAGGUGCCCUAAUCUUAAUGAAAUUGGCUUUUAAAAAAAUUAUAUGUUUUAGUAUACCCCGCGUGCUAUUGCUUUUUUGAGUUUAUUUGAAAAAUUACCAUAUUGUGAUCACUAUUUCCCAAAUGUUCCCCUAGUGGAAUGUUGAUCAAAAGAUCAACAUUGUUUGUUAUAACGAGAUCCAGUCAAGCAUCCUUUCUAGUUGGUGCUUGUACCAGUUGUGACAUGAAGGUGUCAUUUAACACAUUCAAAAGCCUGAUUUCCCUUGCUGAAGUACUAGUCACUCUAUCGCAAUUUAUGUUUAGCACCAGGAAGUGAAGUUACCAAAAAAUGUUGGACACAUCUUUAAGCGAAACUGUCAGUUCUUUGAAAGUGAAAGUUCUUUGAUUCCUAUUCAAUGUGCAAAAAUCUCAUCCGGCUAAAUUAAUGAAUUUAUGCCUUCUGCUUAAUUUAAAAAUACUUCUUAUAUCUUCCUGGAAAUAAAUACCAGGCCAGAGGAAAAAACAAAACAUCUCAACACGACAUACAUGUUUAAUAUACAAAAAAGGAAUGUACAUUAUUUUGUUUUGCCUAUUUUGUUUUGGUAAUACCUCUGCUAAUCCUGUCUUGACUAGAGUAGCCCUUUCAUGGUAAGUGAGAGAAUUUGUUUAUUUGCAAAUGUGAGUUUUUGUCUUCAUAUCAGGAAUACAGUUCAAGGCAGAAUUGACUGGCUUUUUCAAAUCAUUAUUGGAACGGUUCUGCAGUCUAGUAGUAGAUAGAACACGGCUGCUUCAUAGGCAUUGUGUAAAAAUCUAUUAGAAAGCUGGUACAAGUUACAUAGGAAUUGUGGCAUGUGCAUACGCAGUGCACAUAAAAGGCAACUAUACAUAGAAUUGUAAGCAGGCAGCAAACACUGGUAGUAAGGGAUACCUUAACUGAUUAAUAUACAGCAAGAUAAUACAGAAUAUUUGUACAAAAUAAAAAGUCCAAUAGAUUAUCAAAUGCUUGGAGUAUUCUUUACUCUUCUGAUGGUGGCAGGUAUAUGCAAUAAAGAAGAUAGAUAGCCGGUAAUGGCGAGAGUAUCUAGUACCAAAUGCAGAACAAACAACAAAGAGGUCUAUGAUGUAGCACUCACAUUUAGUAGAGCUAUAAAACCCACUCUGAGUAUAAAAGCAUGCAGUGGUACAAUUCACCACUGAUGCAUAUGUUGUUCUAGGAGUCAGUAACUCAACAUGUAGGUAGAUAUAUAAAAAGAUAUAAAUGGCAAAAAAAUGGUGCCCUCUGUAAAGCUGUACAUUAGUAAUUAUAAAGGCAAAAGUAAUUACUCACAUUUGAUGGAGCAGUGUACACUUACUCAACGCUUGGGGGUAGAAUCCCUACCAGGGAUAUAAUGUAGAGUAGCUCCUUCAAAAGGCAGUUCUUCCCAGGAUACAGGUAGGCAAUGGUGGUAUAGAUGUGCCAGGAACAGUAAAAGAUAUAAAAUGAAGUACAACAAACUAAAAAAAACCUUAAAAGCAUAAAAAAUAUAACAAAUGGUCAGACACAUUAAAAUUAAGUGAAUGCCAAAUAUCUUUAAUGCUUAAAGUAACUAGUAUAAAAUACCACAACACGUUUUGUCUACUGAGGACUUUCUCAAGUGUAAAUGAUAACAAAUUAGAUGAAAAUAAAAAAGUAGAGGGUUCAUCUUGCACCAUUACCUGUGCUAAGGGUUAUAGGUGAGUAUAAUGCUUGGAGCAUCGCUCUGUUUAUUUAAAGGCAAUAGGAGAAACAUUUAUUUCAGCUACAUUAUUAAAGGAGAUGGUGUGGGUGUUAUUAAUACACUAUUACCAGGUUCAUGACCAGAGCAGGUAUGCCUUGCAUUGACAACAAGUAUCAACCAGCUACUUCCCAUAUAUCAAUCAGACACAUAACCCUCUAUAUAAUAGUCAUAUAGCUCUGUGGCAUUACCAUCCGUUCAGUAUAGCAGCAAUAUAUCACUUACCAACCAUACAUGUUUAGCUUCCACUCACAGAGUACCUAAUAUGUAUCUAUAACAUACUAUAUAAAACCUUAAAACUGGCACCAUUGGACGCACUGCUAAAACAAAACUAGCCAUCUCACUUCGUGCCAAGCAAACAAACAUUCAGGUUAUAUUUACCCGCUAAUUGUGCUGUUCUAAGUAAGACCCUAAAUACAUUAAAAUCCAACGGACGUGUGUAUUUAUAUGCACAGAAGAAGAGAAAGGUAUGUAUAUUUCUGUUUCUCUUCCUUAUUUGUAAUGUGUCCCCUGCUUGUGCCUAGACUGAACUAAAUUGUGAUGCCAUUUGCUAAAUCGGUGAUGUGCAUUUCAAAGAAAACAGAGCAUCGCAUGAAAAAUUGUAACACUCGUUUUUGCUGAUUUUAAAUGUUUUAAUAAAUGGAAUAAAUUCCAGAGAAGGAACAGUUCCCCUUUAUUAUGAAACAAUUGAAUUAGUUAAAAAUAAUCUAGAUGGGAGAGUGAGUUCCAAUCAGGAGCAGUUCUAAGAUGGUUUGGCCUAUGUUUUAUUUAACAAUUAUUGUCAUUUGUAUUUACAUAGAGCCAGCAUAUUCUGUAGCGCUUUACAAUAUUAUGAGAGGGGGAAAUUUAUCAAUAAAUGAGACAAUUACAAAAACUUACAGGAACAAUAGGUUGAAGAGGGCCCUGCUCAAACAAGCUUACAGUCUACAGGAGGUGGGGUAUAAAGACACAGUAGGACAGGGCCAAAAUUAAAUUUUGAGUGAGUCACCAUCUCUCCUUACCAGAGACGCCCUGGACAGAAGUUUGACUUUUAAGUGAGUGAGUAAUUAGGACUUCUAUUAAUUUAUCCUUUUUUGUUUUUAUCUGUUGUUGGUGUAACUGAUUUGUUUAUCUACUUUUUGUAUACACUGUGACUAUUUUUUGUUCGUAAUAAAUAUUCCUUUAUUGAGUUCUGCCUUCGGUAAAGAAUCACGUUACAUGAAGUUACCAAUUAAGUAAUGUCAAUUGCAUAGAUAUCGUGCUAAAUUGUAUUUGGUAGGUUUUUAUUCUAAUUUACCUGGGGGGCCAAAGUACCCCAUUUAUAAAUUGUCUUGGUGGCGGCUGCGUUAAGAUUAUAAUUCAGUGUGAGUGGCGUUAAGGGAGAUUUUUAUCAUUAUUUCUGGUCUACGGCAGACAGAUAGUGAACUUUCACCAACACAACUAAGUCACGCACACUAUUUGAGUAGGGUGCUUUCGUGACAAAUUUCUAUUCUGUUUUAAUUCUCUUUAAUAUUCUUCUUUCUGUUAAUAUUCUUCUAGUUUUCUGUUUAAUCCAUUGAAUGGUGGUAGAGAAAAAGAGUGCUUUUCUUAUUUGUGCCAAAGUAAUGUCAGUACAUCUUUUGAAUAUCACUUGGGAAUCUUGGUUUGUGUUGUCGGAAUGUCCACAUUAAUUUGGAAUUCCAGGAAAGUGAUUUGUGCGAUUGCGGUAGUGAGGUAGAAAGGGUAGGAUGGGGAGAUUCCAGUCGUUUUUAUUUUGACAAGUGCUCAUAUAUUCCUUGAGUUACCAGGACGAAAACAAUCAUAACAUGAAAAUGCUGGUAUUUAACCCCUUAAGGACACAUGACAUGUGUGACAUGUCAUGAUUCCCUUUUAUUCCAGAAGUUUGGUCCUUAAAGGGUUAAAGGAUGAGAAAAUAUUGAAUUCCUGUUUUGCCGUUUCAAAAAAACAAGUCAAAAUAAGUUCAUUGGGUUUUAAUAUCACAUGAAGAUAUCACGUGCAGUUAAAACAAUCAUUCCUUAUUAAAGAUAUAAUGCAGAUUACAUGUAUAUUUUUACACUACAUGCUAUAAUUAUCGUUGACAUUUGUUCUGUAGGUAUAAUCUAUCACAUGCAUUAACAUGGUGUAUACAAAUCUCACUGUAAAAAACAUAUUUUCAUUGGGAGUAGUGUAUGACAAAUACACAAAAAUCUGAAUUUCACAGAAAUGCCAUAUCUGUUUUUUUAUGGUUCACUUCAGCUUUUAUUAUGUAGAUACACUACCUUGUUCCUUAUGUGAUUAUGUAUGUAUAUGUUUAAAUAACUUCUGCUUCCUGGUUUUCCAGUAGUUUGAAAACACCAACCACAAUCAGGUCAACAUUUGCAAUGUAUCACAGUAUGGAAAGUCAAUGACUGCUAUGGCAUUGUUGGGUCUUAUAUUAUAUAUUAACUUGAUCUAGUGCAGAUCAUGGCCGGAUUUGCAUUAGGUACCUGUAGGCUCUAAUGCGCCCCCUGCUCCCCAACCCAAAAUAAGACAGAUAAUGUUUGGAAAUUGAAAGCCUAAAAACAUAUUUAUAUUUAACAACAGCAUAUGUAUACAUGUAUGUAUGCUCAUAUUCCUGCUUGUAAUGUUGUGUUUGCAUCUGUGUGUAUAAUAAAUGUGUGCAUCUAUGUAAAUGCAAGAAGGGUUAACGUUAAUGAUAGAUGUGGUUAGGGUAAAGGGGGAGUUCUAGAGAGGGAUUAAUGUUAGUUAGAUGAUAAUGGGUGCUUUGGUUAAGAAUGAGAAUUUGGUUGAAUUUUUAAUAGUAGUUAGAAAUAAGAUUAAGGUAAAGGGUUUUCACAUCUCCUCAUAGGGAUGCAUUGAAUAAUGAAUAUCUGUGGGGAGUGUUCAUGGAGAUGCUAAACGUAGGUGCUGCACACUAGAAGUGUUACUAGGCGGUGUUUACAUUGAAAAUCCUGCAGGGACGUGUUAUAGCUGUAAGCUGUAUUGGUUCUGGUGGCUAUAGUGUCUCUUUAAAAUGGUAUUUUUAUAAUUGAAAAUAAAGCUUUGUUAGUUUAAAAAAACAAGAUGACUCCUAGCUUUUUUUUUUUUUUUACCACUUUAGUUAUUUAAAGUAUGGUAUACCUGCCAAUGUUUAUACAAACAGAAAUUUAAAUUAGUUUGAAAUAAGAAAAACAUGGCAUUAAAAAUAUACUUUUUAAAAUGUAUAUGCUAAUGUGUGUACUUUGUCGAGUGUUAAGAGUGACGUACCCAGUUCUUUGUAAUGCAGGAUAUUCCACUCUCCAAUAUACAAUAAAUAAACUGAAGAGUGCAGGUAAUGUAUGUUUCUGACAGCUGAUUGUGAUGAGUAUGAUGUUAUUUUCAAAAUUGCGUGUAGGCUGAAUAAAUGCCUUCCUCCUUCACAAAGUGAUGCAAUGUCAGGAAUAUAAAGUAUGUGUUGUAGAAAUGUUGGAAUUACAAUAGUGCUGAAAUUAAAAUAGCAGAGUCUAUAAUGUAUAUUUUGGAUGACCGUAACAGAACAUUAAAGUACCACUCCAGGCACCAUGAUAACUUCAAGUCCUGCAACUCAAUGAAGUUGUUAUGGUGUUUGGAAAUCCUGGGUGUCAUCUUACCUGUAGUGAUAAACCACUAAAGGUGCCUUUAAGGCAGCAUUAAUCUUCAUAACUCCCAACCCGAGAGUCCCGAGAAGCGAUCAUAUCACUGGUCCUGCUCAAAAUGGGGCUAACCCACCCAGAAUGGGGGUGCGGAAAUUACUGGUAGGUGAGCCCGACUGUCAUCUAAGGUCCGCUCACUUUUGGCAGACCCCGUAGGGAGCAAUGUUUCAGUGGUCUCUGCUGGGUCCUAGCGCCCUGAACAUAGCAUGAGCGCAUCUAAUGUGCUUGGUGUCCCAAUAUCGGUUCUAGCCUCCAAUAUCAGGAAGGUUGGGAGGCCUGCAUCUUACUGGUCCCUCUGUCUCCUCUUCUGGUCCCAACUUAGAACAAGAACAGAAUAUCUUAUUUACACAGGCUGAUUUCUAAACACAUUUAUUGGAGUUUAAGUACAUAUUACUGUGAGUAUUAUUGUUGUGGAGCUGUUUUACACUCCACGGGUGGUAAAUGUCCCAUGCAUGCACUAAAAAAAAAAAAGAAAAAAGACAUCUCAAUGGACUUUGAGUCCAAGACCCCUUGUUAUUCAAGGCAGGAUUUUAGCUAUCUCCCCUGCAAUUGGUUGCAUUGCUCACUUGUAUAUAUGCUUGCUAUAGACACAAUUGGUCGAAAAUAUCUUUAAAACUUUCAAAGUGAUCAUAUUUGUUCAUAAAUGUUUUCCUAUAGUUAUUCUUGUUAACGUUAAUAUAUAUUUUGUUCUUUGUCUGCAGUAUCAAGCUGCUGGCUGUACAGGAAUUGACUGACAGAGACGCACUGGAAAAGGUAUUUUUCUAUAUCUCUAUAAUAUAGAUAUGGGAUCUUGUACUGUGAGCAAAGAAGUAAAUCAAUAAAAUAAUACAGAUAAACUUGCUGUUAAAACAUUUUUUUUUACUGCUUUCCUGCUUUUUUACUGAAAUUGAAAUAUCUGAGAACACUAGCAGAAUUUACUAUGAGGGAAACUGUCACUUUUUAGAUCACUUUUAGAAUACUUAAAGGAGUAGUCCACAGUCAUAGAGCACUUCAGCUUGCUGAAUAGCUAUAUGGAUGUGGAGUAUCCCUUUAAAAUCCCAGUUAAUAAAAGUGCCAAUUUCAUUGUGAAAUUAACACUUUUAUAUAUGCAAAUAGAUUCAUAGAGUGUACCUGCCUUACAAUAUUGGCUGCAAGAAUCACUCCCCUCCUGCCUGUCAGUUCUUGCAGCAUCUGUCCUGUCCCUGUUCGGAGAGGGAGGCUUUGACACAGGGAGGAGACAGGAGAGAGGAUUUGACACAGGGAUGGGAGGGAGGACUUGACACAAAUAGGGGUGGGAGGACUUGACACAGGGAGUGGAGGGAGGAGGAAUGGAAGGGAUGAGGGAGGAUUUGAAACAGAGAGAGGAGGGGAGGGAGGCUCUGACACGGGACGGGAGGGAUGAAGAAGGCUUUGACACAGGGAGGGAUGGGAAAAGGGCUUUGACACAGGGAGGGAUUGGAAAAGGGCUUUGACACAGGGAGGGGAGGGAGGUUUUGACACAGGGAGGGGAGGUAGGUUGUAACACAGGGAGGGGAGGGGAAAGGGCUUUUUGACAUAGGGAGGGAAGGUGGGAUGAGACACGUGGUUGGAUUGGGGAGGAGAGACACCUGAAAUAGAAUAGAACUGAGGCUUCUCUAUGAGAAGCCUCUUAUUGGACAAUUCUCUGUGAAGUGAAUUCCUGUGAUCCCUCCCCUUAUUCCUGUGAAUAAAGGGAGGGAUUACAAAGGCUGUAGUCAUAAGAAUUGCAGCUUUUACAGGCUGUUUUAGACUAUACCCCCAAUGAAUACAUACAUAAAAAUAUACAUGUAUUUAUUUAUUGGGGGUAUAUCUACUAAACUGGGUUUUUUUCCUGGGGGGUUUUCAAGUGUGGACUGGACCUUUAAAUAUGAUGAAAAUAUUGAUGGAAUUUAAUAAUCACUUUUCAGAACACUUUGAUAAAUAUACCCCAAAGUGUCAGCGGUAAUGUGAAGUAACGCCAAGUACUUCCAGCAUAGCUAUGGUAUGGUGUGCAAUGAGGCAUAUAUUUUAGAUGCUAUCCUAGUACUCCACUCAAUAGGGUAGCGCAAGUCAGGUUUCUGGAAGUUCUAUGAUAUAUAUAUAUUUUAAUGUUUCAAAGCUGUUUAUUGAGCAAAAGAAGAUGUUUGAGUGUUGCGAACAGUAUUAAUCAGGAAGUUCUGGUAAACUGGAAGUAAUGUAUCCUUGCGUCUGACUCAUUUCAUCCAAUUGUGGACUUUUGCCAAAGACAACUGAGUGACAUGAAUAUAUAGGUAAAAUGGUGGACAAGUUAAUCUCAUUACCCAUGGUAUACCCUCACAUGUUGGAAUGAUGAAGAGGUGGUGCCAAUGAGGACAGGAUAUGUGUGUAUUUCAUCGUUACAGGUUUAGUAAGUGCAAUAGAUCUGACCAGAUAUAGAUAAAUGAAGUGGUCUGUGAGCAGUGGAUAAUGAAGUGGUCUGUGUGCAGUGCAAUGGUGGAUUUAAGGGGUAUGGGGGGGGAGCAAUAUUCAAGCACCGGCCCUACUGUGUGCCCUCACUGACCAGAUGGGAGAUCAGAGAUCUUCUUGCUGGCCCACAGGCACUUUGCUGGGCAGCUGGCAGUCUGUAGCUCCGCCGAGUUCUCCUCUCGCAAGUUAGGAGCGCUGCCGCGGUUAUCAUGGUAAUGCUUUGGAUCUCCCGAGAGUAAACCCUAGCCCAGUAGGUGCUAAAGUUCACUCUCACCUCUGGGACCACCAGGGAUUGGACAAAAUGUUCCCCCUCACUGGUCAAAUGUGAGAAGGGAGGGAGGAUAUAAAGUAUAUUUAUUUAUAAAAAACAAACAAAAAAAGACACGUGUGUGUGUGUGUGUGUGUGUGUGUAUGUAUAUAUAUAUAUAUAUAUAUAUAUAUAUAUAUAUAUAUAUUUGCUUUAUUAAUCUGGCCCCCUACACAAUAACUCCAUACACAUUUACACACUGCACCCUCCACACACAAACUGCCCCCCCCACACACACACACAGACAGCCUUCCUCACACACAUACACUGCACCCCUCACACACACUGCCCCACACAUACACACUGCCCCUCCCCACACACAGCACCCCUCACACACACACAGCAACUCACACAAACUGUACCCCUUACACAGACACACUGCCCCUCUCACACACACACUGCACCCCUUACACACACAUUGCACCCCUCUCUCACACACACUGCACUCCUUGCGCGCACACACCCAUUGCACCCCUCCCACACAUACACUAAACCCCAUUACACAGCAUAAAAAACCCUCACACACACACAUACACUACUGCUGCUAUCCCCUACUAGAGGCCCUAUUCCCUACUACGGCCCAUAUCCUGGCAAACUCCAGGUAAGUUGUCAAACUGUUCCUAAAUGGUACUAUGGGGAGUGGGGUUCCAUGGCACUCCUGGCACCAUAACCACUACAGAGAGCUGUAGUGGUUAUUUUGCCUGUAUUGUUCUUUUAAAUAGACUAGCAGUGCCCCACCCGAGAUUAGGUUCAGGAUCCGUCCCUGGUGCAGUGCCCUUGGCCCUUGACAUUCAGUUAGUGCUACUCAUACAUUGGACAUUGGAUUCAAUGUUUCUCUAUGAGAAUCAUUUGAUUGGAGGAGAAGUCAAAGAGGAGUCAGCAGGCAUGAAGAUGAAACAGAAGGCAGAGUGGGCGGCUGCAAGGACCGGUUCUCAGUGCUGGAAAAAAAGUUGAGUAAGGGUUUUUUUUACUGAAAAUUUUUAAACACAAAAAGUACUGAGAGUUUCAGCCAUGCCAAUAAAUGAUUUAUAUAUAUAUAAAAAAAAAAAUAUAUUUCUACAACUAUAGUUUUCCUUAAUGGAAAAAAAUGUAUAAAUAAAAAUAAGUCUUAAACAUUACUUGCAUAGCCAUUUACUUCCCCAUAGAACUUACAAAACACUUUAACAGAUUCUCUAUGCUAUACAUGCAGAAAUUCACCGUACUUCUCACAGUUUCUCUUUCCUGUUCUUGCCCUGGAGUUCAGAUUUUUAUAUGUGGUUUUAGGGAAAGGAAAUUUCACAUCCAUACUCACAUGGGUGGGGAUCUGAAAUUAAAACAUCCCUUGGAAUAAUAUUUUGUAGCAGAAUGUUUGGAAUUCUUCAAAAUAUUUUCACCCAGGUCCAAGCAAUAAUAUUUCAUGAAUCUAUUAUGACACUACUCAGCUGCUCAGUGUAGCUGGGAUUUUUCUUUUGAAUAUUUAUAUAAACAUAUGCAGGAUUACACGCCAAGCUAUACAUUUCUGUGUUACUUAUAUGUCAUAUAUUCACUUCACCAAUGGAUCAUUAAUUUGUUUAAAUAAACAGGAUUGGACAAAUUCUUAGCUGUAAAUGACUCCACAUUAUUUAAAGUCCGCUUUCGUGGUAGAAAGGGUAUUGUCCUAGCAUAUUUAUUUAGUCAGUAAUUUGUAGGAUGAUAGGACACUCUAGCACACUGCAUUUGUACUUAAUUCUGCCUAGUGUGCUAUUUAAAGGGUUACUCCUUGCACCAUGACUAUGUCAGUGAUUUGAAGUGGUCAUGGUGCCUGCAGUCUGCAUAAUUUCACUUUAAAACACUGCACAUAUGGAGCAUAAUCUCUGUGACGGAGGUGUAAUCCCACUACUGGGUUGUCAUCAGCCAGCUCGGAACUAGAAUUCUGAGUUGGCCAGUCAGUUUCAGAGAAUGCUCAACCACUGAAUGGCGAUGGCUUCUGGCAUGUGUGGCUUUGCAGAAGCAAGGAGUGUGUCACUGGACCACUAGGGAGCAUCCAAACCUUGCGGGGUCCCAGGUACGGCAAACCGUUUUACUAGGGAACCGGGCCAGGGAACUCUUGGCAUCAUAACCACUAGAGUGGGCUGCUUUUUUUUUAAUUAUUAUUUAUUUAUUUUGUAGUGCAGAUAUAGAACACAUGAACAGUAGAAGACAUGUCUGUAAUUCAAGCAAUAAUUAGUUUAGGUAAUAACAGAUCUCAAGGAGUAUAUGCACUUGUGUACUAUGUGUGGCUAGGGGCUGUAGUGUGUGAACAUUUAUAAGUGCUCAUUAUGUGUGUCUACAGGCUGUAUAGUGUGCAUGUCGUUAGGGACUGUAGUGUGUGUUUGUGUGUCUAGGGUCACCAGUCAAUGGUGGAACUAACAGAGAGGUCCCUGGUGCAAGAGUAUUUUUGGCCCCCCCUAUCACAAGGGUGGUCAAAACAUUUUCAGCCUUCCUAUAGCAAGGGUGACCAAAACGUAGAUCCUCAUCUGUCGUACAAGUACAACCCCAACAAUGCUUUUAAACCUGGGGCUUUACCAUUUUCCCAUGCUUUCAGGUUUUACUAAGCACUGAGCAGUGUUUGAGUGCUUGAAUAUAAGCAUUUCUUUGUGUGAAUGUAGGGUUGUGGUUGUAUGUAGUGUUGGCAUUUGAAUGCAAGCAUGUUAUUUAUGUGUAGUGUUGGUUUUUGAAACCAGGUUUUGCAUGGUGUUUAAUACAGAGGUGUGCUUGUAUGUUGUGUUGACAUUUCAAUGCAGGGUUGUAUUUGUGUGUAUUGUUUGCGUUUGAAUGCUGAGAUAAAUUCACAUAUACACAUACACUGCCACACACACCACUAAUGGACCGAUAAUUGGUUCGGCCGAUAUUCGGGAUUUUGGCAAAUAUUAUUGAUACACUAUUAAUAUUGAUAUUACCGAUAAUGUAAGAGGUGGCGGUGGUCCAGCGCACUUAGGGCCGGCGCGUCCAUAAGGCUGCACAGGCGGCCAUCUUAGGGCUCAUCAGCUCUGGGGGCACAAGAAUCGAGUGAUGGGCAGGCAGGAAGCACAUAGCCCCUUCCACCUACCAGUCACUCAGUGUAGCGUGGUUGAGCAGAGCGGACCGCGGUACAGGAGCUUCAGUUUCCUAUACCUGGCCGGACUGACAGGAAGUGCUUACUGAGAAACUCCUGUACCACGGUCCUCUGCACUUGGCCACACAACAAGAGAGAUAAUGAGGCACAUCAUGGAGGGGAGAGGACCACUAAGGAGAGGUGACACGCACACUAAAGGACAGGGAGCAAGAGAUGGGAGAGGAGAGGUACCUUUAGGGACAGGGAAGGGAGGGGAGAGGUACACUAAAUAUUCUUUAAAAAAAAAAAAAAAAAAUCUGACUGGCAUGUAUAUUUUUUGCAUUUACCACUUAAUUAAAAAAAGAUACAGAAUAUCGAUAUUGGUAAGUUAUCAGCUAUUGGCCUAAAAGUUCACAGAAUAUCGGUUGAUCCCUAAUACAUACACACACAGAUACACACAUUGACACACAUGCAAAUACACAGAAACACACUGAAACACAUUCAGAUACACAGAUAUGCACACUGACAGUUAAAUACACUACACACCUGCAGAUAUACAAACGUGUGAUAUGUUCCCUACACAUUUGAGCCAGAGGAAAGUGAGGGAGUGUAAUGUAUGUAUGGGAAAAGGUGGCUACCUGUUUGUGCAGAGAUAUAUUAUGUGUGUAUAGUGUAGGGGUAAGGAAGGCAAGGAGGAAGGGUUAAUUGGGGCAUUUCAGAGGGUGGUAUGCCAUAGGGGUAUGAUGGCAAGGGGUGUAGUGGGUUAAUAGGGGGUAUGAUGAAGUGAGGUGUGCGGGUAAAUAGGGGAAUGAUGGCAGGGGUGUAGUGGGUUAAUAGGGGGUAUGAUGGUGUAGUGGGUUAAUAGGGGGUAUGAUGGCAGGGGUUGUAGUGGUUUAAUGGGGGUAUGAUGGCAGGGGGUGUAGUGGGUUAAUAGAGUGGUAUGAAGGCAGGGGGUGUAGUGGGUUAAUAGGGGGUAUGAUGGCAGGGGGUGUAGUGGAUUAAAAAGCUGGUAUGAUGGCUGCUUAAUUCAUUUAAUAAUUAAAAAAUAUAUAUUGCGCUCCCCUCCCUCUUAUUACCUUGCUGGGGUAGAGGGGAGCAUGCUGAUGACGAUCCCUGGUGGUCCAGCUGGCAGGUUAUUCAGUCUGUACCUCUGCAGGGUACAGACCAUGCUUCUCCCUCUCAUGAGUGCAGGUAUUACCGAGCAUUGUCAUGGGUUUCCAUGGAACGCUCUGAUAAUAUCGGAGCUCACUAGAGGGAGACAGGUAUGCUGCCUAGCACGGAUUCACAAAUCUUUCCUCCGGCCAGUGAGGGGACAGUGGUCCCUCUUAGGGCUGGUGCUGCCCUGCAUGGGCCGUCAGGGGAUCUCCCCUGCCGUCCUCGGCCCAUGGCCAUCUCGCCCCACCGGGCCCGAUGGCCAGUCCGGACCUACUGUCUGAGAUGGGGUUCCAUUAAAACUGCAUCUUGUAAUCCUGCAAUAAAUGGAUAGUGAAGAUUAAAUGUGUCAGAGUUCAUGAGUUCCACUGGCAGGUUUGGUUGGAGGUUGAAUUUCUCUGCAUUCCUGGGUGGAAACAUACAUUUUGGCAAUGGUCCCCAGUGAAACACAGCUCGCCAAGAAAAGGCUGACCUCAAUGUAACAUGGAUCUCUAGCCAACCAUUGUUUCUCUGUUAUAAGAAACCAUUCUCAAGGGUCUGUUUCAAGAGGAAAAAACAAAUCUUGUUAAGUUCAGUCUCUUGAAUAUGUAAUAAGAUUUACCUUCCAAAUCUGGUUUAAAGAUUGAAUACCAGGCCAGAUAUGUUGCAUAAUUUUUUUAAUGGAAUUAGUUUUUCACCAUAACCAUUAAUUAUGACUUGUGGUGUCCAUGAUACCAGUUUAUUUAUUUUGUUUCUCGAUCGCAUAGAAAAUACUUAUUAUAGUGGUCAUUUUUGGCACAAUUGCUUUGCUUGUUCUUCAUAUUCAAAGCAAUUAUGUACUAACAGUACAUUAUUGAUGUUCUCCUAGAACUAAAACAUUUUAACAGCAGCGAUUUACACAAAUUGUUACUUUUGACGUUAUCCGCUCAGUCCCUUACUCACAGACUAAUGUGUCCCCCUGCCUGUCUAAGCACUUCUCACAUGCUAUACAAGUUCCCACCUACACCUUGAGGUACCUUAAAGGGACACUACAGUUACCAGAAUAACUACAGCUUAUUGUAUUUGUUCUGGUAAGUAGAAUAAUGCCUUCAGGCCCUUUGCAGUAAACACUGUCUUUUCAGAAAAAAUGCAGUGUUUACAUUACAGCCUAGUGAUAACUCCACUGGCCACUUCUCAGAUGGCUGCUAGAGGUGCUUCCUGUGGCAGUGCUGCACAGUGUGCAACAAUUACAUUAAGUGUAUCCACCCUUUGUAUGGAGACACGGAACUUUCUUCAUGGAGAUGUAUUCAUUCAAUGCAUCUCUAUGAGGAUAUGCUGAUUUGCUAGGGCUGUGUUGGCUUGUGCUGGCUCUGCCCAUGAUCUGCCUCCUUCACAGUCACAGCCAAUCCUAUGGGAAAGCAUUGUGAUUGGCUUAGAGAAUCACUUCUGAUGAUGUCAGUCAAGCAGGCAGAGCAGGGGUAGAGCCUGCAGCUGCAGACUUGAAUACAAGUAAGAGUUGACUAUAUUUAGGAAGGCAAGGGUGGUGUAGAGGGGGGCUAGAUGGUGUUGAUAACACUAUAUGGUCAGGAAUACAUGACCCUAUAGUGUUCCUUUAAUAGUAAGCUAUGAAGGUGUUGUGGCUAUGUUCAUGCACGUUGUCCAUAGCUCUGUUUAUAAAACUAUGAAUGCAAGCUGGUAGCAGCCAUAAUGUAUCAUCAUUGUCUGCAGUUCCAUCCAUUCUCUCUGAUGAAUGUGACUGCUGCCACGUGCAGGGCAGAGAGUUAUGUAUUAUACUCAGCCUCAUUAUUUGGUGGAUACACACUGCAAAAUAGAGCUUUUCAAACCCUGGGGAUUUACUGCAAAUGCUGGGACUUCAAAUAUGAGUAUUUUUUUACAUAUUUUUUAAAUAAGGUUUUGUAAUGUGUUUUCUAUAACAAGAUCUAAAAUGUGAAGUUCAACUCUGGCCAAAAGUUAAGAUAAAACUGUGUUGCAUUAACAAUUUGUUAAUGUUUUGGCUCUUUUAAAAAAAAUUCUGCAAUUGUUUCCAGCAUUCCACGGCGCACAUUUGCAUGUAAUCUCUCAAUCCCUAUCUGAUUUUCUGCAUCACAAUUCCAGAUAACGAAAAACAAAAUAGAGAAGAGGCCACUCAUUAGAGGGAAACUCAAAGUACAAUUUGCAGAAAUAGUUUAAAUAUUAACUUAAAACGAUAAAUGGAAGACAUUCAUUUUUCAGUAGCUAUUAAAACGUUAGACUAUGGGCACUUAAAUGCCAUAUAAAAAAUGUCAAAUUACUCCCACUUUAACAAAAACAGCUGACCCAUUGUUAAUAGGAUAUACUGGCAGUUUGUAAGAUCUGAUUAAUGUAACACCAAACUUGGAAUAUUUGUAUAUUAACCCCUUCAUGAAAAAUGACAUGCCAGGACAAUCACAAUGAUUGUGAAUGUGGAUAAACUGGAAAUGUUAAAAGAUUGAGUGAUCUGACCUGCGUUUUCUGCAGUUUUUUUUUUUUUUUACAUAGUUAAACUCCCAGCUGUACUAUAUCCAGUGGACUAGCCUGCUUUAGGAUCUGCAUCUAGUAAUCCUGUUUUGUUUUUUCUUCUCUGCACUGAGGUCACCAGUGAGCACAGCGAGAACAUGCUAUUUAAUGCAGUUGCAGCUCUGUAAACUACUGGUAGGCAAUUGUGCCAUUGCAAGAGUGCUUGCGUAGCGCUGCGCCAGUCCCCAUUUUGGAUUAUGUCCAAGCUUGGCUUAACCAGCAGCUCUACACAUUGUAUCAUUGGCACUUAUCAAUGAAAACCCAUUAUUGUCAUGAUAUCUAGUGACCCUCUUUUACAUAGACAAGAUCACCAUGUCAAGCAUCCCACACUCACUCACUCACUCACUCACAAGAAGUAAAGCCAAGGUCACACGUAAGACAAAAUGAUUAUUCAGGAAUGCACUAUCGGCACUACUUAAUUACAAAAGGGUGCCAGCCCAGGGUAAUAUAAAUACAGAUUAAAACAGUGCAGUGACCAAUGGCAAUUCUGACACUGCCAGUGACACUUGUCUGCAUUGUGAAUAUGAAAUAAUGUAAUGUAAUUCAUCAGAUUGUUGGGUAAGAGAUGGUUGAUAGCUUAGAGGGUGACACUCCACCUUGGGUAGUAUACAUUUGCAAUGCAGGGUCAUCGCUGGUUGUCAGCACAGCCACAGUUAUCAUGACAAGCUCACCCUGUUCUGUACCAGCUUAACGAGAGGAUUGAAACUGUAACAUUAUAACUUCUAAAUGACUUGAUAGCGAAUCUUUCACAAAUCCAUAUUUUAAAAAUCCUUGAAAAUAUGGAUUAACAGACUGAGCACAGGGUGAUAAAGAAUGUAAGGUUAAAUCAAACACAGAUAUAUCAACAUCAAAGGUUAUUCACACAUUUCAAUCUACAUGUGGCAGAUGUAGAUCUGUGGUUUUAAUUAGUCCAACAAUGAGAGGAUACAGAGGAUAUAAUCAUAGGUAGAGUUAAAGACAACCCUACAUAAUACAUUUAUAGGACCAUUAAAUGCACCCAGACCACUUCAUGUUAAUGAAAUGAUCUGGAUGCAGUGUCACUUUAGUUUUAACCCUGCAAUGUAAAACAUUGUAGUUUUGUAGAGGUGCGUCCGAUGCAAUAAUCAAGUGACACUUUGUCAUAGGUAUGCAAUUCAUUCCUAUGAGAACCCUUUAAUAGGAUGCACACAGCACUUGCUGUGCAUGCGCAAUAAGUCCCCAGUGCUCCUCUAUGAAGAGCGUUGGAUUGGACCAUCACCAAGAGAACAACUCUUGAUGACGGCGCAUUAGGCUGAGUGGGCAGCAGCACCGAGGGAGUCUAGGUAAUACAAAUCUCUUUUUUUGUUUUAUUAUUAUUAUUUUUAUUGCACUUUGUGGGGCCCUGUACUCUAAAUAUGGAUUACGGUGCUAUAGAGUUAGGAAUACAAGUUUGUAAUCUUAACGCUUUAGUGUUCUUUUAAUUAUUCACGAGCACACUCAAGGUUCCAGUAUCACUACUUAGAUUUGACACUAUUUGUUUUGUAUUUGCCCAUUGUACAAAGCUGCAGAAUAUGUUGGUUUAUCACUAAAGAUAACGCUUCAGAAACACUGGAGGACCACAUCAAGCAUGCAAGUUUUCUAUUAUCUCAUAGGAAGUGGUUAUGACUUAUUUUCUCUCCCCCUAUAAGACACAUUGCAUAUAUGAACCAUUGCCCUGUGUAGUAGGGAUACCGACAGGCAGAUAACAAACAAUAUGAAAGAUACACAAAAUGUAAAGUAGAUUUUGUCAAAAAAUAAGACCCCUGAUGGUGAGAUUGUUGCAUGGAGUGUAGUGGUCUGGGGAUGCAGCAGAUAUGUUAUAUUUACUUGAAGCUGUACUCCACGGGCGCCACCAUCUUCAUUUUCAGCAGCUGGCUUUAAUGCAAACUUAUUAUGGUCCUUAAAAUGUCAGUUUGAGUUCCAACCCUUUCGACUGUUUUGCAUACACAUUUUACCAUUUUUACUUCAUAUUUAGUUACUAACCAGUCCUAUGAACAAUACACAACUCAAGCCCCCUUCUAGCAGAUGAGUACAUUCAUACGGCUAAGUAAUUAGUUUUUGUGUUUUUUUUCCUUCUAAUUGUAGGUGUUUUUCUGUGUGUAUUGUUUAAGGUUAUUUAUUGGCAACUCAGAAAGUCUUUGUAAGAGUGGAGGCCAAACCCCACAGGAGUUUCUCGAUUAUAGGAAAAUUUUCUCAGAAUAAACUGUUGUCCUUAAAAACAAGUUGGCGUGUUAUGCCUUUAAAUAAUAGUUGGAGAGUCAUUGCUUCUUACUAAAAUUUGGCUUGUAGGUAGGAUAUUUGUAACAUUAAAAAAUAUAUAUAUGUAAAAAUAAUAUAUUCAAACAUGUAUUUCUAGAGUAAAUGUAGAGAAUAUGUGUGUCUGGAAAUUGAAGUUUUAGGAAAAGUACUGUGAAUAUUUGAUGUUACUAUAAUGAUCUGUUGUGCUUCUGUUUAAUGUGCAUGGGUGCUCUUAAAAGAAUACUCUAACAUUAAAAAUUGUAUAUUUUAUGUUUAAAGUCAAAGUGUUCCUUUCCUCUUUUAGAUUACUGCCCCCUCCUUCAAUAUGAAAAAGUAAAGAGCACCAUUAAGCUCAUAUGUAAUCCUGUUAUUGGGAUAGACUACUUGCAGCAGCCACUACCCUUUUCCUCAGAACAUCAAACCUGUAGAUCAUGGGUAGGCAGCCUUUGGCACUACAGAUUUGUGGACCAUAUCUCCAAUAGUACUCUUUCCGUCAUAAUGCCGGAUAAGCAUCAGGAGAGAUUUAGACCAUUACAUCUGGAGAGACAAAGUUUUCCUAAACCUCGUGUUGAUCCGGGUCUAAUUAAAUGCUUCUCAUUCUCUGCAUUCUGCCUGCCAGAUGCUUCUGAUCCAGAAGCCUCUGAUGCACUGACGUUUAGCGUUUCCACACUCUGCAUGGAGGCGCUGAACAUUUCCCAUAGAGAUGCAUUGAUCCAAUACAUUUCUAUAAAGAGAUGCUGGUUGGCCAGCAAUAGCCUCCAAGAGCUUUGGAUCAUUGGAUGAAUUAAAGGACCAUUAUAGGCACCCAGACCACUUCAGCUUAAUGAAGUGGUCUGGGUGCCUGGUCCAGCUAGGAUUAACCUUUUUUUCUAUAAACAUAGCAGUUUCAGAGAAACUGCUAUGUUUAUAAUAGAGUUAAUCCAGCCUCUAGUGGCUGUCUCAUUGACAGCCGCUAGAGGCGCUUCAGCGCUUCUCACUGUGAUUUUCACAGUGAGAAGACGCCAGCGUCCAUAGGAAAGCAUUGUGAAUGCUUUCCUAUGGACUGGCUGAAUGCGCGUGCGGCUCCUGCCGCUCAUGCGCAUUCAGCCGAGGAGGAGGAGAGUCCCCCGCCCGGCGCUUUUGAAAGAGGCAAGUUUAACCCCUUCCAUCCCCUAGAGCCCAACAGGAGGGGGACCCUGAGGGUGGGGGCACCCUCAGGGUACUAUAGUGCAAGGAAAACGAGUAUGUUUUCCGGGCACUAUAGUGGUCCUUUGAUGAUCACAACCACGGAGCUAAGCAGGACCAGCCGCGUUGAGACUGUGGCAGUGUGGGAGAAAUCUCUGGAGAGUGGGGGCCAGAACCUAUAUAUGGAUUCCAGCACUAUAGGGUCAGGAAUAGAUGUUUAUAUUCCUGACACUAUAGUAUUUUUUUGAAUCUUUAAAAGGUCAUUAUGAGGAAAGUGGCAAUGUUUUGCACUGUUCUAAAAAAGGGAUAGAAUCUAUAUACCAAAACCACAUCAUUAAGAUGAAGUAGUUUUGGUACUUAGGAGUGUCCCUUUAACUCACUUAAAUGUGUGCAUGCUUUAUGGUGGUUCUAUUUGUAUGAUUUUCUGUUUAAACAAGAUCACACCUGUAGAACUUAAAGCCAGUGGGUCCAGUAUUGAAGUGUUCUUGGCUUCCCCUUCACAUGAAUGAUUCUCUUUACCCGGAUUUUACUUGUCUAGGAUGUGAAAAUGUUGCAGUUCCUGAUUAUCUAAUGCGAGAGAGUGGCUGUCAUGGGGCAGUGGUCUCACGUAGUCCUUAAUUUUUAUCACCAUUGUGGUAUUGAGUUAUUACAUAAUCUGUACAAGUAAAGCUUGGUGGGAAAGUGGCCCCUUGGUACUUGGUCUUAGCUUCACCCCCUUCAAUAGCCAGUUUUACUGGCUGUUAGCAUAAUAAACCUUUGUUAGCUUGAAUGUUGAAUUUGCUUGUUCCCCAAAAAUGGUUUGAAGUAUGCAUUGGGACUGCAUGAUAUUAUUGCCAACAUCCUAGAUUACCACAUCAAAUUAAGAAAUAGUUAAUGCUGAAAUUCAGUGAAAUUUAAAGUCAAUUCCACAUUAAUGUGGAAUUGUGACUUUUGAGAUUUUCUUUUUUUUUGUAUAAACACCCCAAGUUAAGAUGUAAUCACGAAGGCUCUGCCAAUUUUUUCCAAAGAUGUAACUUUUAUGCAUAGUGCAAUAGGUGUGAUGACGUAAUAAUAGACACACUUCUUAAUCAUCCAAAAUUCACAUAUUUGGUCUGCCCUGCCAUGGGCUUCUGAAGUCCGUUAAAAGGCGCAGCGCAAAUAAAAAAUGAACUUUCCAUCCGUCCUGAUUAGGGCAUUUCUUUUAAUCAGUAGGAGGUGCUUGAAUAUAUAUAAUAUGAAAGAACGACUUAUGCUUUCCCUUUACAAAAUGGCAGCGGAAGAUUCAUGUGUUUGGAAUGAGCUGAUAUAAAACUGUUUCAUUUCAAAUGUUUGUGUAGCUUAUUGUAACAAUACUUGUGCAGCAUGUGGUGAAAUAAAUAUAUGGCAAAGAAAACAAUGGAUAAUCAAAACUUUUUCCUGAAUAGCUUAUGGAGGAGUGAAACGCCAUCCACAGUGCAUUCGAUUUAUAUAGACAUAGCAGUUCGGUGCGCUACUGUCUCUGGUACAGAAUAAUGCAGACACAAUAAACGUCUGUACUGUUUUACAAGGCCGCUUGUCUAUUGUAUUCAGCAAUUACAUAAAAUGUAAUAUUUGCCUGGGUGGAGGGGGUAGCUGGAAACUGAUAGAACAUAAUAUAUAAAAAUACAUGUGAAUUCUGUUGCCUUAGGGACCUAGGCAGGGAGAUAGAUACAUGUUUGAGUUCUAAGAGAUGCACUGAGGCACUGUUGGGUCUUAAGGCAUUAAAGCCUUGGAUUCUAUAAUGUAUGUAUGCUGCAUUUUAACUAUGAGAUCCCCUGGCUUAGUGUAUUUGGAUUUAACUUCCCAUAAUGCAGCAGAAAGGCAGAAUGGACUAGUUACUGACCAAGCAAGCCUAGAACCACGUUGUGGUCACAUGACUGCAUCAGUCACUUCUGAAUUACAAACUGAUUCUGGAAGAGAUACUGGCCUAACAACAGUUAAGUUUCAAGAGCUGGUUUUUGACUUCAUGACUUAAAGGGACACUAUAGUCACCUGAACAACUACAGCUUAAUGUAGUUGUUCAGGUGAGAGCUAUAGCUCCCUGCAGACAAUCUAAUGUAAACACUGUAUUUUCAGAGAAAAUACAGUGUUUACAUUGAUUGAUAGGAAUACCUCCAGUGGCCGUCACUCAGACGGCCACCAGAGGGACUUCCUAUCAUGUAUGGCCCUAAAAAGGCCAUGUACACGUCAGACGUAUUAAAAUACGUCUGACGUGUGCAGGAGAGAGAAGGCACUGUGUGUGCGCCUUCUCUUUCCUACCUGUCAGCAGAGGAGAGGGGGCGGGCAAAGAUCGCGAGCUGAGCUGUCAGUCAGCUUGCACCGCGCGCAUGCGCAGUAGUGCGCGCAGGACUUCAUAGGGCGGCAUGAAUGCCACCCUAUAAAUUAUGUGCGGCAAAGCCACGCAUGCGCACAAGGGAGCAAUGACGCUUCCGAAUGGAAGCGUCUGAUUGCUCGCUGCUCGCGCCUGCCUAUUUCCUCAUUAAAAUGGAGCUCGUAGCCUUGCUUUUAAACUUUUUUUAUUUAAUGUCCAUUUAAUGCUUUCGUAGGCUAUGUAUUUCAUUAAGCCAAUGAGAUACGUAAACACUUUAGUAUACAAUAUGCUUUGUUACACAGUGCUUCCAUGUUUGUGGAAAUACCUUCAGGAAACAAUGUUUAUAUAGAAAUGGUAGGUUGAGAUCAUAACGAAAGAACUUGAAUAGCCUGCAUAGAGCCCAGAUCUCUUAUUGAACAUCUUUGUAUUGAAAUGGACCACCAACUAGUUGCCCCUAGUAACUUUUUUAACAACUAGUGAAAAACUUUUCCAGAAAACUGGAGUUAGCAGAAUAAACAGAAAGGGUGGAGGGCAAUACUCAUUAAUGACCAUGAAUUUGGAAUGAAAGAUCUGAGUGGCAUGAGGUAUAACCCAAACACGCAGAGUCUAGGAUAGCAAUAACAAACUGGACUGAAAUACAUGUAUUACUGGUCCUUAGAGUGCCGGGUUUGACAUAUAAUAGAGAGCAAAUGUAGUCAAAUACAAGUCUAGGUCAGGAUAACAGAGAGACAGCGAAAAUAGGAACUAGCUGGAGUCAGGUACACAGUAAGACCACUAAACCUCGUAGACAAGGGAUAAAGAGAAACUCAGGGUCAGGAACAAUGCCACGGUCAAUGCCAGAAAUACAACAAUGUAACAAGGCACACACUAAAGGGUACUGAGAACAUAAACCACAAUAGGGCACAGUAAAUGGGGCCAAAUAAGUUUAAAUAGCAUUAUGUGUGAUUUUAUUGGUCCAAAAUGUGUGUGAAUGGGGAAGCCAAACUGACAUGGACCUAUCUGAGCCGGAAGUGACAUGACAUCCGCAUUGUGUCUUUAAGAAAGUACUUCAACCGCGAGCAGCAUUCUCUUCACAGGAAUUUAGGGGAUGCUGCUAUAGUCUCAAUUUCUCCAUGUACACAAACAACAUACUGAUAAGACUAGUUGUAAAAUAAAACAUAUCUAACACACAUUUAUAUUAUAUUUUGGAUAUACAGUAAAUACUGGAUUACAUGACAUGGUAUUUGACAUUUAUAGCACCAGCCAUUAACUAUAGGCAUCUGUACACUUAAAGCCUGUUCCAAUCAUAGUGCUUCCCCAUAGGAUUGGCUGAGACUGACAAAGAGGCAGAUCAGGGGCAGAGCCAGCACGAUUCAAACACAUCCCUGGCCAAUCAGCAUCUCCUCAUAGAGAUGAAUUGAAUCAAUGAAUCUCUAUGAGGAAAAGUUCAGUGUCUGCAUGCAGAGGGAGGAGAUACUGAAUCACAGGAUGCUGUGCACAGUGAUGCCCUGUGCUCUGCUGACAGCAGAUCUGAGUGGAUGGAGGUCCCUCUGGUUCACUCUGAGUGACUGCAACUGGAGGUGUUCCUAGCUUUCAAUGUAAACACUGUAUUUUCUCAGAAAAUACAGUGUUUACAUGAGAAAGGCUGCAGGGAGCUAUAGUUCUCACCUGAACAGCCUCAUUAAGCCGAAGUUGUUCAGGUGACUAUAGUGUCCCUUUAACUAUAGGCAUCUAUACAGCAAUUGAUGUUUUGUGAGCAUGUCUUGUGAGCACGUGUUUACUUUUCUUGGUAAUUUGUUUGUGGUAAGCAUCAUUGAAUUUGUGCAUGUUGCACUUCUGUAAAAUCAAUACUUGCGUAAACAAACAAGAAUGUACAUUAAGACUCCCAUGGUACAUUGGAUUGAUCGUUUAUCCCAUGCACAUUCUAUUACACAGCAGAAGUGCACGCAUAAUUAACUAUUUUCAUGACAGGAGUGAACCCAAUUCAUUAUUUUUAUUCAAUGGCUUGGAUCACCUCUUUUAUUUGCAGGGUUAGAUAAUUGGGGAAAAAACAUGUUAUCUCUUUACAUGCAUUGCUGUUCCUCAAUUGAAAGUUACAUAAAAAAGUCUGUAAAUUGCAUUGGAAUUGAGAACAAAAUUGUGUCCACCAUUUAUUUGCCUGGAAGCCCUGGAAAUGUCUAUAUUAAUUGCCUUGCAAGGAACACCCCUAAUUUCAGAAGCGUGUGCAUAACUGACAUAGUUUAUCUAUGAUAAAGUGCUUCUACUGUAUGUGACCUAGUACAUUUUUGUUUACAAUAAUUCUGAAUGUUCCUGAUAGUAAUUGAAUGCUAGGAUGUUCUUCACUUGUCAGUAAACUCAAAAUUCCAAAGGAAUUGCGAUUGCAAAUUGUAGGCCAGUGUGAUCACAAUGGAGAAUUAUCCAACUCAGAUAUUUUUUCCUAAAAUUUUCAGUUGCCUUGUCAGUUUUCAACAGUUGCCAGUAGUGAAUUCACUCCAGAUAUGUGGUGUUGGAAAUAAUUCCUCGAAUUGAUGUGCCCAAACACUCUUGUGUUUUACUUCUUACCUAAGAUACAUAAGAAAUUCACACCACCACCUUGUCUCGGGGAUCCAUCCUCUCACAGCAAAUCUGUCAGAAUAUUUUCUUCAAUCUUAUGUCAACAAAGUCAAAUUACAUUUGAAAGAUAUUACCAACAUAAGAAAACAUAUUAUGGACCUGUCAUAGAAUAAGGAUUACAUCCUAGUAAUAUCUGAUGCUACUUCACUCUAUACCAUAAUAGAGCACACUAGAGUUUGCAAUGCAGUAGAGAAUACCUUGAAACAGAAUCAAGAACUAGAAGAGAAACAAAAGUCCUGAUUAACUGCAUUAAAUCCAUCUUGACCCAGAACUAUUUCUGGUUUAAAGGAAGAUACUACCCGCAGAAAAAAAAAGUAACGGCAAUGGGUACAAAAUUUGCCCCAAGCUUUGCCAACAUCUUUAUGAUGUUCUACUGACUAUAUUCUUGAGUUGGUUGUUUUUGAUGUAAACUUAGCAAAGUCAGUUUAAAGUUCAUCAGAAAUCACAGUUUAGUGAAUAAACAUUUUUGAGGCCUGAGCAGAAACUAACUGAAGGGCAAGCUACUGAGUUUAUCUAAGCUUUUGCCUGUUCAGAGUUAUUCUCUGUUUUGUUAGUGAAUAAAUCCCCUCUUCUUAUUAAAACUGGAAUAUCAGUUUGUAGUGAGCCACUUGAAGUCUUGUAGGUGCUACACAUUCUGUAUAAAUUUGCCUGCUAAGGUGAUAUUAAAACAUAUGUCAUUUGCAAGUGCAGUCUAAAAAUGAACUCAAACGCAGUACAUACAGUACAUGAAUUCACAUGACGAAGGUCCAUUUUGUACUGAAACGCACGUCGGGCAGGUUUACUUUAUUUUGGACAAUGGACUUUUGAGCACUUGAGGGUGUUUUUGUUUUUGUCACAUAUGAUCUGAAUUUAGCAGCAGAAAGUUCAGCUGAUUUAUAUAGGGGGUAGAUCUAACUAGGGUUGACAGGCUAAACCAGGGGUCCUCAAACUCUGGCCCCCCAGAUGUUGCUGAACUACAACUCCCAUGAUUCUCUGGCUAUCUAUGUAAUUCAAAGAAUCAUGGGAGUUGUAGUUCAGCAACAUCUGGGGGCCCAGAGUUUGAGGACCCCUGGGCUAGACUAACAUAGGUAUCCUGUAGGUUGCCUUCAUAGGUGACCAAGAUAAUUGUAGCCCUAUGGCAAGUCUUCCAUAUCAGACCAGCAUUUAUAGGUAUCCUUAAGGAAGAUUUUUUUUAGUCCUAUUAGGUUGAGCCAAUAUAGAUUUAUUUAUCUGGAUAAGUUGGAUAUUACUUCGCCUAUAUGAGGAGAGUUAUUAGGGUGUAUGAGACCCAAUCCCACUGAUAAUCCCCUACAUUAGUGAUCUUGAGUCUACAAUUGAGACAUGUUCAUCUAUCUAGAUUGAAGACUUAUUUUGUUUCCUUCUCCUGUUUUUUUGUUUUCUGUGUUUGCAGUUUGUUUAAUUUUAGACUGACCUUGUGCAGAACAUGACAUUAUCAUAUUGUUUGGAGUGACGAAGAAAAAAACACCUAUUUGGUAUCCUCACUGAUGAUGAGCCAUUCAGCAGCAACUGUCUACCUUGUAACACUGCCUACAUAGUACACAAAUCCCUGUACUGUAGAAUUCAAGCAACAAAUAGUAACACUUUAAUGAGGGUGCUUAGUAAUAAAUGUUAUUAUUUUUUCUUUUUAGUUUUGCUCAGGUUACUUUAUAUCAUUGUUAGUGUUCAAUUAUGCCAGACUGAGUGUCUAUGCUGGUGUCAUAGAUACUCUGGUAUUAUUUUUCUUUGAAUAAUUAUCAAUUUGAUUGGGUUAAAGGGACACUCCAGGCACCCAGACCACUUCUGCCCAUUGGAGUGGUCUGGGUGCCAACUCCCACUACCCUUACUACUAGACAGCCACUAGAGGGCACUUCUUGAUUCAUAGCAAAGAUUUUCUUUGCUAGAGCGUCACUGGACGUCCUCACGCUGUGUGAGGACCUCCAGCGUCGCUCAAUUCCCCAUAGGAAAACAUUGAAAAUCUUUUUCAAUGCUUUCCUAUGGGAAGACCUUAGGUUUCCUCAGCCGGCGGGCAGGAUCAGUCUCAUCCACCGGCUGACGUGAUUACUGGGAGGAGCGACGCCGACCCGAAACCACCGGCGAGCGACAUUAGCGGGGUCUCAGGUAAGUGACCUGAAGGGGUUUUUACCCCGUCAGCUACCUGGGAUGGGAGGUGAGAGGGAGAGGGUCCCUCCAGUGCCAGGAAAACAAAUUGUUUUCCUGGCACUGGAGUUUUCCUUUAAGCCUUGACAGCUCUGGUGCCUUUUGGUUGCCUGUGAUUCAUGAGACUAGUGCUGGUCUUUUUAGAUCAUUAGCUUUUUAUUGUGAUUCAUACAGUAUUGAAGCCUGUACUAAAACAGGAUUAUCAAUAACUUAAACAUUUUACUGUCUAUGUACCUGGAUAAAUAUAAAUAUGAACCCGUUGCCUUAAAAUUUACUCACCACUGCCAGCUAUAGCAUACUCACCAGGGGUGAAUUUCUACUCUAUUUACUUUCCAAUGGCUAGUAGCAAGUACAUUUUAAACCCUGAUUUAAUGUGCUGAUAUAUAUAGAUAUCCUUGUACCUUAAUUUCUAAUAACAAGGCUUGUAUAAAGGGACGGUCAGUUUGGAUGCUCUUUAACUUCAAAAACAUAAACCGGUACCAAAACUAAUGCAAAAGGACAGGUAAGGACCUAUAUGGGUUACGGGGACAUAUCAACAAUUCAUUAGGAUUUUCCGGGACACAUUUGACAUACCACCUAUGUCUGCCAUAUAAACCGUAAAUAUUUUACAGAUUUAUGAACAAUGCCGUUAUGGAUAAUAGUAAGUUUUGAUAAGAAUUAUUAUCAUGUAUUUAUUUUUUUCUAUUUUUGCAGUUCUGCUCUGAAUUAAAUCAGCCAUCCCUACCCAACAUUCGUAAGUGGAAAGGAGUCAGAGGCUCUUGGAAGUGUGUCAUAUCCGAAAAGCCAUCAUCCUACCUAAACGAGGUACACAACGUCUUUAUUUUUAGUUACUGUUUUGUUUUGUUUUUUUAAUUUUUAAAAAAAAUUUAACUCAGGGAAAUCUCACUAGGAAGAUGUUUUUAAUUUGUUUUGGCACUUACCUCAUUUUUUAUUAUCAUUAUUUACUGGCCAAGGACAGGUAUCCGGUUGUUUGUUCAAAAUCCUAUAAUGCAGUGCCAACUCAUAAUGAUUGAGCUGAUAUUUAGAUAGUGUGUUCGUGUAUGUGGAAAUAGUUUUCUUUUUAAUUGUUAUUAUGUGUUUUGUGAUUUUGAAAUUCAGUUACGGGUGUAGAAUUAUUAGUAUUUCUUUAAUCCCUGCUUGGAAGAAACAGGUCAGUCGAGAUUAGAUUGCACUACAAUUGGUAAAAAGGUGAGCAUAGCUAAUAACAAUACAAUAUAACUUAGUAAGUAUUUACACUAUACUAUACCUUUUUAGCCUCUGACAUUUUUAGUUAUGUGUUCAGAUUGUUAAUGCUUUCAGCAUUUCCCACCUCCCAUCAUUACAUUUAUCCCUCAACUUAUGGAGACAUUAUUCUCUGUGGGACUGUAACAUCAUUUGUUUAAAGCAGACAGGCAGCAGUUCUGACUUUUAAAAUAGUCUGGAGUGGUGAUGACCACAUUAGUAAAAUGAGAAUAAAGUUGUUGUUGUUGUUGUUUUUAUAUUAUGCAACCCGAGCUCUGCCCACCUUUUAGUUCAUGGGUGCCCACAGUAUAAGAAUAUAGAUACAAAGUCCCAAAAUAUUCUUCUUUACUGUUUCAUUUAAAAAUAUUCCAUUCUUCUGCUGUAGAACAGUAUAUUGGCACAUAGACUCAUACACACUUAUGAACAACUCCACACACUGUAAUCAUGAUGAAGAAGACUAUUUGUAAACGGAUUAGCAACAGUAUGAGCAUCUGAUUUUGGACAUUGUAUCUAAAUUCUUACCUAUCGGUGAACACAGGAGUGGACCACCCUGUUAAACCCUGCAGGAGGAUUUGCUAUAUAGUGUCACGGCUUUGGGUGUGACAUUCAUUGGAAAUACACUUACCUUCAAAUAAGGCAUGUGAUUUUUCUUCCACAUUAGUAUUUUUGUUUUUGUCCACACAGGGAGCAUGUGUCCCAUCUGGAAAUUUGGCUUUUUUAAAUUUAAAUGGUCUCUUUUUCCAGUGCCAAAACUCACGCGGCGUGCCGUUUCCACAAUCGCCCCAUCCAAUGCUUCUCAUAGAGAACCCUUACGGGUGAGAUGUGCAUGUGCGGCAAGUGGACAUCCAAUCAAAUGCUUCUCAUAAGAAAGUAUUGAAUCCAAUGCAUACCUAUGAGCUGCAUUUGAUGACAUUUGACAUCCUCAUGGAGUAGAAUGUCACACGAACAAGUCAGACUUGGUUGUUGCAGCGCAAGUGCCUUUAUCAAAUGUCAGGAAGCCAGCCACAAGAGGCGUGUUUAAGCCUUUUUUUAGAGUGAUGGGCUGAAAUGAUAGAUUCAUUGAGAUUAAGUGGUUUGGUUCUGUUUAUAGGUUAUUAUAGAAAAGUGUGUGCUUUAUAUAGAAUUGGACUUAGAAUAUUUAUAUGGAAAUGUUUUAUGAUAUUUAAUUUUAAAAUGUCUAAUUUUCUUUCCACAAUCCCCAUUUAAAUGAAAAAUACCCUAUUUUUAAUUGGUCUUUGACCAUUUACCAUAUAUACUCGAGUAUAAGUCGAGUUUUUCAGCACAUUUUUUUGUGCUGAAAAACCCCCACUCGACUUAUACUCAAGUUAAUGUCUGUAUUAUGGCAAUUUACAUUGCCAUAAUACAGACCAGGACCGCCAGGCUCAUUACAAGCCCGGCGUUCCUGUUGGGGGCUGGCAGAGAGCUGUUACUUACCUUUCCUGCAGCUCCUGUCAGCUCCCUUCUCUCUCCUCCGUUCCGGUCAGCUCCCCUGUCAGCUCCACUGUAAAUCUUGCGAGAGCCGCAGGGAACACUCCGCGCGGCCGCGAGACUUACAGUGGAGGAGAAGGGAGCUGACCGGAAUGGAGGAGAGAGAAGGGAGCUGACAGGAGCUGCAGGAAAGGUAAGUAACCUCUCUCGUCCAGCCCGCCUCCUGCACAGCCCAUCCACUGGACCACCAGGGAAUGAGAGCCCCCCUCCCUGGCCAGGCAACAAGCAGGGAGGGGGGACGAAAAUAAAUAUAAAUAAAAAAUUUAAUAAUAAUAUAAUAAAAAAAAUAUUAAUAUAUAUGUAAAAAAAAUAAUUAUUAUUUAAAAAAAAUAAUAAAAAUGCCCCCCCCACACACACACUGCACUCAUACACACUGCAUUCAUACACACACACUGCAUUCAUACAAACACACUGCAUUAUAUACACACACGGCAUUCAUUAUAUACACACACUGUAAAUAAAUAUUCAAUUAAUAUAAUUUUUUUGGGAUCUAAUUUUAUUUAGAAAUUUACCAGUAGCUGCUGCAUUUCCCACCCUAGUCUUAUACUCGAGUCAAUAAGUUUUCCCAGUUUUGGGGGUAAAAUUAGGGGUCUUGACUUAUAUUCGAGUCGACUCAUACUCGAGUAUAUACGGUAAUUGGUCUUUGACUAUUUAAAGAAGGAAAAGUUCAACAACUCUGUAGCAGCUCUAGUACCUUUAUACUAUGAAGUUUUUUUAUAUAAACAGCUCUAGUACCUCAUACUAUUCUGUUAUUUGUAUAAACAGCUCUAGUACAUCAUACUAUUCUGUUAUUUGUAUAAACAGCUCUAGUACCUCAUACUAUUCUGUUGUUUGUAUAAACAACAGCUCUAGUACCUCAUAAUAUUCUGUUAUUUGUAUAAACAGCUCUAGUACCUUAUGCUAUUCUGCUAUUUGUAUAAACAGCUCUAGUACCUCAUACUAUUCUGUUUGUAUAAACAGCUCUAGUACCUCAUACUAUUCUGUUAUUUAUAUAAACAACAGCUCUAGUACCUCAUAAUAUUCUGUUAUUUGUAUAAACAGCUCUAGUACCUCAUACUAUUCUGCUAUUGGUAUAAACAGCUCUAGUACCUCAUACUAUUUUGCUAUUUGUAUAAACAGCUCUAGUACAUCAUACUAUUUGGUUAUUUGAAUAUAAGAAAUUCCAAAAUAGAACGUAAUGAUUAUAAGUAGUGAUGUCCCGAACGGUUCGCCGAGUGGUUCGCCGCGGAUGGCGAACAUAUGCGCUGUUCGGUCCAUCCCCUAUGUCAUCAUUGAGUAAACUUUGACCCUGUACCUCACAGUCAGCAGACACAUUCCAGCCAAUCAACAGCAGACCCUCCCUCCCAGACCCUCCCACCUCCUGGACAGCAUCCAUUUUACAUUCAUUGUGAAGCUGCAUUUUUAAUGAGCUGUCCAGGAGGUGGGAGGGUCUGGGAGGGAGGGUCUGCUGUUGAUUGGCUGGAAUGUGUCUGCUGACUGUGAGGUACAGGGUCAAAGUUUACUCAAUGAUGACGAAUAGGGGGCGGACCGAACAGCGCAUAUGUUCGCCAUCCACGGAGAACCGUUCGGUGAACCGUUCGGGACAUCACUAAUUAUAAGUGGUUGUUUUGUUUAAUUUAUUUGAUUUAUGGAUCUAAGUUUAAGCAAAAGUAUACCGUUAUAGUGAGUGAUUUAAGAUUCAUUGGCCUUGCUCAAUCUGUACAUCAUUUGACAUAUUGUAAACGGUAGGAAGCGACAAAAGCUAAAUGAUAUUCUACCACUCUGUUCCCUGUAUAGUUACUAUAGAAGUACUACACUCCUUCAUUAUUUUUAGGAUGGAAAUGAAAUAUCUGGAAUAUUCAAGCCAUGACAAACUGACAAAUCCAGAAGGAAAAUUUAGAUAUAUUUUAAAGUCAUGUGAGGUAAAGCAGACUCAUGAAAAAAAAAGAGAAGGUAUUAUAUUGUACAAGAACUGUACAAUGAAAAUGAUUGUAUUGAUGAUUACAUUUUGUAAUCACAGAUAAGUUACUCAUACUGCACUGAAAUAGUUUAUAUCCAUACUUAAAACCAGUUCACGCUCAGUGCAACAGCAAAGAACAAAUUCUCGCUCAGCAUUUAUGUCUCUUUGCCUCAUUUCUAUUUCUGUGUAUUUAAUUACAGAAUGAUUUUGAAAAGACAGUGAAUUUUUAUGACCGUCUAUUAUCUGUAACUCCAUUAUUAAUUUCCUGGGCCUGGUUUAUCUCUCUCCCUAUCAAGUUGAGAUAACCAUCAUUUCUAUAAUGAAAUAACAUUUUAUGUUUCGUCGUUAUGGCGUGUAUGACAAUGUGGGCCACAAUAUCAUUGCUGAAGCUGAAAUGGGGAGAAUGCUGUGUUGCUUUUUUUGUAGAGUUGCAAAAUAUACAAUUUAAAGGGUUAGCACAAACACUAUAUGCAUUUUGCAUUGCACCCCAACUCUCUGAGAAUAGUGGCCCCUAGUGGCAGAAAUCUGUAUUAAUUGUUACCAAUAUAACAUAGGCCAUCAGUGCUAUCAAUCAUGUUGGCAGUAAAAGUUAUUUUAAUUGUAUUAAUUUUAUAUUUAUUUUCCUCUGAGAGAACAGAGCUGAGGACUGCCCUGAGCCUCAGCCAAUACUAAACAUCCUCUGUAGUUUUCCUCUUUUAAUCUGCUGUAGAGGAAACAGUGACAUACAAAAAUGGAAGGGGAAAACCGGUAGAUGAAGGGACUUCCCAAGUUGGGGCUUACCUCUAUUUUGAUGCAUUAUAAAGGUUAUGCAUUGCAUAUUUAUAUAUGUUAAGAAAUCAUGCCUGUGACGAACCAGUGUCCUCAGGAUUUGCUAAGUUUGCAUUAGACCCGAGAGUAGGUAAAACUACGAUGCAAUCACAAAGUUAUGAGGGUGGCUUUGGGAAUUGUAACAUGGCAUACCUAUGUGAUGUAUUUGACUGGUUUAAUUAGAUACAACAGUUAUUGGUAACAGAGUGAGGAAGGCUGUGGCAGGAGACCUCUCAACACCAUUACCAUAUGCAAGUAGCAAAGGCUGUCAAUUUAAAGGGACACUCUUAUCAGCAAACCUCAUCAUAUCUUUGAAGUGGUUAUGGUGCCUGGGGUCGCCUGGUGCUAUCCUACUGUUCAGUGUUAAACCGGUUUUGAAUGGUCUUUUGCAGACUAGCUCGCUCUGCUGCUCAGACUUUCAUAUCAAUCCAAGCAGUAACAGGUGCCAGAGAAAGGCAGAGAGCGUCAGCUGAGCACUCUCCGUCUAUCACUGUUACCCAGCGCUGUUAUGAGUUGAUCUGAGUAAAAUGUAACUUCUUUCUAUUAAACCCUCCAGUAGGGGUUGAGCUGCAGGCACCCUCAUUUAGUGUGAAACCAUUCAACAUUUGUGUAAUAUUGAACCAUGAGCCAGUGCCAAUGGCCUGAAGGCACAAUAACCACUUCAAUGAAAUGCAGUGAUUGUGGUGUUUAUCAUGUCCCUUUAAUACACAGCUGGGUAUUCAUUAGCUUGUAGCAAGAGAAUGAUUUAAGGGCUAGCUGCGCAAACUCCAAAAGAGUACCUUUUAUUUUAUUUCCUGUGUUUUUUAAAUUAUUGAUAAGAACUUGAAACUUCAAUUUGCUGCACCCUUAAUUAAAUGAGCAAAUUACAUAAUUUCUAGAAACUCUUAUACUCAUCAGUGGCCCUGCUAGUUUGACUUUCAAAUAGUUGCACUCUGUGGAUUUUAUGUUAUGAGCAGAGUGAAUUGAAAACCUCUUCAUCUUGCCACCCAUUGUCAGUGUUACGCUCAAGGAUUCAGCUGUUGUUUAGUACCAAAAGGACAUUGUUAGACAGAGAGAGUGUUAAUAUGUCUCUAUAGUAAACAUUCUAUUUCACUAAAUGCAGACUGCAUCAUUUCCAGGCUCUGUCUGCUCAGCACAUUAAAUCUGCCCCAUUUCUUUCUUUCAUCAGCAAUGCAAUGGGGGAAUUAGAGCCAAUGAGAUGGCUCAAAUAAAAAGCUUUUACUUGCAAUUAAUGGCAUAUAACUUGCACGGGAAGACAAAGGCUUACAGUAAUGCUAUUUCAAGCAAUCAUCAUUUGUGAGAUAAGAUGCAAUUUAUAAGUUGUUGAUGCUGAGUUGACUGGAAGCUGCUUUACCACUAAUACCAGUUUAAUGGGAUCGUAUUGAUCAUGCCAGUGUAUUGUUUCAAGAUUUGGCCCUGUUAUUUUAUGGUUUCCUGUAAUAGCUUAUAGCCAUGCAAGUGUGGUAAUAAUCAGAUCGUAGGGCCUAACAAAGCUUUGCCAAGAUCACAAAUGUAAGGUAAGGUAUAUCCACAACAUUUAUGGGUUUAUAAUAAGUGUAAAGCUGUACAAUAACCACUCAAAGUGCUGAUAUCAUGGCUGCCUGUGUUUCAGUUAGAUCACAGAUACUGCAUGUAACGGCACCCCCAGGCAUAAAGGGGAUAUUCCCCUUCCAGAUACACAGUCAGCUACCAAAGACACCAAUCCACCGAACCGGAGAAGUAUACGAAUGCUCUCAAACAUACGAAUGCUGUAAACAGUCGAAUAGGAAAAACCAUACAAAAGGUUUACACUCCUAGCAGUCGAACUGGAACAGCAUACAAUAAAUCCCCCCAAGAACGAGACAAGGCUCCGUGUUGAGGGUCAAAACAGGAACAGACAGAGCUGUGGGUUUAUUGUUCUUAUAUACACAUUCUUACACAUUAGUACCACCCACAGGGUUUUGGAAAACAACCAAUAAACACGUACAAUACACUCAGACACUCCCACACAAAAUCAUCCCCUCUGCCUGUAAUACAAUUACAUUACAUAAUGGGUUAAUGUAAUUAUCACAGGCAGAGAAAUACAGUUUUUCCACAUUAUUCAUAACUUUAAAAGUAUACAUCACAUUCACAUACAAUUACAUUUUCAGAAUCAGCAUACUCCAAAUACAAACAUAUGUCAAAAUCAUCCAGAUUGGUCCAUUGGUUCAAAAGAUAGAUCGAAGUCCUUUGUGACCAAAUGAAACAUGGCUUUUCUGCCCAAAACCAGUUCCACAGAGUCUUCUAUCCGGAGAUAAUUGGGAAGUAAUCCAAUUAUCUCCAAGGACAGAGGCAAAACUCCAUUGAACACAUGGUAGCAAAAGACAAUAAAAUACAUAAAAAUAUAUAACUGUGCAGCUAUUGCAUAAAACAGGUACAUUCAACAAAUCCCAAGAUAGCUUAGAUCUUAGCGCACAUUAUUACUGAAUGGCGUUCAGAUCUCAUACACACAGUUCAAUUGCCAUGGAGCCAAAGUCUUUCACAUAGUCUUUCGUUAUACGAAUGGGCUCCAUGGCAAAGCUAUCUGGGGUAUCAUUAUUCAAAUAGGGCAAGUACCGAAUGACCCGGCUUUCGUCUCUUUGCAGGGGAAAAUCAAGCGUUUCAGCAUGGGGCCAUAGUCUAAAGGCAGCAGGCGGGCAACCAGGCUCCUCCAAUGCACAGUAGCCCAGAAAUGUGUCAGUCCAGUCCCAGUUUAGGAGAAACUUUCCAGGUUAUGUUUCCCUUGUGACCUGUUUCACACUGAUCUGGUGUACCUGCCUUGCCACGUAAAUAAUGAUGUAUAUUGUGUACCUGGCCCACCUUAAAGGGACACUCCAGACCCCUAAAGCACUUUAGCUUGCUAAAAAGCUUCAGGUGUCGAGAGUGUCCUAUUUUUUCAUUUUGCAGAAAAUGCAGACUUCAAUAGAAACUGAAAAAUCAAACAUGUUUAGGUGAAGACUAAAGAUGGAUGUGAUUUUUUUUUUUUUGUAUUUUUAUUUUAGAAAGCUGAAUAUUCUGGAUUUCUUUGGGACACGUCAGCUGGAAUUGAACUAAAGAAUGUAAUUUUACAAGAAAACCAACAAACUAAUGGCAGCAGCAAGAAUAUAUAUCCAUAUCCCUACAUUGCACAUUUCAAGGUAAUUCAUUAAUAUAAUGUGUUGCAUCACUUACAUUAAACAUUGUUGAGUGCGGGAAAUAGAAUUGAUGGCCCCGAAACUUCAUGGAACUUUCCCUGAUAAGGCAACCAAAUGUUGAUAAUUACCCUCUUACUCUGGACCUCCAGCAAGUCCUCUAUAUUAACAUGAUAAUAGUUUGAUAUUUAAUUCUUAGUAUUUCUAAAAUCAAGGUGUGCAUCAGCCCCACAAAAUUAAAAAAAAAAUAAUUCCGAUGUUUAAUAUUAAAAAUAAAUAAAAAUAAAUAAAUAAAAGCCUCUAUUUGGAAAAUUAAAACAUUUGCUACUUCCCACUACCUUGGAGUCCCAUCUCAACAUCCUUUGCACUGGUGCACACGCCACCCUGCUAAUCUUCAAACCUAUCUAUCUGAGAGCCGGGAAUGGCAACUUUACAACAUUCCUGGGAAUCACAUCUGAGCUCUGACUUAGAGUUCUAAACCACACACUUCCUUUCUCGACUUUGCCUCCCCAGCCUAGGGCUAAAUAAAAAUAUUAUUUGCCUGCCCGGCAUCUGGAACAAGGCAUGUCCUGGGCGUUGGACGAUAUGAAUUCCUCAUCCCUGUUAUAUAUUUUCUUCAUAUUAACUGUGUGUGUUGAUUAAGAUGGUAUUGGCGGUAUGUUGUAUGAUGUUCUGUUUAUGUUUUAUACAUAUAUUUUUUAAAGGUGUGCAUAUUUAUUUACAUUAUAUUUCCUCCUCGACAAAAUUGAUCCUCUGUUCAUCUUCACACAGAACCAUUUUUAUCUUUCCUUUUCAGGUCGGAACAAAUGAAGUAACACUGGUGAAUAUUCACUUGUCCCCUAACCUUGGGGAAGCCGGAAAGCACCAGAGUGACGGCCACAAAUUGGCAACCUUUGGCCAAACACUGCAGGAAACCCUGAAAGGUAUGCAAAGCAGCAUAAGCUUGAAGUAGGAACAUGACCCAGCCUGCCAUUAAUAGCCAUUCCAAGAAUGCUUCCUGGUAACCUGCAGAAAGCAUGUUUAUCGCACAACCUUCUAGCUUCGUGCUGGCAAUCAAUCACUGGGCACCUUGCUGUCUUUUAGACAUGCUACACUAACUGUAUCUGAUUGAUGGGUCCAUGCAUUAGUUUAGCUCUCAAGGACGAGCGAAAUACAAAGUGGAUACAAGAAACAAUCUUUAGUGCAGUGGUUUGAAUAUUAUUUCUAUAUAAAUAUAGAUUUUUACUAAAGCAUUGAUGCAUACAUUAGAUAUUUCUGAACUACACUCCCAUGAUGCCCAGCGAGCCUUAGAAAAAAUGGAGCAAUCACCAUGGAGAUGAUGUGGCGGGAGGUUUAUAAUAGGAAAACAGGUGCUCUUUUGGUUGCAAAAAGCUAAAUACUGAGAUAGUAUGUUGGUUUACAUGGAGACUGCUCGUAGGUUAGCACUUUGCCCCACAAUAGCGCAGAUUUUGUCCUUGAUAAAUCGCCCCCAUGGUUGGGUGGUAACAUGCUAUUCUAAUAAGCAUUAUUUUGUGCUGAGAAUCUUUCAUGAACAUUAUUGACCAUUGUGUUUAACUAAUGAAAUUACCAUUAUUUUAAUUGACUGAAUGAGAUAGGUAUAGAAGAGAGGAGAGGAAUGAGAAGGAAUAAUUCCAGCUGGGCUGGUAUAUUAUAAUUCUCCAAUACUUAUUCAGACUAUUUAUCCUCUAUGUCUGACAUGAUUUGUGACUUUAAACUGCAGUGCUGUCUCUUAUAUCUGCAGAGUGACAUUUCAGAAAUAGAUCCCUGGAAUUUCUUAUGCAACAUUAGGAGGUAUAAACAAGGCUUAAACCCCAAGAUGCAGGAUCCUAGAACCCAGAACUGUAUUACUGACAUUCAACGUUUGGUGCCUUUAUAACUCCUCCAUCUUUAUAAAAUCAAUUUUGUAUGUAAAAAAAAUAAAAUAAGGGGGGAUGGGGUGUGCUUCCGUGCUGACUGGACACAUGGAAGAACAGCUCCCAUUAUCAAUAAACAUUUGGACCAAUUUACGGGUUCUGACCGGUGUCUGGAGCUGAGGAGCGAUAACACACACUAACCAAGGGUGCUAACUCACCUUCUGAGCUUGAAAUCCGCACCCUGGUCCCUUGUGACGAAACAUCCAGCAACCAAUCCUGCUUGGGUGGUGAGUGGAGUAGUCGGCCGCCGCUCUGCUAUCCUGCCUGUCGGCAAUGGAAGGGACCUCCUGAUUUGCGUGGCUCCAGCCCCGUUCCCCCCCUCUGGGCCGGGGGGGAUUAUCCCAGUCCACCCUGGGGCCCAGAUAAUGUCAGGUCGCACUCACCUCUCAAGAUGGCGGUGACGCCUGCUCUAAAUCUCGAGCACUCUGUGAAGAAGGCGGCCUCCCUCGGGGCUCUUGGCGCCCUCUGUGGACAACCAUGGAAACCAGCACUUGGAAUACCUGUGGCUUUAAUGGUCUGACCCGGGCGCUAAGAAUCGACACCACAGCCCCACAACUGAGAGCACUUAGUGCCCUUCAGCUGUGCCACUAUAAAAUAUGAGUAGAACCACUGUAGGGCUCCUCUAUACCAACUACAAGCGGAUGACCCGAAUACACUCUGCAUCAACUAGUUAUACAACCUGGAUGGCAGUCUGGCGGUAUGCCGGAGGAAUCACAUCUGUUUGAAGGGACUGUGUCCUGCUGGUGGGGGGGAUUGAGUAGUCUCUAGGUGGGGACUGGGGGUGUCUCUUCAUGUUUGACUCGCUUUCCUUAUGCUAUUUUCUUUUUAUCGUCCUGUUCCACUGAUUGGCUAAGCAUAUGGUUGGGCUCAGGGAUCUUUAGUAGCGAAGGCAUGUGUUCCUCAGUUUUGUGAUAUCCUUCAGUUUCUUUUCUCACAUGCCACACUAUCUCACGUAGUUAUUUUUCUUUACUUUAAAACGUAUUGUUCAGUAUCUACGACAUAAGCAUUAAAUAAAAAUGUGCUAUGACCUUGCAUGCCAGACCAAUGUUUUUUUUGUGUGGUUCGCAUGGCUAGCUCUAGCUAUUGUGGCAUUGCCAGCCUGUCUGUAAUACCUAUGCAAGUAAAAUAAAGAAUAAAAAUAAAAAUAAAAAAAAUAUCUGUCUUGGGGCGUGGCCUACUGCGGAGCUGAAUGGACGUGCACUAGUUCAGCAAACCAAAACUCGAUCGAAAAUCCACUCUAAUCGUAGACUCUACCCAAGUAUGGGGAACCCUAAGAGACAAAAUUCCUCCCACAUUUAAUCAAGGAGAACACCCGCAACAAAAUCGGGCUCUCUAACUCGAUAUUACUACAGACCGCAAAUUGGAGGCCGCGGAAAACAAAAUGGCGAUGAUGGAAAUCCAAACGGACUCCUCUCCACCUAGUCCAGCACCAUCUGAAGGCUCUUAUAAAUCGCAGGAGAUGCAUCUCCAGCACGUAUUUUGGGUAUCUGGAUACAUUUUUGAUAAAUUAUUAGGAACAUAAUGCCAUCUAUUAAUAAUUUUAUAAUGGCUCUCAGUGAUAUUUAAGCAAUGUAUGGCUUUAAUUACUGCAUUAUUUGCAAUUAUCCACUCUUUUCUAGAGAUACUGAUCUGUAAGUCCUUUUCCCAGGAAUUAAGAGCUGGAAAGACUGGAAUAAUUUUAAAUAGAUCGCACAGGUUUGCACAUCUUGAUACCAAUUUUUUAUUACUCUUAAUAUUUAGUAUAUUUAAGAAAGAUUGUAAACCUUCUGAAGUUUCUUCUACUUUGUGUUUGUUUAUAAAAUGCUUUAUCCUUGAGUAUGUAAAAUUUUCUUUAUAUGGAAGGGAAAAAGUUUUUCUAAUUUGUUCAAAAGGAACAAUCUGAUUUUGUUGCAUAAUCUGAUCGAUUCUAUGUAUACCGUUAGCCUUCCAAGUUCUAACACUUAAGUCUUCAAUAUUAGCUGUCAGGAUAUUUAAUGGCAAGUCUUUAAUAAUUUUGUCUACAAUCUUGAGUCUCUUUUUCCAGUUUUUCCAAUGUAGCAUUAAAUUAUUAAUGAUUAAACCCGUGUAGAGAUUAUCCUUAUUGUUAGUUUUCCAAAAUACGGAUAAUAAAUCUGGGGCAUUCAUUCUUAUUGCUUCUAUUUUGGCCCAAGCUUCCUCCAUAGAACUCUCUUUCAAAAUUGUAACUAUAUGAGCCAAUGCGCAUGUCUCAUACAACUCUAGCAUGUUAGGCAAACCCAUUACUCCAUUUUUAGAAUUUUAAUUUUAUAUCUUUCUAUUGACUCUAGUUUUUUUUUUUUUAACCAGAUAUAUUUUUCUAAAGCAGACUGGAUCAUUGUAAGCCAUGGUUUUGGGACUUUUAGAGGAAGCAUACGAAAUAUGUAGCUCCAUUUCGGGAUUAUAUAGGAUUUUAUUAAGUUUAUCCUGCCUGUCCAUGAAAUCUCUGCGUUUCUUAAAUCUUUUAGUUGUUUAUUUGUUUCAUUAAGGGCAAUAUAUUAUUCUCUACAAGUCAUAUUUUGCUUUAAUCCUUGCUUGCACAUCUUUAGGUAAAUUUUUUGCUAAAAGCAUGGUUUUAUCUGUAUUUAGGUUAAAGUUUAUAUAUUUGCCAAAUUCUGAUAUAACUUUUAAUAGUUCCUCAAUUGAUGUUUCUGGGUCUGAAAUAGUAACCAAGAUGUCAUCCGCAUUUAAUAAUGUUUUUUUUCAGAUAUAACUCCCCUCCCUAUAGUUCUAGCCAUUGGGGCAACAUAGAGAGCCAUAAUGGCAUCUAAAAUCCAGCCCUCAAAUCCAAAGGCUCUCAGAGCCGCCCUCAGGAAGUCCCACCUGACUUCCCACAAUAGUGGAUAUUAUGGAUGCUGUUCAUGAGUCGGAUGUCCCACUUCUGACCCUGUCAUUGGACGCGGAAAAGGCAUUUGACAGGGUCAGAAGUGGGACAUCCGACUCAUGAACAGCAUCCAUAAUAUCCACUAUUGUCCUUACGCUAUUAGUAGAGUAUCUGUCUCUAAUAAAACCGACCUGAUCUUUAUGGAUCAAGUUCGGUAAAAUGAUUUGCAACCUGUUUGCUAAAAUGCUUGAGUAUAUUUUGAUGUCUGUAUUUAACAGCGAAAUAGGACGAUAGUUCUUUAUAUAUUCUGUUGUUUUUUCUGGUUUAUGAAUUGGAAUGAUGUUUGCAUAUAGCAUUUCUUUUGGAAUGUCUUUUUCCUUUACUAUGUUAUUAAACAAAUCUUUUAGAUGGACUAGCAGGAUGUCUUUAAAUUGUUGGAAAAAUACAUUUGAAUAGCCAUCUGGACCAGGGUUUUAUUUUUUUUUUAGAGUAUCUAUUGCCUUCCCGAUCUCUAUUUCUGAAAAAGGUUCACUAAUGGAUUUUAAUUGUUCCAUAGAUAGUUUUUUCAUAGAUUUAUUAUUCUUAAAAUAUGAAUCUGGGUUAUUUUGUUGGUUAGGUAGGUUGUACAAGUUCUGAUAAAAACUAUUAAAUGCUUUACCUAUUUGUUCUAUUUUAUAUGCCUUGCGAUCCCCAUAGUACUCCCCAAGAAAUUCUUCGACACGGUUAGGGUGAUGGUCACGUAAUUUUUAUGGUCGUACUCGCAUCCUCGACUGGCAAACUCUCUCCUUACCAAACCAGUGGGUGCAAAUAGAAACAUCCUUCUUUAAAACUCCCAUCCUGACAAUACCAUGGCAGAAGUCAGGCCAAAUGUUACUACGACAUAAACACAACCCGACCAUUGCAACCACGCUGAGAGAAUGGACAAACAUUACGCGGGUUGGGGAUCCAUCUCCAUACCCCUCCCCACUCUAUCCGCUCACUCACAACCCCCUCCUACAAGCAGGUUCCUCCGGUAAGCCAUAUCAGCUGAGUCACAACAAGCCCUACCUCAGACUCCAGUACAUGGUGCAAGACCACAAAUUAGUACCUUAGAGCACUCUCUUCUCAACGAAAUCACCUACAGGAAUGCAACACCUCUACUAUACACAGAAAGCUCACUUUAUCAGGAGUUUGAAGCUCCUGCCGGAUGGAGAUAGGGACCUUACAGCUUUCGAGCAGCUGUGCAUCUCACACAGCUUAAAGCAAAAGACACUCUCUACUAUGUACACGAUGCUACAAAAAGCACAUUCCCCUGAGCCCCCAGGGUUCACGGGGAAAUGGGCAGACGAAUUGCAUGUAGAUAUCACACCUGACCAGUGGCAGAAGAUAUUCCUUAGCGUACACAAGAUAUCUACGAAUCUCGUUACACAUGAAAGUCAUUACAAAUGGCUCACUCGCUGGCAUUACACCCCAACGAAAAUACACAAAAUACAUAAGGACACCACAGAUGCGUGCUGGAGAUGCGAAUAACCAGAUGCACACCGCACACAUCUGGUGGCAAUGCCCUACAAUUACAAAAUACUGGAAACAAAUUUACACACUGGUACAGACAAUCACGGCAACACAGUUUCCUUUUUCCGCAGAUCACCUCCCUUUUCUCUUACCCCCCUAACAGCGAGGACAGGGAUAGACCUGGCUACCCACUUACUUAUGGCAGCAAACCAACUAAUUCCAGUCCAUUGGAAACGGAUAGAACCCCCGUCCAUUAGGGAAUGGAUCAAAAGGGUAGAGGGUGUAAGACACAUGGAGGAAAUCAUUUACGCCAAGUCCGAAAAUGACACAAAAUUCACGCACAUUUGAGCACCAUGGAACACUUUUAUACUAGCAAAAACCAAUUCUCACUAAACGGCAGACAUUUCCGGACCGCACGCACUGUCGCUCAGACGUAGAUGAUAAAGGUGAGAGAGCCAACUCUCGAAUAUCACACAUCUCAGGUACUUAGAAAACACCACACCCUGAGGUAGAUAAUACAGCUAUUGAUACGACAUAAUCCGUACUGGUGACCAUAACACACUCCUGCGAUGACUCGACAUUCCUCAUUGUAAUGAACUACACAUACGCCAAAAAGUACGAUGCCAAAUAUACACUAUAAUUUUACCUUAUCUUUGAACCCCAAAUGUUGAACUGUUAACACAAAUAUGUUCUAGUGACAGAUGGUAUACGUAUUGCUUAUUACAAAAGACUUUGUCAAAUGCGAACUUUGAUACUGUAGAAAAACACUAACACUAUUUGCGAGACUGUUAUUCUGUAAAAUCGUCAUUUGAGAUCUUUUGUUACAUUGAACAGAAUGUUAAUGUGAACACUUUGGAAAACCCAAAAAAAAAAUAUUAAUAAAAAAACAAAAACAUAUCUGUCUUGAUACUGUUAAGACGUCUGUGUCAUGUAAAUAGUUAGGGAGCCUUCAGUAAUGUGCAGACAUAUUGUGGCUAACAUUUAUAGAGCUGACAUGAUAGGUCAAUUAAUUAAUGUACUGACUCGUCAAACCUCACAGUUCCGUGUUUCAUUCCCAGCAGGAUCACCUCAGCUUUUUAUCCCUGCAAACUCUGUGAAAUAAGUACAGUUGAGCUGGAUAAUAGUAAUAAUGUUUAUUCCACAGGAAAAAAAAAAAACAAUCUCAAAGUAUCCUUCCUGAUAAAAACAUUGAUUAUUAAAUAAGGGAGUUCCCAGCUAUGUUUAUAUACCAUCUGUUGGUCGGUUUGAAGAAAAUGCGUACAAACUCUGUACUAUUCUUACAAGUUACACAUUUUGGCAAAUUUGUUUCCCUUACAAAUUGGGGGCAUGCCAGCCAUUCAAUUUUUAUAUGUCACUUCACAAAGAAAGCGAUAUAAAUACUGAAAUAAAGUAAUGAGACUUUCUCUUCAUAUUGCUAUUCCUGCUGUUCCUCCCCAGGAGUUUCCUUCCUUGGUAAGGGGAUUGAUAAUAACUUGGCAGCACAUGUAGGAAUGCACUACAUUCCUAAACGUGGAAAUAAAACGUAUAAUAACCCAGGUUUUUUUAUAUAAUUCAGCCAGAGAUCUAAAAUCAGAAAAUGGAAGAUGAUAUAUUACUUUGGAGCCAAUGGCUCAUUCUAACAGCUAAAACUGUGUUUUGUUUUUUAACCCCUGCUGUGACAUUCCGUUUAUUCGACGACCCCCAAUUUUAGACUAAAAAAAAACUUUCAAAAAAACAACAUAGUCUUAUACAUGGAAAAAUACCGUAUUUAUAUUCUCCUUCAUCCUCUGAGUGUAUCAGUGUCACUGUAUCUACCAUAACUGAGUUUGUAAAAGUCAUAGUUUCAAAUUAUAAACAUGUCCUUGUUUCCAUGGAUUGUUUUGUCUGUUUUAUCACUUGUUUUCAGCUACAUCCCCUGAAUGCAAAUUAUUAUCUGUAGUUUUUGAUAUUCCUGAUGCUGUCCCAUUAUACUGUAUUAUAUGUGCAAAUAUAGCUCACUCUACCCCUGUCUAUAGUUUGCACACCAUAAAAAGUAUGACUUAGAAUAAUACAAUUUGCAUUCCACCACAUGUGAAGUGAAACUCUAAUUCCUAAUCAUAGUAAACAUAGUGUGCUCCAGAUACUCUGGAAUGCAACUACCGUUAUUCUCAGCAGUUCUACCUUGAUAACAGUUGUAAUUUUCAGUGUCUGGAGUGCAAGAAAUCAAUAUGAAAACUCCUUAAUUUCUUUAAAGGACCAAUAUAGGCACCCAGACCACUUCAGCUCAAUGAAGUGGUUUGGGUGCCAGGUCCCCCUAGUUUUAACCCUGCAGCUGAAAACAUAGCAGUUUCAGAGAAACUGCUAUGUUUACACUGCAUGGUUAAUCCAGCCUCUGCAAGCAAACUGUACAACACAAAGGUUGAAAUACAGUACAGGGUGCCACAAUCACAAAAUAUGAGGUGGUUAUAGUUACCAAAACGUAGAGUUAAGGAUCAAACUCACAUGAAAAAGAGAAACAGAGAAACUUUAAUACAUACAAAAUAUAAAAAAAUGAAAGUAGAAACACACGGAGUAAAUCGGACUUAUUUGAUGCUGGACGUCCUCAUGGAGUCCAGUGUCAAAAAAGAUCCCCAUAGGAAAGCAUUGCUUUCCUAUGGGUGGGUUUGAAUGUGUGCGCGCCUCUGCUCGGGUCCACUCGGGAGCUGACGUCGAUGGAGUAGAGGUCACCAAUGCCGAGGGAGCCCGGCGCUGGAUUACGGUGUCUAGGGCUCUAUAGCGUUAGGAAUACCUAUUUGUAUUCCUAAUGCAGUAGUGCUCCCUUAACUCCAAGCCUUGCUCUAAUCAUUUACUGUAACUUCCAUAAAUCCUAGCCUUAAUAGGACACUCCACUGUCCAAAUAAAAAAUCACUGUUUAGUAGAUACACCCCAAAUAAUAUAUGUAAAUUGAAUUAUGCUUUUUUUAUUUGGGGUAUAUUUAAAAAGCAUUUAAAAAAGCUGCAGUACUCUUAUCUGCAGCCUUUGCAAGCCCUCCCCUUCUAACCCCGCCCAGACUUUCUGUGUCUGUCCAAUCACAGACUUCCCAAUACAGCUCAAAAGUCUUUGCAAGGCAGAUUCUCUGACUCUCUUGAAUUUAGCUCCACUUAGCUAACCAAACCAGGAAGUAACCGGAUCACUUGUCUGAUUAACAGCCGGGGGUUGUGACAAGGUUAUUUUUUCUUCUAUUAAAACCUGCACUUUUUGUAAAAUGAAAAAAAAAAAAGGACACACUUUUCACAAAUAAAGCACUUCAGCAAGCUAAAGUGCUUUAAGGUCUGGAGAAACCAUUUACCAGUAAUUUCUAGCUCCACAGUAAUUCAAAAUCUUCCACCCUAACAAUGAGAAUAGCUGUAGUCCACAGUAUUAUGAGUGUAACCCUUUAAUUCAUUUUAUCCCCUUGCCAAAACCUAAACUCUUAGAGAUAGUCAAGCUAGUACUAUCCACAUGUAGUCUCGGUUCACAGUAUGCAAUCCUAACCAAUUAAAUGGCUGUUAACUGAUGCUGUGUUGAAAGAAAUGCAUUGCCAGGUCAAAGCUGACAUUUCGAACAUACCGUUAUGAACCAUUGCACCAUUCGGAUGUCUUCAUUUCAAAAGCAUUCCAUUAGAACUAGCUACUAUAUUCAGGGUAUAAACACCUACAUAUGAAAUAUAUCUGUCUCUCCCUCUCUCUCUCCCCUUGCACUCAGGCUAUAUAAGUAAAUCCAAUGCCGGAUGCUAUAAACCAGAGUCUGUAAAUACGAAAGUAUCAGGAAGAUAGCUUGCACUCAGUCUUUUUUAAAAUAUCAUACUUUAUUGAAAAUUAAUUAAAAAGUGGAUCAACGUUUCAGUCCCCAUCCGGGGCUGUCAUCAGGAUAUAUAUAUAUAUAAAAUCUAACUUCUGCAUAGACGGUAUUUUUCCUAUCACAGUGUUUUUAUUUUAUUGUCAAUGUACAUGUUUCCCAAGAGAAUAUCAUCAUAUGCUUCAUACUUGUUGAAAUCUACUAAAAACAUAAAUCACGCAAAGAAAUAGAGGUUUAGCGAUAAUAACAUUAGGGCUAACAUAUGGUAUUAUUAAAAUGCAGUGCGUAUUUAGUAAACAAUUAAUUAAUCAACUACUGUGUAAAGCCCCCUGCGUAAGCCCAUUAAAUAACAAAUAAAUGCAGCCUUGUUGUCUGCUCAUAAUUUUGAGCUUUGAAAUAUAUAGCUUAGCCAUUUCAUCCUGUCAUUUAUUAAAAAUAUGCUCCAAGUAACUGAAUGAUGAUUUAUUUACUAUUGAUCUGGCAUUGCUGGUGGAAUUAAAAGGUUUGUUUUGUCUUGUUGCACCCAAGAGCUAUGGGUUAUAUUACUAAUAAAAAUAUGCGUUAUGAGAGGCACACGUAACACGCCUGGGUGUAGAUACAUGGAAUUCCAUUCUUGUUGAAGUAGGAUAAAAUAACAAAUAAAAGGGUCCAAGAAUACUUGUAGAGAACAAUCAAAGUCUGUGUGAGAAUGCUAUCUGAAGCUAUACGUUUGAGCUCUAAGAUGUCACCUACAUGUAAAUGUCUGUGGUAAGCACUUUGCUUAUAUCUUAAUCUCAACCCCACCAUAUUGUUUUCCAAUAGAUAAUAUUUUAUUUAAAUGUUCUUGUUUGUUUGCUUUUCUAGUGGAGAAGGAUGUGAUCAUUUUAGGAGGUUUUAGCCUCCCCCCAGAUGUCGGUGACUUUGAUUCGCUGCGUAAAGAGAAGUUUCAAAACCUACUUCCAGCGAGCACCUUCACCAACAUCAGCACAAGUAACCCGCAGGGGAAUAAGUCCCUCGACAACAUCUGGAUCAGCAAGAGCUUGAGAAAAGUUUUCACAGGUAAGCAUUUUGUUACAAUGUAAUGGUAGUAUUGAUGGAAUGUGUUUGGGAUACAUUUACUUUGUAUAAUAACUACUUGCAAGUUCCAGAAAAAUUUUACUCUCAAGUUCAGUUGGGUGCUAUAGUGAGACGUGUGCUUCAAGUUAACUUGGGUAAUGAUUAUGUCUCUGCUCUGGCAAUGGGUCUGCCGCUCUCUAAGUAACACAGUGAAUGCCAAGUUUGCCACAAAUUAUUAGUGCCUGGGCUAUAACAUUUGCAUUUGGCUCACCAAAUUUUAAAUAGGUUUGGUCCCCCUUGAAAAAAAAGGGAAAUGGGAAGAAGAGAUUGUAGAAUACCUCUCAGCCCAAUUUGUGUCUGGUUGAAGGACUGAUAACCUGAAAAGCAGAAUAUGGCAUGAUUAUGCUUCUUCCUCUAAUAAAUGCAAUGGCAAUCCCUAAGCGCUCUCAAAGCACAAAUAAGACACAAAGUGCUAUAUAUUUAUGUGUAGAUAACAUCAUUAGUGUAAUUGGUACCGUUAUGUGGGAUUUCCAUGUUUAAAGAGACACUAUAGGCACCCAAACAACUUUAGCUUAAUUAAGCAGUUUGGGUGUAUAGAUCAUGCAUCUGAAAUCUCACUGCUUAGUUCUCUGCUAUUUAGGAGUUAAAGGAACACUAUAGUCACCUAAAUUACUUUAGCUAAAUAAAGCAGUUUUACUAUAGAUCAUUACCCUGCAAUUUCACUGUCAUUUAGGAGUUAAAUCACUUUGUUUCUGUUUAUGCAGCCCUAACCACACCUCCCCUGGCUCUGAUUGACAGAGCCUGCAUGGAAAAAAAAACUGGUUUCACUUUCAAACAGAUGUAAUUUACCUUAAAUAAUUGUAUCUCAAUCUCUAAAUUGAACUUUAAUCACAUACAGGAGGCUCUUGCAGGGUUUAGCAAGAUAUUAACAUAGCAGGGGAUAAGAAAAUCUUAAUUAAACAGAACUUGCAAUAAAGAAAGCCUAAAUAAGGCUCUCUUUACAGGAAGUGUUUAUGGAAGGCUGUGCAAGUCACAUGCAGGGAGGUGUGAUUAGGUUUCAUAAACAAAGGGAUUUAUCUCCUAAAUGGCAGAGGAUUGAUCAGUGAGGCUGCAGGGGCAUGUUCUAUACACCAAAACUGCUUCAUUAAGCUAAAGUUGUUCAUGUGACUAUAGUGUCCCUUUAAAUCACUUUUGCUUAUGUUUAUGCAGCCACAGUCACACCUCACCUGGCUGUGACUGCCACAGUCUGCAUGAAAAAAGUGGUUUCAUUUUCAAUCAGAUGUUAGCUUACUUUAAAAGUUUUUAUCUCCUGCUCUGUAAAUUGAACUUUAAUCACACAGAGGAGACUACUGUAUGGUCUAGAUGACUACUAAUACAUGAGAUAUGCAAUACUAAAUUAAACAGACUGUGCAAUAAAGGAAGUUUAAGCAUUAGAUCUCUCUUUACGAGAAGUGUAUAGGAAGGCUGUGUACGUCAAAUGCAGGGAGGUUUGACUAGGGCUGCAUAAACAAAGUGAUUUAUCUCAUAAAUGGCAGAGAAUUGAGCAGUGAGACUGCAGGGGCAGAAUCUAUACUCUUAUACUGCUUAAUUAAACUGAAGUUGUUUUGGUGCCUAUAAUGUCCCUUUAAGGGUACCAAAUUAAGGAUCAGUUUAGUAGAUAGCUCCCUAAUUUGGUAUUCUUAUGUAAAAUUUAAAGGGACACGGUAGGCACCCAAACCACUUCAGCUUAUUAAAGUGGUCUGGGUGCACUGUUCCAUGUAUCUUAACACUACAGUGGUAAUUAUUCCAGUUUCUGAGAUUAACUCCACCUCUAGUGGCUGUCUACCAGAACACCACUAGAGGGCUUUCUGGUGUGAAACAGACCUUUGGUCCGGUAUCUGAUGCUCAACGUCCUCAUGCUUUGAAUGAGGACCUCAUGCGUCCGAUUUUUCCCCCUUUGGAAAGCAUUGAUUAAUGCUUUUCUACGGGGAAAUCCUAAUGUGAGCGCAGGCAUUGACAAGGCAGGGGAAGAGUGUGGGCGGAGCCUGACCCAGCACCAAGGGACAUCUUCGCUGGAUUCAGGUAGGUGACUGAAGGGGUUUUAACCCCAUUCAGCCCUGCGGCGGGGUGUGGGAGGGGGGGCACUGUAGGAGACUAUAGUGCCAAGAAAACAGCUUUGUUUUCCUAGCACUGUAGAAUACCUUUAAGGAUACCAAAUUAAAUAAAGGUACCAAUUAUUUAAUUUAUAAAUAGGAACUAAUAAAUUAAUUGUACAUGGAAGAAUUUUCAGUCGUCAUUAUUCCAUUCUUUCAAUGUGCCGUUCAUAUAUUCGGAAUUCAGACGAAUGACUGAACGUGCCGAUAUUCUUCCUAAUUGUGAUUCUUCCAAAAACAAAUCAAUAAAGAUUUAGAUAGAUGCAUGAAUGCAUACAUGCGAGAUCAGCAUGUAUGUAAACAUUGACCUUUAAAUGGUGGGAUUCCCACAUCUAACUCUUUCUGUUUUGAUUUCAGGUAUCUCUUUAGUUGUAAGAGAAGGCCUCACUAAUCCGUGGAUCCCAGAUAACUGGUCCUGGGGUGGAGUGGCUUCGGAGCACUGCCCUGUACUAGCCGAAUUCUACAUUGACAAAGACUGCAAUAGGAAAGAGGUCAAUCCCAAGGCCAAUGGAGUCACAGUAGAAAGGAAUGAUGCAAAUACAAAGCACGAAAGAUGAAAACUCAAGGGAUUUUUUCCCUUUUUUGACUGUGAAUCCUGAACCCAAAACUUUACGCUUUGCAUACUUUAAAUACUAAUUUUUUUGUUCAAAGUACCCUGCCACAUCUCAUGCUGUAAAUGGAUAUUAUAUAUAAUGAAAUGUGUUAGAUCAGCCACUGUCUAACUUUCCAUCUCACCUUUGUGUGGACUGUUGCGGACAUGGACAAUAUAUAAAACAUUGAUAUAGAACAUAUAUGAGAAAAGGAAAAUACCGUACUUAAAAAUUUCUGUGAAACCAUUUUUUUUCCUUUUAUUUUUAACUGAUUCUUGUCAAGCAAUGCAAUAAUCUAAGACUGUAAAAAUGAGACCUUUAACACUGUCAGCAAUUUUUUCUCAAAUAAAUUAAUGAAAUUACAUGAA
This is a messenger RNA of Pelobates cultripes (western spadefoot toad), 96004 nucleotides long. NCBI's taxonomy places the organism in Eukaryota, Metazoa, Chordata, Amphibia, Anura, Pelobatidae. The record is from the annotation of a GenBank genome assembly.